Messenger RNA from Podarcis lilfordi (Lilford's wall lizard), 90612 nucleotides. The record is from the annotation of a GenBank genome assembly. NCBI's taxonomy places the organism in Eukaryota, Metazoa, Chordata, Lepidosauria, Squamata, Lacertidae.
CCUGUGAUAAAAGACUGCAAAGAUCUCCGUAAUGUAUUGUGGGGUGCAAAAUAGUAGGGAGAGUGUUAAUUAAAGUGAUUUAAGAGGAGUAGGAUCAUGCCCCUAUCUCUGUGGUCAAACGCACGUGUUAAACUUCAAAUCUAUGCCCACAUUGGCCUUGUAGCUUCUGUUACAUAAGCAACUCUUCCCCCUUCUUUUCCUGAAGAUAGCAUUUUUUGAUUACAAAUAAACUUGCAACUUGUCUUCCCUUCAACCUUACAUAACCUGCAAAUAAGGUCAUUUUUCCCCCUUAUCAAAGUAACAAAUAUUUGCAGUGUGUCAGCUUGCAGAUAACUCUGUGAGCCCUGCUAGAUCUUGCUUAUAAAAGGCCAUUGUCUGAGGAGCUUGUGUUAUAUCUAUUCAACCAUGGAGAGAAAUAAGAAGCUUCAUUUUUUGGCCCUUGCUCUUGCAGGUAAGAUAGAAUUUUAUAGUUGGAUAGAGGUACAUUGGAAGGUGUUUCAUAUUGAGUCAGUCCAUUGUUCUAUCUAGUUCACUAUUGUCUAGACCAGGGAUUCCCAAACUUGGGUCUCCAGAUGUUUUGUGACUACAAUUCUCAUUACUCUUGACCACUAGCUAGGGAUGAUGGGAGUUGUAGUCCAAAAACAGCUGGAGACCCAAGUUUGGGGUUCCCUGGUCUAGAGCAACUGGCAGUGGUCCUCCAAGGUUAUAUGACCCUUUGCCAGUCGGAUGCCAUCACAUCAGCCUCAGUUUGGGGCCAAUGGAAUUGGUCACCCCAAACAUCCUCAGGGCACCAGGUUGGCGGUUAAACAUUCCCCUGCUCAGCUCCAGUGCUGAAGUCAACUUUGCUACCUUCACAGGUGCAGUUCUCUGUUUAAGUCAAAUGUGCCUUGGGGUUAUGGAACAAAAAUACUCUUUUAAGAAGUUGUAGUUUUGUUGUUGUUGUUUAGUCAUUUAGUUGUUUAGUCGUGUCCAACUCUUCGUGACCCCAUGGACCAGAGCAUGCCAGGCACUCCUGUCGAAAGAUGGUCGAUACAAGCUCCUGAGGAUAUAUUGUAGUCGCUUCAGCAACAAGAACAAACCAACAGCUAAUGUUUCCAAUGACAUAUGCUUCAGCUAUCGGUGAGAGAUGACUCAGGAGCGAAAAUUGAAAACUACUUGUGCUAGCGCAGUGAUGGGGUAAUGCUUUCUCCUAAAACAUUACAAAAAGGUGACCCUUCCACUCUGUUACCUCAGUAAAAUCUCUGGUUCAUGCCCUGGUUGUCUCUCAGGUAGACUACAACAAUCUUCUCAUUUCUGGUCUUCCAUUGUCUCACUUCGGUUCCCUCAUGUCUAUCCAGCAUUCAUGUGCCAAACCCCACCCACCUUUUUCAUCACUCUGGCCAUGGGACACUCUUCCUCACAUUGGCUUUGCCCCUCUCCCUGCAUCUCUCCACACUUAUAUCCCAAUACUUGUCUGCAGUCUUCACUCUUCCAACUCCACCAUCUCAAGGUCUCCAGCUUGCAGGGCAAAAGACUCUGCCUUUUCUUCUUCUGUUGUUGUUUGUCGUUUAGUUGUGUCCGACUCUUUGUGACCCCAUGGACCAGAGCACGCCAGGCAUUUCUGUCUUCCACUGCCUCCCACAGUUUGGUCAAACUCAUGCUGGUAGCUUCGAGAGCACUGUCCAACCAUCUCGUCCUCUGUCGUCCCCUUCUCCUUGUGCCCUCCAUCUUUCCCAACAUCAGGGUCUUUCCCAGGGAGUCUUCUCUUCUCAUGAGGUGGCCAAAGUAUUGGAGCCUCAGCUUCAGGAUCUGUCCUUCCAGUGAGCACUCAGGGCUGAUUUCCUUAAGAAUGGAUAGGUUUGAUCUUCUUGCAGUCCAUGGGACUCUCCAGAGUCUCCUCCAGCACCAUAAUUCAAAAGCAUCCAUUCUUCGGCCUUCUUUAUGGUCCAGCUCUCACUUCCAUACAUCACUAAGAAGUUGUACUGGGGGCCUGUAAAGGUGAACUGCGGUAGAAAAGUUGCCCAGAUCAAUUUGUGUUUCCCUUGAUAAAAGACUUUCUUCAAAAUGCAUCUAUAAUGCAGCUGCCCUUUUUCUUGUUCUUGGAUUGUGUUCAACAGCUGUUAUUGAUUCUUCAUUCUUUCACUAAUUCAAUGGUGUGUGUAUCUCACCCUUCCAAUGCAUUCCAUUUUUUUGGAGCAGUUUACAAUCGUUCAAAGUGUUGUGAUCCAUAAGAACAAUAUACAAACAGUAUGAGGAGAUAGAAAUUCAGAGACUCCCCAGAAAAGAAACCCUCGUCUGCCUAAUAUGACAAAAGCUUGCUGGAACAGGGAAGCUUUCACCAGGCAGUAAAGGAGAUGGCCAAAUCAACCUUCAGUAAUCUGGUGCAACCACCAAGAAGGCCCAUGCUCUUGUCCCAGUCAGUCAGGCAUCCUGCACAGCUGGGGCAUAGAGGAAGGUGUUUUAGGGAGUAGCAGGCUGGUUACAGGUACUGGGAGAGGCAGCCUUUAGUGUAUCUUGGCUCAAGCCAUUGAUCUGCGAGGAUGUCUACCUCUUUCGAUCAUAAGUAGCAAACUAGUUCAAAGCAGUACCAAAGAAAGGGGAGAAGAUACUGGAAAGGAUGAAUGCUUUUUGAUAAAUUAACUGGCAGUCUUUCAGUUCAAAUACCUCCCCUAGUGGCUUCUUUGUCUCUUUACAAAUAAGACCCUGCAGGUUCUUUGAAAAGGAUGGUUUCUGAGCAAUUUGUAAAGAAACAUGCCCUUGAAGAAGGCGCUUUUGCAAAUUUUGCAGGCAAAUUUAACAAUAAACAUGCACCCUUUCCAGCAUCUUUGAGAUACACUUCCCCUGUUUUGUUUACAUCAUUAGAUGCUUCCUGCUUUGGAAGAUUUUCCUUUCAGCAAAAUAGUUCCCCACACAACGUGCUUUAGGUUGUAGCUCUUCUUUAGGAACAACCGGACUGGUUUCAGCUGGAAAAAGGCAGCAAUUCUGCCAGCUAUCUGCUAAAGCAGGUAAAAUGCAAUAUCCCUCUUCUCUCAAUUCCUGUGAUGGUGCCUUCCCGUUCUCCCCCAAAAUGGGUGGCCAAAUAUUGGCUUUGGGAAUGGCUUGUGGCCAUUCUUACCAGCAGGCCAUAAAGAAUGUCAGUCACCCAUAUGGAAAACCAAUACAGGCAUCAUCUGCUUUCCCCAAAAUGAGAGAUUUUUUUAAAACCACCAGUGGGCAGCACAAGCUUUUGCUAAGGGGUUUUAAAUCGUUUUUAUUAUUAAUUCUAAGACCUUCUGUGCGAGUUCAGAUCUAGAACUAAAACGCUUCCCUUCUCUAGAGAUUGCGUGGGAUUACGUAUUUAUUUAUUCACGGGGGAGAAAGCGUAUGGGAUACGAUCUCAUUCAAAAUGUUUCUGUUUGCAAAGUGGAAUACAAUGAACAGUAUUCUUAAGGCCUGGCGGGAUUAAGCAUUAUUCUAAGCAUGCCAUAGAACAGUUCCCAAAGCAAACCGGGUCCCUGCUGUAGCGCAAUUGCCAGAAUUGUGGCAGCACAAUAUGCAGAUUGUGCUUAUCAAGUGUUUUCAUGGCACUUUAAAUAUCGGUACAUGAUGUCCCUGUAAACUUCAAUAUUUAAAAGGCCACGAACAUUCUUGGCAUCAGGUCACCAAAGAAAAGAAUUUCUGGGGGUGGUCUGGCAGAAACAGCUGCACCUCAUAUUGAGGGAACUCGGAAAUCUUGACAGGGUGGACUGGAAAGAUGAUAGUUGCAAUUUGCUCAACAAAUACUCUGAUGUCAAGGUUCUUUUAAUUCUGCAGAAUUUAUUUGUUUUUUGGGGGGUAGCAAAUGUGCAGGGACUUGAGCUAUAUCUCUGUAAAGUUCACCAUUACCCUGUGGGGUUAGGAAGCAUUUUCAGAAUGCCAGAAGUCCCAAAAUGUUGUCAAAAGGCAAUGGGAUCGUGACCAGUCAAAUAGCGCUAGGUGGAAAUAUGUAGACCAUGGGUAGUCAAACUAAGGCCCAGGGGCCGGAUCCAGCCCAAUCGCCUUCUAAAUCCCGCCAGAUGGACCUGCCAGAUGUUAGACAUGCAUUCCCAUUGGCCCCAGUCAAGAAAUUUAGCUGCCUGAGGCAAAGGACAAGUUGUGCAUACCCCCAGUUGGACUGGUAGUUGACGUUUUCUCCAAUACUAGUGAAAGGACACUUGAGGGCAGCAGGAUAGUGUGUGGGGGAGGAGGCAGGCCACAUGAUAAUCAUAGCUCUGGCCAUGCCCCCACCUCAUUAUUUGCCGCCUGAGGCAGCUACCUCAGUCUGCCAGCCCUGCCAAUGGGUGUUCAGUGCUAACUGAGCCCUUAAAAACUCCCUGGGUGUGGCUUACCCCUUCCAGGCCCUGUGGAAGAAGUCAGACCUAGGGAAUACAGUCAUACCUCAGGUUACAGACGCUUCAGGUUGCGUUUUUUUGGGUUACGGACCGCCAAAACCUGGAACGGGUUACUUCCGGAUUUCGGUGGUCAUGCAUGUGCAGAAGUGUCAAAUUGUGCUUUGCGCAUGCGCAGAAGUGCCAAAUUGCAACCUGCACGUGCGCAGACGCGUCGCUGCGGGUUGCGAACGGGCAUCCCACACGGAUCAUGUUUGCAAUCUGAGCGUCCACUGUAUACAGAAAAAUAGAGAAAAUGGUGAGCAGGCUUGUUGGCAUGUGAGGCCCAUCGGGACAAGAACGCUACGUCUUCACUGGCAACUGGCCCAGGGGCUCACUGGCCUGCCUGUUUCAUGGGUUGUCUCUGGUUUGGAAGGUUCCAGGUUUCUGGGGUUGGGCUCAGUGUCAAGAUCCAGAUGUAGGACUCAGUUGACCAACUGUCAGUCACUGGGACCAUGACCCCCCAAGUUCAUAAAUUAUACUCUGGUGGGUAGCUAGGUGCAAGGUAUCACCUCCUAUUGGGCCUUUUUCCCAGCCAGAACUUGCUGGAACUCCAGCACCUCUCAGGUGGGCGCCAUUCCCAUUCUAAGAGAACAAGAGGUGUUUGCAGUGAGUUCCGGCACCUUCUUUUCCAGAAGAAUAGCGCUGCCUAUUAUAAACCCAUGGGAGUCAUACAUAUACUAUAGAAGUGGAUUAACUAGUUCCCAAUACAUUAACUGAAGAGUCAUCAUGACCAGAAAGAUCCUUUGGUUGGAAUUGUGAAUGUUGCUCCAAGCCACAGCUUCGCUCCCACAAUGGUUUAUUGUGUGACUUAACCUUCCUGCAGCUUUGACUUGCUUCUCAUAAGAAAAGAGCCUCGCUUCGGAGAUGGAUUCAAUCACUGAUAUACUGUUAAAUUAAAUGUGGAUAAUUACGUUGAAUUGUAAUUUGGGAGCCAGCAAUUAAUAUUUCCAGAAGCUUUAGUCAAAAGUGAAAGGCUCCGUGCAGUGGGAUUUUAAUUGACUUUAUAUAAUGUUUGGUGGCAACAGCAACUUCUUAUUAACAUUCAUUCUUAGGAAGGAACUAAUCUUGCAUGCUCCACCUUAUGUAAUUUAUUUCUGAGUGGCAUUUGUGAACAUCACCCUAAAGAGGGCAAUAGACAAAUGGUAUUGAGUUGGUAUUAUGACAAUGGAGAGGGAAGGUUGCUAUGAUGGCACCUACAUUGGAGGGGCACUCCCUCUCUUCUUCACGUUGCCAAAAGAUGUCUCAGAAGCUCUUAGGUCACAUCCAGACCAUACAUUUAAAUCACUUCUAUGCUACUGUGACAGUCUGUCCUGAUCCUCUGGCCUACCUGCCAGCCAGAAAGUGUGCCAAGACCAAGUCCAAAAUCCGAGGGUUGUUCAGCAGCCACAAAGUCCACAGUCUGAGAUCUGAAGCCGAAGGUCAGGAAACGAGGUUUAGGGUCGAUCCAAGUCCCAAGUUAGGAUGCAGUCCAUCAUCAAGCCUGAAAUAGAAUCAAAGAAUCAUAGAAUCAUAGAGUUGGAAUAGACGACAAGGGCCAUCGAGUCCAACCCCCUGCCAAGCAGGAAACACCAUCAGAGCACUCCUGACAUAUGGUUGUCAAGCCUCUGCUUAAAGACCUCCAAAGAAGGAGACUCCACCACACUCCUUGGCAGCAAAUUCCACUGUCGAACAGCUCUUACUGUCAGGAAAUUCUUCCUAAUGUUUAGGUGGAAACCUGUGGAGGUUCAGGAGUAUCCAACACAAGGUCCCUCAGUUAAUAUAUUAAUAAAAAUAAUAAUAAUAGAUAAUUUUAUUAUUUAUACCCUGCCCAUCUGGCUGGGUUUCCCAGCCACUCUGGGCAGCUCCCAACAUAAUAUUAAAAACACAAUAAAACAUCAAAUAUUAACAAAACUUCGCUAAACAGAGCUGCCUUCAGGUGUCUUCUAAAAGUCAGAUACAGUGGUACCUCGGGUUACAGACGCUUCAGGUUACAGACGCUUCAGGUUACAGACUCCGCUAACCCAGAAAUAGUACCUCGGGUUAAGAACUUUGUUUCAGGAUGAGAACAGAAAUCGUGCUCCGGCGGCGCAGCAGCAGCAGGAGGCCCCAUUAGUUAAAGUGGUGCUUCAGGUUAAGCACAGACCUCCAGAACGAAUUAAGUUCUUAACCCGAGGUACCACUGUAGUUGUUUAUUUCCUUGACAUGGGAGGGCGUUCCACAGGGUGGGCGCCACUACCGAGAAGGCCCUCUGCCUGGUUCCCUGUAACCUCACUUAUCGCAGUGAGGGAACCGCCAGAAGGCCUUUGGAGCUGGACCUCAUUUCUUUCUUUCUUUCUUUCUUUCUUUCUUUCUUUCUUUCUUUCUUUCUUUCUUUCUAAAUUUAUUUAUUUGGUUUUUCAGAUUAAAAAUUUGCAGUCACAUGUCCAACAUACAGCAUAAAAACAAGAUUCCACUACAAGUGAUAUUCCAAUCCUACUAACGAUUUGAACUUUUUACAAUGGUCUUUAAGAUAAGAUAUAAAUGUUCCUUAUUAAAAUUUUGUUAUUGGCCCAGAGAUGGAAAUAAGAUAAAGUCCCUACCAGAGAAGAAUGGCAGAUCACGUUGAUGGAUUAUGCUGAAAUGGCUAAAAUGACUGGAAGAAUCAGAAAUCAGGAAGAUUGUAUCCACUAAUUUCUGUUUCUCCCCUCUUAGUUUUAAGCCAGGCUUACGCUGUGAGGGAAGAUGGACUAUAUGGUUACUCUUUGACCGGAAAACCAGAGAAGACAGAGAAAGGCUGGAGGUAAAAGUCCGCUUUUGUUAUUCCUCUCCACCCAAGUUCUUUGUGUAUUUAAUAUUUUGUACACUGACAACACUUUUCUGAUAUCUCUUGAUUUUUCCUCAAAUGUAAAGCCUUUCCUGAUUGUGAAGGAGCCAUAUACUUUGCAAAUGGAUGUGGAUUGUUUAAUGCUGAAAACAUUGCAAAGAGCAACGGAAAAGUGCAACGAUUGUGCAUAUGGCGCAAUGCUUAAGCUAGCAAAGAUAAAAGAUAGCUAACUACAUUUACCCGCACAGAAGCCCAGGCAAAGCUACAGUCCGAAGGUUGCAGUGUACACCCAGAGCUCUGCAUAAGCAAGAAUAAUCCAUUUCUUCUGUGAUGGCCUCCCACACAAAUAAUAAUAAUAAUAAUAAUAAUAACUUUUAUUAUUUAUACCCCGCCCAUCUGGCUGGGUUUCCCCAGCCACUCUGGGUGACUUACAGCACAUACAAAUUGUAAAACAUUAGACAAUAAAAAUUUCCCGAUACAGGGUUGCCGUCAGAUAUCUUCUAAAAGUCAGUUAGUUGUUUAUUUCUUGACAUUUGACAGAAGGGCGUUCCACAGAGCCACUACCAAGAAGGCCCUCUGCCUCACACUAUAUCAAGGGCCUACUCCCUGAUAUUGAGAAUAAUAAGUCAAUCGUUACUCAUGUGGAGUUCACGGCCGCAUCUAUAAAAAAACACUCUGAAAAAUAACCGCUUUAAAGCUCACAAUGGAAAAAUCCAUAGAGUUCCAAUUUCGACUCCACAGCGCCAUCCGGUGUCACAUUGUUAUAACACAUUUAUAACGUUUUAUUUUUGCUAAUGUAGCUGAGUCCAUGCAUGUAGUCCAUAGCUGUCAACUUACAGAUUUGAAAAUAAGGGACCAGCAGCCAAAAUAAGGGACCUGCAGCCUCACCUGUUCCAGGCACUCCAGUCUUCCUGUCCUCCUGCAGUCUGGUCAAACUCAUACUGGUAGCUUUGAGAACACUGUCCAACAAACUUUGUAACCAGAGGUUCAACUGAAUAGACUCUGAAUCACAUGCACCACAAGGCCUAUGCAGCCUCAACUUAAGAUGGCUCCCCAGCCUGGCUUUGCACUGCAAAGUUUGCAGCAGCACGUGCAACAAAAUGACAUCCAGCAUUCAAAAAACCCCUCAGCUUACAUUAACUAGCCACACACAAGGCAUGCAAGCUCCACCCCCCAGUCAUUCUUAGACUUCUUAUUGGGUGAGCAACACAGCCAAGCAACACAGUUGGAGCCUCCCUCCUCCCUGGCCGGCAGGGUGGGAGGGAGAGGAGCUGCUUCCUUUGAUAUUUAAGGGACAUCAUUUAAGGGACAUCCAUCAAUAAGGGACAGCAGUGGGACAUGGCGCUGGAAUAAGGGACUGUCCCUUCAAAUAAGGGACACUUGACAGCUGUGAUGUAGUCUAAGAUCCUUUGAGCUGAGUUCUACUUGUGGAAAGGGUGCUUGCGACACCUGCAAAUGGAAGAGGGCUAGGCAAAGUGUGCUGAUUCCUCUUUCCUUCUGUCCCCACACCCUCAAUCUUCUCUGGGACAUUGUGGGACCAUAUGGAGUUGCACAGGAGAGGGAGAUUAGGCAAAUAUUCCCUCUCUCCUUCUGUCAGAAAGAGCCUCUCCUGGAUCAGAGGUGCUACCCUUCACGGUAAAACUCCUUCUAUGAGCAGAAGGGUAUCUUAGGAUCCAGUCCGGAGUGUCUGGAGAGUAGAAACCAUUAAUGCUUUAUUUAUGCUCAUGGCAUAAGAAUUGAUUUGAUUUUCGCAAAUGGAAUUGCAACACAAUGGUUCUGAAUCAAUAAAACGGGAACUAGAUGACAUAAAGUUGGAUUUAAUUACCACAAACUGAAUCACAAUACAAUUAUUCUGGAUGAAUAAAGGGUUCACUAGACGGGACACAGAGUAAUAAUAGACAUUUAUGUCCCAGAUGCCUUCUCUGCCUGUGGACCUGUGUGGCCAUGUGGCAUUUUAUUGAAUUAUAAGGCCUUGAUUGUAGAAUUUUGAUCCUGAUUUAGCCGAUCCGGAUUAAAAUCCCAACCGAUCAUGGAUCCAUUUCCUUGAGUCUCCAUGUAAACUGUAUUGUAAAACACUUUGCAGAAAUGUCAUAAAGCGGUGGGUAAUAUUCUUUCGAUGGGAUAUAUUUAGACACAUGAACUGAUCACUAGAGUGAGAUUUUGGAGAUCUAUGCUUACCGAAUGUUCAGAGAACAAAAUAUUUUUCACUCCUUGCUGACUGCUCAUAGAAACAGACAAUAUAGUAUGAAGAUAAAUGGCGGUGUGUCUUUUCCAGGGUGGCCCUGUCAAGACGUGGAACAGCUUCCCUCUACGGAAAUGAUAUUCCUCAACUUGUGUUGGAUGUGGAGUUUCAGACAGAGGACAGAGUCAGGUUUAAGGUGAGUGAAAGAGAAAGCAAGCAAGGAAAGAAGUUGGUCAGCUAUAAUAAUAAUAAUAAUAAUAAUUUAUUAUUUGUACCCUGCCCAUCUGGCUGGGUUUCCCCAGCCACUCUGGGCGGCUUCCAUAGAAACCAAAAAUACACUAAAAUAUCACACUUUAAAAACUUCCCUGAACAGGGCUGCCUUAAGAUGUCUUCUGAAUGUCAGGUAGUUGUUUAUCGCUUUGACAUCUGAUGGGAGGGCGUUCCACAGGGUGGGCGCCACUACCGAGAAGGCCCUCUGUCUGGUUCCCUGUAACCUCACUUCUCGCAAUGAGGGAACAGCCAGAAGGCCCUCGGCGCUGGACCUCAGCGUCCGGGCAGAACGAUGGGAGUGGAGACGCUCCUUCAGGUAUACUGGGCCGAGGCCAUUUAGGGCUUUAAAGGUCAACACCAGCACUUUGAAUUGUGCUCAGAAACAUACUGGGAGCCAAUGUAGGUCUUUCAAGACCGGUGUUAUGUGGUCUCGGUGGCUGCCCCCAGUCACCAGUCUAGCUGCCGCAUUCUGGAUUAGUUGUAGUUUCCGAGUCACCUUCAAAGGUAGCCCCACGUAGAGCGCAUUGCAGUAGUCCAAGCGGGAAAUAAACAGAGCAUGCACUACUCUGGCGAGACAGUCCGCGGGCAGGGAGGGUCUCAGCCUGAGUACCAGGUGGAGUUGGUAGACAGCUGCCCUGGAUACAGAAUUGACCUGCGCCUAUCAUUUAUGCACAACCUACUGAUAACUCUAUGUUUAUUUUGUAUGUGUCUCUUCUUAUUUGGAAAUAGAUCUAUGACCCUAACAACCAACGCUUCGAAGUUCCUCUCAAGAUUGAAUCCCCUCCUCUCGCUGCUGCUGACACCAGCUAUGACAUUGAAUUUGUCAACGAUUUAUCUCUUCGGUUUAAAAUCAUAAGGAAAGCCACAGGAACUGUUCUGUGAGUACAAGCUAUAUUAAGUUUGCUUGCUGGGGGAAAAAAAAGAAAACAAGAAGUGAUGGAACUGAGAUGAGCACCAUUUCUCAUGCAUUACAGCUUGGCUCAGCAUGAAAGGAAAAGAAAAAUGAUCCUUUCUAUCCUGAGUAUAAGUUCUGUUUGUCACAGAAAUAGCAGGGAGCAAAUUAUUCCUUGUCUUCGCUGAAGGGAUAAAAUGCCAAGUGCACACAUGCAGAUGAAGAAAUAUUGAGUGAGUAUAUUUUCUUUCCAUAAUCCCUCAUCAGAUGGGUGAUUAGCUAAUACUCUUCGCCCUUGUGCAGAUAUGAGUUAGUGUUAUGUACUGAGUUGAUCAGGAUCCAAAAGGCAGGAGUCUGAUUGGUGCUAGAACAAUAGGAUUCAGAAUGCAGCAGUCUGAUUGGUGCUAGAACAAUAGGAUUCAGAAUGCAGUAGUCUGAUUGGUGCUAGAACAAUAGGGUUCAGAAUGCAGCAGUCUGAUUGGUCCACAGGAGCCACCCAAUCCAGCUCCAGGUGGAAGUGAAUCCGCAACCUGAUUGGCCUACAGGUGAAUCCUGGAAUUAGCCAAUCACGUGGGGCCCAUUGUGUAAAUAAUGUAUAUAAAGCAGACAUUCUGGGGGAACUUCCAUUCCUCCUCACCACUAUGAACUGAAUAAAGAGCAUGAAAUCCACUCUCGACUCCGAGUGUAUUUCAGUUAGUUUAAGACUUCUUCAAGAAAAGGUGCAUUAUCUGUGUCCAGAUCUUCACAUGUAAUGAUCCCACUGUAUCUACAUAUCCAUGUAGCCAUAGCCGGUCUCAACUUUUGGUCAUACAUACAUGCAGUGAAAUGGGUGAUCAUCAUCAUAUGUUAUAAUCUACAUGUAGGAUGGCAUUUAUUCUCACAUGAAAUCUGCGUAGGAAAUUGAGAAUGUAUGAAGAGGCCCUGGGACAAGGAUAAGAUCGUCUGCUAGGUUUUGGGCAUCUGGUUCUGGUUUCUGAAAUGUGGAUUUAAUGGCAUUUGCCAGCUUUACGAAAAGAGGAGACUGAGCAGUAGUUUAGAGGAAGCCAGAGGGCAGUCUUGGCUAAUACGUUUAUCGGCAGUAAAGCAAGAUGUUUGGCUGCUUAACAUUGCCGGGAAGGAAAAACAGUAUCAGGAAAUCAUGAUUCCUUUCAGGGGCUUAUGUAAGUUCUUGCAAAAUCUGCUUCUCUUUCUUUCUUUCAAUGGAGAAUUAAUUUUCAAGGUGAUGCUUGCUUAGUCGCUUUUACCAAAAGAGGAUGUGUUGAAUGAAACAUUAGCGUGGGAAAAAGGCUAGCAGGGAUUUCAUAUAACAUGUUCAGACAGGAGGGGGGAAGGCAUAGACAGUGCCAGGGGGAGGCAGGGGGGCUGUUAAAAACAACACCCCCCCCAGCAAGUCGCUCUCCUUCCCCUUAUUCCGCCCCCAUUUCUGAACUGUUUAUUAACAAGUGCAUUUUUUUUUCUUUCUCAAUUUUCACCCACUUAGAAAUAUACCGUAUUUUUUGCUCUAUAAGACUCACUUUUUUCCCUCCUAAAAAGUAAGGGGAAAUGUGUGUGCGUCUUAUGGGGUGAAUGCAGGCUGCGCAGCUAUCCCAGAAGCCAGAACAGCAAGAGGGAUUGCUGCUUUCACUGCACAGCGAUCCCUCUUGCUGUUCUGGCUUCUGAGAUUCAGAAUAUUUUUUUUCUUGUUUUCCUCCUCCAAAAACUAGGUGCGUCUUGUGGUCUGGUGCAUCUUAUAGAGCGAAAAAUAUGGUACUUUGACCCCUCAAUAUCCCCUCUGCCAUUUUUCCAUGGCAUGAAGGACAGAGCCAGUCAGUAUUGAUUUCAGGGUCUCAGCCCAAGUGAACUGCACUCUUCUUUAUUUCAUUUUUUGUGUGAAAUAAAAAUCCUUGCUCCUUGCAUUCAUUGGUUCCUCUGUUCAAACUGGACCUUGUUGUUCCCCUCAAAAAACUUUCACUAGCCGGACAAAGAGGAGAGGGGCAAGGGGAUGUUCUUGAGGCCAUCUUAGAACCAUGUCCGCCCAACUUAAACUAGCAGUGUGGCUAUUCCCGUACUGUAGUUGCAUAGCUGUCAACUUACAGAUUUGAAAAUAAAGGACCAGCAGCCUCGAAAAUAAGGGAGCAGCAGCCAAAAUAAGGGAUUUUCCGGGCACAGGUAUGUUCAACUUCUGAGCCCCUCUGAGCCAAAGGCAGAAAGCCCAGCCAGCAGCCAAAUGAAGCCUCAUCAAUAAGGGACAGUAGCGGGACAUGGUGCUGGGAUAAGGGACUGUCCCGCCAAAUAAGGGACACUUGACAGCUAUGUGUAGUUGUUUGACUGGCAUUUAUUCUUCUUGUUUGGUUUCUGCCUUUUCAUCCCUCCCUUGAAAUCAUUGGGACUGAAACUCUCAGUCUACACCCAUAAGCAUGCAAUUAACUCAUGCUUUAUAGGGAAGGGAGUCCCACUAGACCAAGUGGGAUUUUCUUCUUAGUAUGCAAGUUUAGGACUGUCCUGCCUUUCUCAUUUGUUUUCUGUGGGGCUUAGGCAUGCCCGGCUACUGCCACAUGCAUAUUUGCACUGGCAAAUUCUGCUACACAGAAAAGAGUGGAGUCAAUAUAGUCGGCUUAUCAGAAAGCCAAGCCAGGGUUUACAAAGGGAUGCGCCUCGAUUGCCUAACAUUAAAUGAACAUCCGUACAGUGGUACCUCAGGUUACAUACACUUCAGGUUACAGAUGCUUCAGGUUACAGACUCUGCUAACCCAGAAAUAGUACCUCGGGUUAAGAACUUUGCUUCAGGAUGAGAACAGAAAUCGCGCAGUGGCAGCUGGAGGCCCCAUUAGCUAAAGUGGUGCUUCAAGUUAAGAACAGUUUCAGGUUAAGAACGGACCUCCGGAACAAAUUAAGUACAUAACCAGAGGUACCACUGUACAGUGGUACCUUGGGUUACAUAUGCUUCAAGUUACAUACGCUUCAGGUUACAGACUCCGCUAACCCAGAAAUAGUACCUCAGGUUAAGAACUUUGCUUCAGGAUGAGAACAGAAAUUGUGUGGCAGCAGCGGGAGGCCCCAUUAGCUAAAGUGGUGUUUCAGGUUAAGAACAGUUUCAGGUUAAGAACGGACCUCUGGAACGAAUUAAGUACUUAACCAGAGGUACCACUGUAUAGUGAUUUUUUUUUUUUUAAAGAUAUUACUUGAAUUCACAACGCCCAAGAGGACCGUCACCACUACAGUCGUACCUUGGAUCUCGAACGCCUUGGCUCCCGAACAAAUUGGCACCCGAAUGAUCGAAACCUGGAAGUGAGUGUUCCGGAUUUCGAACAAUUUUCGGAAGCUGAACGUCCGGCGCGGCUUCCAUGGCUUCCAAUUGGCUGCAGGAGCUUCCUGCAGCCAAUCAGAAGCCACGUUUGGGUUUCCGAACGUUUUGGAAGUUGAACAGACUUCGGGAACAGAUUCUGUUCAACUUCCAAGGUACGACUGUAUUCCUUUUACAGAAUGGCUCAGCCAUAGGGUAUUCUCCAGGAGACCCUGGGUGAGUAAGAGCUUUCAUCCAGAUGUUAGAAGUUUGGGGUUUAUACUCUAGUCCAGGUCUCCCAUACUUGGUCCCCUCCAGAUGUUUUGGGUAGCAACUCUUAUCAUCCACAGGCAGCAUCAAAACAUCUGUAGAGCACCAGAUUGGGGAAACUUGCUCUAGUCCUGGCUCAUUUGCACCCAACUUGAUUUGAUUUAUUAUAUUUCGAUGCGACUUUUCAUACAAAUGAACCGCAAAGCGGAUUACAAACAAUCAAUAGCAAUAACAUAAGAGAACAUCACAAAUACAGCACCAAUCAUAUAGAAUAAUUAACAAAUCAUCAGUAAAGCAAUUACAAAUAACCAGUAAAGCAAUUACAAAUUAUCAGUAGAAUCAUAGAAUUGUCAAGUUGGAAGGGACCACAGACCACAAGGGUAAUCUAGUCCAACCCUCUGCAAUGCAGGAAUAUUUUGCCCAACAUGGGGCUCAAACUCGCAGCCUUGAGGUGAAGAGUUUCACUCUCCACCAACUGAACUAUCUAUGUCACCGGUAAAACAAUUAUAAUCUGUAAAACACUAUUAGCAAAACAACUAAAGUACAGUGGUACCUCGGGUUAAGUACUUAAUUCGUUCCGGAAGUCCGUUCUUAACCUGAAACUGUUCUUAACCUGAAGCACCACUUUAGCUAAUGGGGCCUCCUGCUUCCGCCGCGCCGCCGGAGCCCAAUUUCUGUUCUUAUCCUGAAGCAAAGUUCUUAACCUGAAGCACUAUUUCUGGGUUAGCGGAGUCUGUAACCUCAAGCGUAUGUAACCUGAAGCGUAUGUAACCCGAGGUACCACUGUAAUAAGCUGAGCAGCACAAUUGCAACAGAAGGCUUAUUACAGAACUCGCAAAGUACUACAGCUAAUCUGCGAAACAAUAUUGUGAGCAUGAACAAAAUAGCAUCCAGAAAAUAAACAGAGCGCUGCUGAAUUCAUGCACAAAUUCUCCCCACCCUGAUGACCCAUAAUCUUUCACUCUGUUCAGUUUGUUCUUGUUUGCAUUGUUCCCUGGCAUGAGGCUCAGGAAAGACCCAGGCAGUAGCAACCGGGGGGUUUCUCCCAGUUUUCAAACACAACAUGCCAUCUACACUGCUACACUGGCUGCUCCCGGAACCAUGUUCUGCCGACCAGGCGCCACUUUCCCUCCUAGUGAAACGCCAUCCCGAUACAUGUUUACCUGCAUAACAGGCAUAUUGAGACCUAAGAAGAAUCAGGUGGGUGAGGUGGGUGUGAAAUAUCAAGUGUAAGGUUAAAAAAUAAAAAUAAUUCUAAGCCAAGGCAAACUUUUCCUGGCAGGAAUUAGAAAACAGUGGAGAGGAAUAUUUAGAUAGGAUCUCUCUGUGUGUGUUUUCCAGCCAGGGGUUUCAAAAUUAAAGCAGAUUUUUUGAUAAAUGUGUGAAAAAGCAGGCGGUCAUUGGGGCUUGCAGAAGAGCUUGUGGCAGGAAAAAGGCUUUAAUUAAUAUGCCAGAAAACUGACACACACACACACACACACACACACAGAGAGAGAGAGAGAGAGAGAGAGAGAGAGAGAAUGUGUAACCAGCUGCAGCGGUGCAAGGCCACUUGUUUGCCAAUAAAGAAAGGGACCAAUUUUGCAUCUUUGAAAAUAAAAUAUUGCUCAGAGCAAUCAAUAAGCUGCAAAUGAGGCCGGCGGGCAGUUUUUCCAGCUGCAUUUGAAUGUCUGAAUAGAUGAUAAAUUGUGUCUAGAGAGCAACACAAAAUCCUUCUGUACCUGCUGUAUAAUUUGAGGGCCCCUAAAAAAGCUCUGUCAUCGCUCAACCACCUCUGAGUUCCCAGACCUUUUUGUACCUUUUAUCUCUGUCAAGCAGGCUUUAUAUUUUUGGAUAACCUUGCCCCAAAAUCCCUAAUGCACCUCCCUAUCCCACAAUUUUUCUGGCAUAAUUCAGGUUAACCCCAUUCCAAGGGAUGCUGUUGACAUAGUGACAUGUAGAUAUUUAUAUCCAGGGUUAAAUCACCUCCCUGCCUUUCUAUACUAUAAUCACUGCACUAAGUAAUACGACGCAUUACUUACUAUACCACAGAGAUUUAACAAAGACUGGCUAAUUUCCAUAGAUAAAUGGGUUAGACAGAAUAAACAUGCUUUUGACAGUGAUAUUAGGUGCUUUGCUCAGUUUAUGAUCUGGCUGCGAAGCAGCUAUCAAGACUUUUGCCCAGGCCAGCGUGGCUGCCCACCUCGUAGCAAUUGUCACAACUUGCGGUUUAGGCAUUGGGUGAGUCUCUGGUGGAGGGGAGGUUGUAGCCCAGGUUUUCCCAAAUUUGGGUCUCCAGCUGUUUUUUGGACUACAAUUCCCAUCAUCCCUAGCUAGCAGGACCAAUGGUCUCGGAUGAUGGGAAUUGUAGUCCAAAACAGUUGGAGGCCCAGGUUUGGGAAACAUUGCUGUAGCCUCUGCCUGCUCCUCCAGGUUUCGGGGGUAUCCUCUUAAAGGGAUCUAGUGGGAGUUGCUUCUUUCUGGAAGCCCAGCUGGGGGUGGGGGCCAUAGCACUCCUCAAAGGAGUGUCAUAGGCCCCUCCUUCACCCCUGGGUUGACCCCAUCUGGUAUACCCCAGAAGAUAGGCUGGUAUCUCAAUGAUUAUAUUCAGUGCCUAUGCCAAACCUCUGUAUCUGUAGUCAAUAAAGUUGUGGCCUGAUUUGACCCAAAAUGCAGCUUAUUGGAAUGCGAGUGGCGCUGUGGGUUAAACCACAGAGCCUAGGACUUGCUGAUUGGAAGGUCAGCGGUUCGAAUCCCCGCAAUGGGGUGAGCUCCCGUUGCUCGGCCCCUGCUCCUGCCAACCUAGCAGUUCAAAAGCACGUCAAAGUGCAAGUAGAUAAAUAGAUACCGCUCCGGCGGGAAGGUAAACCGCAUUUCCGUGCGCUGCUCUGGUUUGCCAGAAGCGGCUUAGUCAUGCUGGCCACAUGACCCGGAAGCUGUACGCCGGCUCCCUCGGCCCAUAAAGCGACAUGAGCGCCGCAACCCCAGAGUUGGUCACGACUGGACCUAAUGGUCAGGGGUCCCUGUACCUUUACUGCUUAUUGGGGUGACAGUCAUGGGGGCUGCUGGGGGGUGGGUCACGCAAAUUUGCUUUAUCUGGCUCCUAUAUUGUGUAACAUAUAGCUAUGUUCUGUAUCUAAGUGAAAAAUCCCAAUGGGAAGUCUUUAAAUGUCAGACUUGCAAGAGAAAAAGAGGCAGCAUAUUGAAUGGGGACAAGUUAGCCUGGGGAGGAGUGUACAUUCUUGAUUGCUGUUUACAUUAUACUCAGCAUUUCAGCUCCUGCAGAGAGAUUGUUUGCAGUGACCAAAAUGCAUGAGCAUCAGAUAGUGUUCGUAGGGGUUAAUAGGCCAGGACUCUUGUCAGAGGAGCUAAGUAGGCAAGGCUGCGAUGUUAAAUUGGGAGGACAUCAAGGGAUGACCUCCUGCAAACACGGUGGUUACGUAGUAAGGAUGGACGUCAGUGAAAUACUCUACACAUGAACAAUUUUUUUCAAACCUUGACAGCACCAGGCGUUAGGUGAAAAACAGAGAUUAGAUGCACAGCUAUUGUGCAACUGAUUCUUACAAUACUUAUGUGCAGAAUGCCUCAGCCCCAGGGCUGUAUAGAAGGUUAGUUCUGCUCAGAGAAGACGCAUCAAAAUUAAUGGAAGUGAAUAACUCAGGUUCGUUAAUUUCAAUGGGUUUACUCUGAGUAUAACUUAGUUCGACACAACUUUGUCGCUUUCAUGGAAGGUCCUUGUGGUAACCUCAGGGAAGGCCCAGGAAACCUUGUCUAAAUGUUUUCCUUCCGUUGCUCACAAUUGUAUGCUGCAAUGGCACUGGGAGCAUGCAAUGGCACUGGGAACAUGUUUUUAUGCAGGGUACCACUUAGAGCUUUUAAAAGUAUUAAGCAGUUCAUAGCUGCUUUUAAAUAAAUGCACACAUGGAUACUGUGUGGACCAACCCUUAGUUCUGAUGAACUGAGUGGAACUGAGUAGAAGACUAUGAAUCACAGGGAUGGGGAAAUAGAGUGUGUGAAUUCAACAGUGCUGAGUUUGUGUUUGGCUGUUAGUUAGUUAAGAUUGUUCUGUGGGUUAUGAGUGCUGUAAUGCUUUGGGAAUUUUAUAAUGAUUAGCCUUUUAUGUACAGUAGUUGUUCUGGGAUUUUCUGCAUGAAAGGAAGAUGUUCUAUAGCAUUCCCCGCAUUGAGUGCAUUGGGAUGCAGGUUAAACCACAGAGCCUAGGGCUUGCCAAUCGGAAGGUCGGCGGUUCGAAUCCCCGCAACGGGGUGAGCUCCCGUUGCUCUGCCCCAGCUCCUGCCAACCUAGCAGUUCGAAAGCAAGUCAAAGUGCAAGUAGAUAAAUAGGUACUGCUCCGGCGGGAAGGUAAACAGUGUUUCCGUGCACUGCUCUGGUUUCGCCAGAAGCGGCUUAGUCAUGCUGGCCGCAUGACCUGGAAAAACUGAUUGCGGACAAACGCCGGCUCUCUCGGCCAGUAAAGCGAGAUGAGCACCACAACCCCAGAGUCGUUCACGACUGGACUUAACUGUCAGGGGUCCUUUACCUUUACCUUUUUCACAUUGAGUGCAGCCUCCAGACUGGAUAAGGUUGCCCACCUCUGCAUUACAGAACCACCCGGUUAUACCCCCAUGUUACCAUGGGGUAAGCUUGUGUCACAAAUCCAACGCUAGGGGAAUAACUGCUACCUCUUGACCUUAGAGUUUAGGGUACUGUCCACAUCCUCUGUCCACAUGCAGAGUUUCUUAGACAUUUGCAUUCAUGCCGGAAACCAACCAUAUGCCAGGAAAUAAUGGAGUUCUGUGUCACCUCACUUGUCAAGAACUUAACUGUGAAACUACCCCUUGGUGGUAGUCCAGUAUCUCUGUAGGGUGGCCUGAUUACAUCAAAGUAACAGGAUCCUGAAUUAGAUGGAGUGUUACUUUGCUCCUACGUGAUCAUUCUCAAAUGGCCAACAAUAUAUUUUCCCCUUUAACAACUUAGUGUGGGCCUGCCAUUUGUAAUACAAGUCAGAAAAUCUUUCCCCCAGCCAGACAAUUUCUCUGCAAUAUUGACUGUGGUGCAACGCUUUGUUAAACGCUGCAGCUGGGAAAGCAAGAAACAAAUAACCACAUCUAAUCAGAAACUUUGCUAAUUUCCAAUCCGCUGCUCUGGAGUUCAUUUGUUAUAUAUAGAUUCUGGUGGCAAACAAAGGCUGCGAGGGGGCUUUCUGCAGAGAGAAAAGCUAUUAGAAUGAUUAAAAACGCCAUUGUUUUAAGCUGCAGUUCCUCCUGAAAGCAAUGCAAAUUGCUGCGUGGAAUUUGUACAGCCCCCAACACAGCCAUUCUUCUUGUUGAGCGUGUUCGAUUUUUGCAAAGAAUGAGGUGAUUCGAUUUGUUUUCGUUUGAGGGCGGUGUUUAGUAGGGUGAUUUAGAAAUCUGGUGUUUGUGUUGUGGUGUGUGUGCUUUAAUCUAGAAAUGCACUCUUCCAAGCAAAUGCAUAGAGAGAAUGUGCUUUAUUUCCACUGAAUGGGCAGCAGAGCUCUGCCAAGGCACGAAUGUGGGAUUUUGUGAGAUGUUUUCUUGGUGGAUUGCAUUCAAUACAAGGAUCUUAAUAGAACAGGCAAUUGCAAGAGAGGUUGGUAAGCCCUUAAUAACCAAUUGGUUACUUUAUUUAUUAUUAGAUUUGUAUCCCACACUUCACAAGGGACACGGGUGGCACUGUGGGUUAAACCACAGAGCCUAGGACUUGCUGAUCAGAAGGUCGGCAGAAUGCCCACAACGGGGUGAGCUCCCGUUGCUCGGUCCCUGCUCCUGCCAACCUAGUAGUUUGAAAGCACGUCAAAGUGCAAGUAGAGUGUCGAAAGCAAGUGCAAAGUGCUCCGGCGGGAAGGUCAACGGCGUUUCUGUGCACUGCUCUGGUUCGCCAGAAGCGGCUUAGUCCUGCUGGCCACAUGACCCGGAAGCUGUACGCCAGCUCCCUCGGCCAAUAAAGCGAGAUGAGCGCCGCAACCCCAGAGUCGGCCACGACUGGACCUAAUGGUCAGGGGUUCCUUUACCUUUACUUAUCCCACACUUCUUCCAAGGAACUCAAGAUGGCACACAUGGGCCUACCAUUUCCCCAUCUUUGCCCUCACAACAACCCUGUGAAGUAGAUUAAGCUGAGAGACCAUGACUGUCCCAAUCUUAUUACAGUGGUGCCUCGCAAGACGAAAUUAAUCCGUUCCGCGAGAAUCUUCGUCUAGCGGUUUUUUCGUCUUGCGAAGCAAGCCCAUUGACGGAUUAGCGCUAUUAGCGCUAUUAGCGGUUUAGCGGCUAUUAAAAGCUUAAAGGCUUAGGGGAUUAGCUGCUAAAAGGCUAUUAAAGGCUAUUAAAGGCUUAGCAGAUUAGAUAAAGGGGGGGAAAAGCGAAAAAAAAACCUCAAGACUCGCAAGGUAUUUUCGUCUUGCGAAGCAAGCCCAUAGGGAAUUCGUCCUGCGAAGCAACUUCAAAACGGAAAACCCUUUCGUCUAGCGGUUUUUCCGUCUUGCGAGGCAUUCGUCUUGCGGGGCACCACUGUAUUUAUACCCUGCCCCUCUGGCUGGGUUUCUCAGCCACUCUGGGCAGCUUACGGUACAUAUAAAAAAUUGUAAAACAUUAGACAUUAAAAGCAUCCCGAUGCAGGGCUGCCUUCAGGUGUCUUCUAAAAGUCAGAUAGUUGUUUAUUUCCUUGACAUCUGAUGGGAGGGUAUUCCACAGGGCGGGCACCACCACCGAGAAGGCCCUCUGUCUGGUUCCCUGUAACCUCACUUCUUGCCAGACGGCCUUUGGAGCUGGAUCUCAGUGUCUGAGCUGAAUGAUGGCGGUGAAUACGCUCCUUCAGGUAUACUGAUCUGAGGCCAUUUAGGGCUUUAAAGGUCAGCACCAAGACUUUGGAUUGUGCUCGGAAACAUACUGGGAGCCAAUGUAGGUCUUUCAAGACCGGUGUUAUGUGGUCUUGGUGGCCACUCCCAGUCACCAGUCUAGCUGCCGCAUUCUGGAUUAGUUGUAGUUUCCGGGUCACCUUCAAAGGUAGCCCCACAUAGAGCGCAUUGCAGUAGUCCAAGCAGGAGAUAACCAGAGCAUGCACCACUCUGGCGAGACAGUCUGCAGGCAGGUAGGGUCUCAGCCUGUGUACCAGGUGGAGCUGCCCUGGACACGGAAUUGACCUGCGCCUCCAUAGACAGCUCUGAGUCCAAAAGGACUCCCAGGCUGCAUGCCGGGUCCUUCAAGGGCACAGUUACCCCAUUCAGGACCAGGAUGUCCCCCACACCUGCCUGCCCCCUGUCCCCCCAAAAUAGUACUUCUGUCUUGUCAGGAUUCAACCUCAGUCUGUUAGCCACCAUCCAUCUUCCAACCGCCUCCAGACACAGGACAUUCACUGGUUCUUGUUUAAAAGAGAGGUAGAGCUGGGUAUCAUCCGCAUGGUGAUGAACACCCAGCCCACCCCCUCUGAUUGUCUCUCCCAGCAGCUUCAUAUGGAUGUUAAAAAGCACAGGGGAGAGAACAGAGCCCCAAGGGGUCUGAAUACUCAUCCCCCAAUACCACUUUCUGGACACGGCCCAGGAGGAAGGAGCACCCCCAUAACUGACUUACUCACCAUGGUUCAUGGAAAUGUAGGACCAUGGCAAUUUAUUUUUGGGUAGACAAUUUAUUAUUGGGUAUUUAUUUUAUUAUUUCAGUCUCAGGACUACUCUUUGCGAUUAUGAGCCCAGGGUGGAUACAGCAUAAAAAGCUUUAAAUUAUAAAAUCACUUAUCUCAAUUAAAACCUCAAAGGCAAAUGUGCAAUCUUAGCCACACUUGAGCAUCCAUAAUUUCAUAGCUGGCUGCAUUAAGACAACCCCCUACAAAGGCCUGAGUGAAGAAGCACAUGUUUACCUGACAAUGACAUUGGCAGAUUGUGGGAAGGGUCUCCCACAAAUAUAAAGAUCUUAAUACAUGGGCUGGCUGGAAUAGGGAGAGGUGUUUGGGAUUAGUAUCCAACAAAAUCAUCUUGUUAGCAUGUUUUGGUGUUAGCAGCUUGCUCUUAAGCACUCUGUUUUAUUGUUAGUUUGGGUUAUAUUUUUAUAACCAAAGUCAGGGGGCCCCCCCUAUAAAUGACACUGGAUGAAAACCACUAAGAAAUGUAUCCCCGUGAGAAUGCCAUGUAAUGCUUACAGAAGGCAUGCCCAUUUAUUUAUUCAUUUGUUAUUGCAAGCCCUGUCUUUGUAAAAAAAUAUUUAAAAAUCCAAGUUAGCUUCCUAGGAGAUAAAAAUUUCAAAAUACGGGAGCCUCUAAGACUCUUGAGAAAAUCAUGUUGUUGUUGUUGUUGUUGUUGUUGUUGUUGUUGUUGUUGUUGAUCUAAAAGACAGAGGAACUUGGAGGAAAAUUCAAAUGAUCUAGAGAAGGAGGAGAAAUCAGGAUGUGACCUUGGAAUGAUGCUUUGAUCCUUUGCCACAUUCCAAGUCUCUGUGAUGUUUGGACGAUCGGAAUCCUGGGCUGCAAAAUAUAAGGAAACUAUAAUAUGGUCUUAGAGGAGAAGGUGUUUUGCAAGUUGUCUGGCUCCUGUCCCUUGGACGGGUUUGGCUCAUUUGAAGGAGCAGUCGUGCAGACGUUGGCAUUUCAAGCAGAAUUGCAAUGCGCAGCAAUAAAUGUUCCUUUGGGUUGUUUACAAAGAAGCAACGGCAGGAAGUUCAUAAAGAACCCAGCCAAGUGCAAAUGCCAGUUUCAUGAAUACUGUCAUGAUUUAUCCAAGAGUCGCCAUCAAAGUUUUACAACUGUGAAAGUUUAUCAAGCUCCCCAGCUGUCCAGAUAAGAAAAGCAGAGGGGUGGUAAUGCCUGGAACUAUUGUAGGAAGAAAGCAGGUUGAUGUCCUCAGGAGAAAAUUAAAUGGAACAAAGCUUUUGAGCCAUGUGAACUUUUAAUGUUCAGGGAAUAAGUGACCAUGUUUCAGCAAGCCACACGCCUCUGCCUUUCAGUCAUCCAUGAAAUGCUCCAACUAAAUUAGUUAUAUUCUGCCUCCUAAAAAUAAACCAAGCAUUCCCCCACCCCACUGUAUUUAUUUUCCAAGCUGGCUCACUGUUCCACAAUGGUUACACUUUCUCCUGGUGUUGUGGACAGAGAAUGCCUUUCUGCACGUCUUCUGUAUGCUGUUAAGUUCAAGAACCAGUCAGAAAGGCAGUCUUCAGCCUGCUAUCGCCCCUCCUGGGCUCCUGAGUCAGUCUGUCUUCCUGAUGAGAAGCUAAAAAUAGCAGCAUAUCUUCCUAAGCCUCCUGAAACAGGGUUUGGAACGAAGCACCUGUGUUCGGAAGGAUAUUUACAACAGCAAAACAAGGUACUUCCCAAGCGAGGGAGCUGUCAUAUACUUAAAAAUAUAUGUGCUACAUCCUUUUCUAGAAACCUCAUUUUGGUUCCUAUUUCCUGCAGACCUUUGGGGAACCAGCAGCAGUAAGGGUGAACUUUAGAGGAGAGCCACAACAAAAUCUUGCGCUCUGUCCUCUGUGCUACAUGCAUCCGCUGCCCCAGACUUCAACCUGGGUCUUCCCUCCUCCUCCUCCUCCUCCUCCUCCUCCUCUCCCUCCUGCUUUCUUCAUCUCCAAGAUCUAGCACAAUGUUUCUUCUCUUCAGCCAUUUUGCAGUCGAUCAUGCUGUGCGUGGGUGGCUUGACUGACCAAUCCGUCACUUUUGUAUUCCACUCCCCACCUUUUCUCCAUGCCAGUGCACACAUGCACAGACUUUUUUUUGUCUCAUUUUAUCUUUCAUUAUGUUAUGUAAUUCUGCAAAUCUGCAAGUGGUGCCAUUUUGCCUACAAAACCAUUAGCACACAUUUCCCCCCCCCCCCAGGUUCGGUGUUAGAGGGAGUGACAGAACAAGGAUGAAUACGCUAUCUGAUUGGAGUGGAUCCUCUCUUGGGCUAUUCCUUGUGGAUCACAUUGAGAUGUUUGAGAUGGCAGUUUGGAAUAAGAUAAUAUGAGAGAAAGAGAGAGGGAGAGGUUGUGAGGCUAGAUUGAAUGGGCCACCAUUUUAUGAGCUUUCACACCCUGUUUUUAAUGCGAUGGAAUCAUAAUCUUGCCGUUUUCAUUCAAAUCAUGCCAGAGACUCAGUUGUACAGUGCACAUUGUAUAGUAUAGUAUAGGAAUAAGUGAAUUGCCAUGACAACUUCAAUAAUAAAUGUCAGCGUGCAGUGGUGGGCCCUUCAGAUAUAACUGGUGAAAGGAAACAAUUGUAUGAUUCCUGAAAGUAUUUAUAGGAGUGUUCUGUGGGCUAAAGCAACAAUUGAAGAGUUACAGCCCACAUUACCCUGUUUCUGUUGUUGCUUUUUCAUAAGUAUAACGUUGCCCAGUAGCAAGAGGUUUGGACUGGAAGCUGGGCAUUUUCAGCCGUGGAUUCUUUGUGAGGUGCUGAGCACAUCACUCACAUCUUCGCUCAAUUUGCAGCCAAAUUAUAAUGGAUUGUUUCAUAGAACUCUUGUGAGGAUGAACUUAAUAAAUACUGUGAAGAGUCUUUUCACAGUAUAUGUUAUGUACUGAAGUUCUCACCCUGGGCCAGCAGGGGGAUACUGUAGAUAGUUAUGCAAAUGAAGGAUCAAAAGUGACGUUCAGUGAUUGGAUAGUUUUAGAAAGUUGUUACAGUAACGUGGUACUGAAGCUCUAUAUAAGCAGGCUGACUGAGCCCUUCAGUUCAGUUCUGUCCUGGCCUGUGAAUAAACAAGAGCUGUUUGAAGAAUCGCUGUGUCGUCUGAUAUGUUCACCCACAACUUAACAGUAUAUAUGUAGUCAGCGCUUUUUUUCCUUAAAAAUGUUUAGGGGUACUCUCAUUUUCCUACCCAUAUUGGAAUACUGCCCCUCAGUGAGGCCAAACUUAGAUUCACAAAAUGUUUAAGGGUAUGCGUACCCCUGCGUCCCCCCCAGAAAAAAGUACUGUAUGUAGUUAAUAGUAACUUGCUGACUAGGCCUACCCAAUAGUUCUUAACAGAGCUUUAGCGAUUCUUCAUGUUCUCAUAAGAGGUUUUUGCUUCUUUGCUUUUAAAAUUGAAAGAUGGUCGAUACAAGCUCCUGAGGAUAUAUUGUAGUCGCUUCAGCAACAAGAACAAACCAACAGCUAAUGUUUCCAAUGACAUAUGCUUCAGCUGUCGGUGAGAGGUGACUCAGGAGCGAAAAUUGAAAACUACUUGUGCUAGUGCAGUGAGGGGGUAAUGCUUUCUCCUAAAACAUUACAAAAAGGUGACCCUUCCUCUCUGUUACCUCAGUAAAAUCUCUGGUUCAUGCCCUGGUUGUUGCUCAGGUAGACUACAACAAUCUUCUCAUUUCUGGUCUUCCAUUGUCUCACUUCGGUUCCCUCAUGUCUAUCCAGCAUUCAUGUGCCAAACCCCAUCCACCUUUUUCAUCACUCUGGCCAUGGGACACUCUUCCUCACAUUGGCUUUGCCCCUCUCCCUGCAUCUCUCCACACUUAUAUCCCAAUACUUGUCUGCAGUCUUCACUCUUCCAACUCCACCAUCUCCAGGUCUCCAGCUCCCUCAAAAGACUCUGCCUUUUCUUGUUCCGUUGUUGUUUAGUCGUUUAGUCGUGUCCGACUCUUCGUGACCCCAUGGACCAGAGCACACCAGGCACUCCUGUCUUCCACUGCCUCCCGCAGUUUGGUCAAACUCAUGCUGGUAGCUUCAAGAACACUGUCCAACCAUCUCGUCCUCUGUCGUCCCCAUCUCCUUGUGCCCUCCAUCUUUCCCAACAUCAGGGUCUUUUCCAGGGAGUCUUCUCUUCUCAUGAGGUGGCCAAAGUUUUGGAGUCUCAGCUUCAGGACCUGUCCUUCCAGUGAGCACUCAGGGCUGAUUUCCUUCAGAAUGGAUAGGUUUGAUUUUCUUGCAGUCCAUGGGACUCUCAAGAGUCUCCUCCAGCACCAUAAUUCAAAAGCAUCAAUUCUUCGGCGAUCAGCCUUCUUUAUGGUCUGGCUCUCACUUCCAUGCUUUGUAAAUUUGAACUGCCUCCCAAAAUACAUGUGGAGCUGACUCCAUUAGUACCUUCCAAAAUCUCCUCAAAGACCAGCCUCUGUGAAGCCCAAAGGCAUAAUUCCCUACUUCCCAUGUCCUGUUGUAACUCAGCCUAUAACAAAGCACAUAUUCCCCACCCCACCCCGGUUCAUCAGUCCUCCCUUCUCUUCCUUACCCCUUCCCUGCUUUUCCUGUAUCAGAUUGUAGGUUGUAAAUUCCUCAGGGCAGGAACCUGCUCUCCUAUACUCUGUAAAGCUUCAUGCACACUAAUAAUGCUACAUAAAUAAGCAAAUAAUUUUUGCCAAUCAUGUGGGUAUGCAGCCCAUAGGUUCAGAAGCUUCUAUCGGCAUGUAUGUAGGUGGUUCGCACUGUGAGAUGCACACUUUAUAGCUACUAGGUACAUCAAAGACUGGAAGCAAUUGGCUUCUUUUCCCCCCAGUCCAGAAGAAUUACUUUGUCACUCGCUGUUUGUUCACAGUAAGCAUGUUACAAUAGCUGAUGAUCGCUAAUGUUCACAUAAUCCAGGUACAACUGGGUUACAAAGAUAAAUAAGGAAUUAUCUUCUUUCAAAGACAAAGUUCAUUGUGCUUUCUUGAUGGGAGGCUGUAAGUCAUAUGGAGCCAGCCACUGGAACCCACACAAAUAAGGCAUUUGUCUCAGAUUCAGCAAACUCUGUUCUAUCCAACUGUACGAACACCAUCUCUGAAAGGAUGUAAUACAAAAGCAAUAAAUAGCCGUGGUAAUUGAGGCAUUUUGGGUGUGGAGAACAUUCCACUUAAUUCAUUCAUUGGUUAAUUUGAUCUUCCACUUCAUUUUAUCAAAGCCCCUAAUAGCAAGUAAUUUCUGUUAAGAGAAAUGCCAAUUCCACGAGGUCCUUUUCCAGACAAUUUGAUUUAAUUUAUUGUAGCAAGUCCACAAGUUGACGAAGGCAGAGAGAAAGCCAUACAUAAAUACACCGUUCAAGUCAAAAGGUUCGUCAUAGCCCUGGUAACGACCAGCGUAAUGCAGCAGGCUAAUUUGAAUGUGCCUGUGAGUAACACAGGGGAUUUAGCCGAAAUAAAUAUAAAAGGGCCAUGAGAGGAAAGAAGGCAAAAAUAGAAAAUCAAAGGGAAAGGAACCUUCUCUGUGCUUUGAUCAGGUCUGAUGUGUCCUAAUUUCUUCUUCUAGCUACUGUCAGUUCAGGGAGAUGGUAGGCACCUCAAAUCUUAAUGGCCAGCCAGGAAAGAAGCCUUCCUACACACACACACACACACACACACACACACACACACACCAGAUUAUGGUUGUAUGCUCCACUGUUACGCUGAGGGGAAGGAGUGUAAUGGCAAAUUUUCACAAGUGGGUCAGAGUGAUAACCCUGGUUUAUAUCCCCAUUGCAGGGCAAACAAAUGGGCUUUAAGAAACAGAAUUGAUUAUUGAUGUUGCUUAUUAAAUUUACAUACCACCCUUCAUCCAAGGAUCACAAAACACAAAAUAUGUACCACAAUAACAAACAAAAUCAAUACCUCCACACACAGUUCAAAUGGUCAUAGAUUAAAUAAUUUUAGUCAAUUAACUGAUGGAGUCACUGUGGUGUGAGGGGGGCAUCCUGCGUGGUCCGGGGGGGAGGGGAUUUACCUUACUUGGGAGCUGCCUUCCCCAACUUUGGGUUUUGCUAGUACACACCUUUAUACCAUACAUUUGAAGCACUAUGAUGUCACUUUGAACAGUCUCCCCAAUAAUCCUGGGGGCUAUAGUUUGUUAAAGGUGCUGAGUUUUGUUAGGAUACGAUAUACAAUAUCUUUAUUGUCAUUGUCCCAUACAGAACAAUGAAAUUGAAAAAUCUACAUAAAACAUUCAAAAACCCCGAAACCCCAUUUUAAAAUACAAUAUACUAUAGAGGCUCCUUAUGCUGCGUUUAGAACCAGAAUUGCAUUUGGGUAGAAACUGUUUCUCAGGCGGCUAGUCCUGGUCUUUACAACCCUAUACCUUCUUCCAGAAAGCAGAAGCUGAAAGAGAUCAUUUCCGGGGUGCGUACUAUCCUGCGCUAUCUCUGCAGAUUUCUUAUGGCACCUGACAGCAUAGAUUUGAUCUAAGGUGGGAAGAGUGCACCCAAUUAUUCUCUCUGCAGUCUUUACAACCCUGGACCUCGAUUCCCCCCCUAAAGCUACAAUUCUCAGUUACCUGUGAAGAGGGACUGGUUUUUAAAUCACUCUGGUGACUGUAGUUCUGUGGGGGAUGGGGCUCUCCCCCAUCAACAAACUUCACUUCCCAGAAUUAUUUGGGGGAAGCCAUGACUGUUUUAAAAGUUGUACCAUACAAACUUUGCAGAUUGUGGACAAAAUGGACUGUUUCAAGAGGUGGCAGAAAGAUAUCUCUAAAUUUGUCUGGCAGGGCAAGAAACCUAGAAUAAAAUUUAAAAUUCUAACAGAUGCAAAGGAAAGAGGUGGAUUUGCCCUGCCAGACCUCAAACUUUAUUAUGAAUCAGCAGCUUUUUGCUGGUUGAAAGAAUGGCUACUUCUUGAAAACACUGACAUUUUGGAUUUGGAAGGUUUUAAUAAUGUAUUUGGAUGGCAUGCAUAUUUAUGGUAUGAUAAGGUCAAAGCACACAAAGCAUUUAAAAACCACAUUGUCAGGAAAGCGCUAUUUAAUGUUUGGAUAAGAUAUAAGGAUUUGCUAGAAAAUAAAACCCCAAGGUGGCUGUCACCAAUGGAAGCGAAAGCCUUGAAAAGGGUCAAUAUGGAGGUCAAAUGGCCGAAAUAUUGGGAAAUUUUGGAACAAGACGGAGAUAGACUGAAAUUGCAGAGUUUUGAAAAAUUAAAAAACAAAGUGCGAGACUGGCUUCAUUAUUAUCAAAUAAUGGAGGCAUUUAAAUUAGACAGGAAAAUUGGCUUCCAGGUGGAAAAAUCAAAAUUAGAAACAGAAUUGUUAGAACCCAAUACUAAGAAUCUGUCAAGAAUGUAUAACUUGCUGCUGAAAUGGAAUACUCAAGAUGAAACGGUAAAAUCGGCUAUGAUUAAAUGGGCACAGGACGUAGGAUAUAACAUUAUGUUUGCUGACUGGGAACAGUUAUGGACCACUGGUAUGAAAUUUACGGCAUGUAAUGCCUUAAGAGAGAAUAUUAUGAAAAUGAUAUACAGGUGGUACAUAACCCCAGUCAAGCUUGCGAAAAUCUAUCACUUGCCCGAUAACAAAUGUUGGAAAUGUAAAGAAACUGAAGGUACAUUUUUUCACCUUUGGUGGACGUGCCCAAAGAUUAAGGCUUUCUGGGAAAUGAUAUAUAAUGAAUUAAAAAGGUAUUUAAGUAUACCUUCCCCAAGAAACCAGAGGCCUUUCUCCUGGGCAUAGUGGGCCAAAUGGUGUUAAAAAGGAUAGAACUUUCUUUAUGUAUGCAACAACAGCAGCAAGAAUACUCAUCGCAAAGUAUUGGAAGACACAAGAACUUCCCACGCUGGAGGAAUGGCAGAUGAAACUUAUGGACUAUAUGGAAUUGGCGGAAAUGACUGGCAGAAUCCGUGACCAGGGAGAAGAGUCGAUGGAGGAAGAUUGGAAGAAAUUCAAAGACUAUCUUCAGAAACAUUGCAAAAUUAAGGAAUGUUAGAGUGAUGUUGGAUUGAAAAUAAAUGGUUUCCAGCUAUACAGGUUAAAGUUAAGGAUAGAUUAAGAUCAAGAUUAAGGAUGUUUAAAGAAAUGGAAAUUUGAUAAUAAAAGGGAAAAAUUUAAAGGUAUAUGACAUUAAGAAUAAGGAUUAUGUUUAAAAAAAAAAGUUGAAGUUAUAUAUUAUAAUAUUUUAUUAAAUUAAAGAUUGGGUUUAAAAAAGUGGAAAAGAAACUGCUGGACAAAUAAUGUAGAUUGGAAUACAAAAGAGGGAGGUAUGAGGAAGUCUAGAAAAUAAGUAAUAUAAAAAUGGGAGCGGAAAAGAGAGUUUGUUUUUAAUUGUUAUGUUUUGUCUUUUUAUUGUUAAAUUUUGUAUUGUUUUUUUUCUUUGUCUGUGUUGUUUUUCUUUUUCUUUGUUUAAAAUCUUAAUAAAAAAUUAUUUAAAAAAAUAAUAAUAAUAAAAGUUGUACCAUAGUGCUUUAAGUGUGUCGUGUGGACAUGGACCAAAACGACCAGCAAGGCAGGAAGGAUUGGUCCAGUUGUCUGGGCAAUGGAGAUGUCCUGUUUGCAGGCAUCUGAUUGGCCACUGUGAAGACAGGAUGUUGAACUUGAUGGGCCUUUGGCCUGGAUCAGGGGGGCUGUGACAGCUUAGUGUGCUCCCAGUGACAUCACUGCAGUGCCACAACUCUGUCUACCGUCAAUUGCCUCACCCAAAUUCUCAGCUUGAUUUGAACUUUAGCUUUGUUCCUUAUUACUGAAAAUUCUAAGAAAAUUCCCAACCAGUAGGAAACAUGUCAGAAAAAUAAAUGCACCAUAAGAAUGGGGAUUCAGUAUAUCUAUGUGCAUAAGUGCUUAUUCUUAGUGACAUUCUAAAUGUCACCAUGUGCUGUGUGUGUGUGUGUGUGUGUGUGUGUGUGUCCCCGUCCCACAGGCAUCAGAAGAACUGGCAGGCAGAUCAAGGAGUGAUUUUGUUUCAAAGACCACAUAUUGUAUUCGUAUUUCUUUUAGCAAUGAUUUUUUUUUUAACUUACCUGUUUAAUUUUUAGGUAUAACCUUUCAAGUAUGUUACUGUCUGUGACAGACGCCAUAGUUUGUAUCGGGCUUAAUGAAAUUUAAUAUCUAGCAAAAGCAAGCGCAUCACAUUUAUGCUUGCUCUUCUUUUUGACAUAGGUGGGACACGUCCCUUGCAGAUCUGGUGUUUUCCCAGCAAUACCUGCGCAUUUCAACCAAUGUCCCGUCCAGUUCUGUGUACGGCUUUGGUGAACACCAGCACCCAUCCUUUAAGCACAAUAUGAACCAUAUAACCUACGGGAUGUAUUCUAGAGACCAGUCUCCCAAAGUAAGUAGUUCAAUAUUACAUCUUGCACUCCGCACCCAGAAAGAGCCUUGUGCCUUCUAUACAUCUUCUGCCAUUUAUUAAUAGUAGCUAUUAGUUAGGCUUCCACUUACACAUUAAUCCAAGUUAUUAACUAUCAAGCACCACAUUCUGCUUCUCUGGGCAGUUUUGGCUCGUUUCACAUAACCCUUGGCCAUCUCGGAUGAAUUGUAGGCAUAUGUUGAUCAUUGUUUUUUUAAACAUGAAUUAUGUGCUUUUUAAAUUAAGUCCAUUCAUAUCCUCCAGUGCAUCCUGAUAGUUCUGGUUUAAUUUGGACACUGUCCUGAGGAAUUUAGGAAAACCUAAAAUGUGGAAGAGGUCAGAGAGAAGAGCGGUGGGCAGGCAGGAAGUUGCAUAGGGUGAUACUGAUUUUUAACGCCAAUGUUGAUGGUUCCUGAGGAACUUAAAGGAAAUCAAAUAUUUUAUUUUAUUUUAUUUUUUAAAAUAAGACUAGCAAAAUUUUAACUGAAGACUGUAGAAUGUAGGAAGGCGCUAUGCCUGUUCAGCAGCCUAGACACUGUUGCGAUAACCAUACCUAAGUAAAGCAAUAAAACUCAAACUAGAGGUAAUCAUUAUUAUUAUUUAUUUCAGAUGAAUGCAAAUCUGUAUGGAGUUCAUCCUUUUUACAUGUGCAUAGAGACUGACGCAAACGCUCACGGUGUACUUUUCCUCAAUGCCAACGCACAAGGUAAUCAAAGGUUAACAAUUAAACAGAGCUGUUUAGACUGCAGUUCUUUUAAUAAUAAUAUAUUUGGCAAAUAAUUUCCCUUAUUGAUGUAAUUUAGGGAUGAAGCAUACCUGAAGUCCCAUGUCAUAUUACUAAGGUAAAGGUAAAGGUACCCCUGCCCAUACGGGCCAGUCUUGACAGACUCUAGGGUUGUGCGCUCAUCUCACUCUAUAGGCCGGGAGCCAGCGCUGUCCGCAGACACUUCUGGGUCAUGUGGCCAGCGUGACAAGCUGCAUCUGGCGAGCCAGCGCAGCACACGGAACGCCGUUUACCUUCCCGCUAGUAAGCGGUCCCUAUUUAUCUACUUGCACCCAGGGGUGCUUUCGAACUGCAAUGUGUUUCAAAUGUGCUUUAAAUGUAUAUUGUAUCUACUCAGCCUUAGUCUUAACAAAAAAGGUAAAAAAGGUAAAAGACCCCUAGAUGGUUAAGAAGGUGACUAUGGGGUUGGGGCACCCAUCUCACUUUCAGGCUGAGGGAGCCAGCAUUUGUCCACAGACAGCUUUCCGGGUCAUGUGGCCAGCAUGUCUAAACUGCUUCGGGUGCAACAGGACACCGUGACAGAAGCCAGAGUGCAUGGAAACGCCAUUUACCUUCCCGCCGCAGCGGUACCUAUUUACUUGCACUGGCAUGCUUUCAAACUGCUAGGUUGGCAGGCGCUGGGACCGAGCGACGGGAGCGCACCCCGCCGCGGGGAUUCGAACCGCCGACCUUUCGAUCGGCAAGUCCUAGGUGCUGAGGCUUUUACCCACAGCGCUACCCGCGUCCCCCUGUCAUAUUACUACCUGGAACCAAAUCCUAUUGAACUCCAUGUGAUUGGAUUUACUGGUGUGUAUGUGUAUGUGUGUGUGCCUAAGCUGCACGCUUAAAGCCUCUUUGUACGCUGGAGAAGUGUUGCACAUGCAUGCAUGGAUUCCUGGGUUUUCCCAUUCACUUCACAGGAGGAGGGGAAACACAUGACAACAUUUUUGUAUGUGAGGAGCUCCAGCCAUUCAGGACUGCUCAAGACAUUGCUGUCUGAGGAAAAUGACAAAUUGGCGCACACACCAUUCUGAGCACAGGACAGGCAGCUGGAUCUCAUGUCAAAACAGACAUGAGAUUUUCUCAAUGGCACUGAAGCGGCGCAGACCCCCUAACUUAGGGGGUGUAUGGCAUGUGACAAUCCAACACUUCCCUAAUACUUCUGACCACCCAGCCUCUAUUGCUUGAGGUGGCCACGUCAUUCUACCUAAUAGACAUGGGUGGCGCUGUGGUCUAAACCACUGAGCCUCUUGGGCUGCCGAUCAUAAGGUCGGUAGUUCGAAUCCCCGCGACGGGGUGAGCUCCCAGCUCCUCUGCCCCAGCUCCUGCCAACCUAGCAGUUCGAAAACAUGCCAGUGCAAGUAGAUAAAUAGGUACUGCUGUGGUGGGGAGGUAAACGGCAUUUCCAUGCGCUCUGGUUUCCGUCACGGUGUCCCGUUGUGCCAGAAGCGACUUAGUCAUGCUGGCCACAUGACCUGGAAAACUGUCUGUGGACAAACGCCAGCUCUCUUGGCCUGAAAGCAAGAUGAGCGCCGCAACCCCAUAGUCGCCUUUGGACUUAACUGUCCAGGGGUCCUUUACCUUUACCUAAUAGAAGGCCGGCUUUUAUAUGCACCGAAAUGAAAAAUGUAUGGCCAUAGAUCACAUACCAAAAAAAGCCACUACUUAGCACACAUUUCUCAUAUAUAAUGAUCAAAGUAUUAUAAUAUAUAGAUGCUUCCAAUACCUCAAAGAGCAUUAAAUUAAUAGAAAGGUGAUCCUUUUCUUUUUUUCUUUCUAAUAAUUUUAUUGGAAAUUUUAUUUACAACAUAAAAUAACCCCCCCCACCCCCCAAUACAGAAAUCCACCCUCAAUAAACGUGAACAUAACAUACAAUGAGCAUAACAUACAACAAUACAAACAACCAAAUCAAAGACUUCCUUCCUGUGGAUAUUUAAGUUAUAAUUAGAAAAAUCUUAAUAAUUAUUCAUAAAGGAAACAUUUUAUAAGAAGUAAAUAAGGAGGCCAGAUAAAGGAUACAGGAAUAGAAAGGUGUUUCUAAACAUGCAUCAGUAAAUACUGGGAGAAAAGUACAUUUCCCACAACAAUUCAAAGUGCUGGUUUUUGACCUCUAAGGCUUAACAUAGCUUUGGACCACAACACCUCCUGCAAUGUCUCUCCCCAUGUGAACCUACCUGGGUCCUCCAGGUGCCUCCUCCAGCAGAUGUAUGGAGGGUGACUGAAGGAGAGAUGGCCAUUUCAGUAGUAGCCCCCUGGCCUUUGGAAUUUUUUCUCCAGGGUCUCUAGGUCUGGUCUUGACUUUGGUGACAUCUUUUUGCCACCAAGCCAAGACUUUUAUUUACUCCCUAGGCAUUUGACUGUUGAUGUUUUCAUAUCUGGUUUCUUCUUAGUCAGUGAGUACCUUUUAGUUGGGACGUGGGUGGCGGUUCGAAUUCCCAUGACGGGGUGAGCUCCCGUUGCUCUGCCCCAGCUCCUACAAACCUAGCAGUUCGAAAGCACGUCAAACUGCAAUUAGAUAAAUAGGUACCGCUCCGGCGGGAAGGUAAACGGCGUUUCUGUGCGCUGCUCUGGUUCACCAGAAGUGGCUUAGUCAUGCUGGCCACAUGAUCCGGAAGCUGUUCACCGGCUCCCUCGGCCAAUAAAGCGAGAUGAGCCACAGAACCACAGAGUCGGCCACGACUGGACCUAAUGGUCAGGGGUCCCUUUACCUUUACCUUUUAGUUGGUCUGACUUUUUAUAGUAUUUAUUUUUCUUGUAUUUAUGGAAGUUGCCUUGAGACCCUUGUGAUAUAAGGCAGCAAAUAAAGGGACAAUAAUGGUCAAAAGUGCGACUUUAAUUCUAGACUGACCGAUCUAGAACUGAGGCUGAAAUCCUAUGCAAAUGUUCUUGAGAGUAAGGUCCAUUGACCUCAAUGAAUUUACUUCUGAGUAAGGAAGGAGAGGAAUUAUAGGAAUAUAAUUCUGUUAACAUCUUCCAAAACUCAGUGAUGACGCUAGUUUGUGUCUGCUAAAUAAAGAUAACCUCUUCAGUGAAAAGUGUUUUAAUUUUUCUAAAAUGGUAUCACGGGAUUCCCAAAGUCUUGCUCUCAUGUUCCCAGAUCCAGUAAUAAGCUAUUGUUAAAUGAAGCAAAAUGGGUCUGUUCCACUAAAAAUUAUGAUUAACUGUUAAAAAUAGAUGCAUGUGCUAAAAAAACCACACAAAAAAUGAAGUUGCUACAAAUUUCCUUGGGGGUUCAUACAGUUGAAACAAACCAAUUUAGAUUUGUCCUGUAUUCUGUUGACGGGGUAUAGCUUUGCCUGUUGCCAUGGUCACCUUACUGUAUUAAUCUCGCUCUGUAAUUUUCAAAAAGGAGAAUCUUCCCUAAAGCAAUGAAAUAAAAAUUCUUAGCCAAGCAGAGGCGACAAAAGAAGGAUAUUUUGCAGUCAGAUCUAUAUUUAAGCAUUGUUAGAAUGUCUAGAGUUGCCGAGUUGUUAUUUUCUAAAUAAAAAAGAAACCCUGACUUAUUAUUAUUUUGUUCCUGUGUUUCAGAAUCAUACGUCAAAUCCUACCACUGCAUAAUCACCUGCUUUUUUCUGUUUUCACAUGCACUGGGCUAUGUGCCUGACAAAGAUGGGUUUGAAGGAGUGUCUGUUUCUGUUUAGUUAAAUAAUGCUAAAUAUUUUGAGCUUGCUUGGCGAGGAGUGUGGGUGGGGUUACAUUAAGUCCCUCAAUGACCUACAUAGCGAUAAUAAUAAAGUACAGAAAAGUCAAGGCCAUUGCAUGGGGAUCCUUAGCUCUGAGGUAAUUUAUACUGAAUUCAACAUAUCUGUCAACUUCUUCUAGAUGUCACGUUGCAUCCAGAGCCAUCUUUGACCUUCCGCACCAUUGGAGGGGUUCUCGAUUUCUAUGUCUUCCUUGGCCCGACUCCAGAAAAUGUAAUCCAGCAAUACACAGAGGUUAGUUGAGAAAUCUGUUCAGGCAUGCAGUGCUAAGAAAAGCAUUUACUUGUUGAUUUGGUUGUGGGUUUGCAUGAGGUAUUGCAUUACAAUGAUGACAGUGAAACUCAAUGCGUCACCCCUUUGCAAAACAAACAUCAAAAACACACCCUCUUGAUUUAAAGAUCAAUUGUACUGAUCUUUAAAUCGACAACUAUACUUACUUAUUUGCAAUGGGGUGGUUUUAUUAGCCUCCUUGACUCUUUGUUGCAUUUGUUGAGUUGCACUGAAAAAAAAUUGUAUCUUCAGAAGCCAGUGGGGCAACUUUAAUACUGGUCCUAUCUAUGAAUUUUAAUACAGAGGUAGAAUGACUGAAGUUGCUGUAAAACAUUUUUAAAAUGUUAUCAAUCUGCUAAAAGUUAAUGUUUAUCAGUCUAGUAUCUGGAUGGCUUUCAGGGAAUAAGAACUGAAAUAAAUAAUAGGAUAUUGGAAUGAUCACCAAGGGUUUGUAACCCAUGUUCCAUCUAGAUUUGUUUAUUUGGUUCCUCCUAUUGCUCCCUCCCUUCUCUUCAUUGCAUUUUUCUAGCACAUAGCACCAAUAUUUUCUCAAAGCACAAAAGGCUUUCUCAAUAACUUGGAGCUCUGAUUACAGCCCCUUUAACGCCACCUGUGAAUCCUUGUUUUCCUGAGAAGGUGCCUGAAAUAUACUCGGAGUCGAGUGUGGAUUUCAUGCUCUUUAUUCAGCUCAUAGUAGUGAGGAGGAAUGGAAGUUCCCCCGAAAUGUCUGCUUUAUAUACAUUAUUUACACAAUGGGCCCCACGUGAUUGGCUAAUUCCAGGAUUCUCCUGUAGGCCAAUCAGGUUGUGGCUUCACUUCCACCUGGAGCUGGAUUGGGUGGCUCCUGUGAACCAAUCAGACUGCUGCAUUCUGAAUCCUAUUGUUCUAGGACCAAUCAGACUGCUGUAUUCUGAAUCCUAUUGUUCUAGGACCAAUCAGACUGCUGCAUUCUGAAUCCUAUUGUUCUAGGACCAAUCAGACUGCUGCAAUUUGGAUCCUAUUCAACCCAGUACACAACAGUGCCAAAUUCCACAAGUACACAUUGCUGUGUUACUGUUAUGCACACUGCAUUUCCUUCCUUUGUUUCACUCAGUCUGACUUGAGAGGGCUCCUUCCUAAGAGAGGCGUUGCUUGCAAAAUGAUUGGCGGAAAUGCUCAUAGCAUUUGCCCGUAAUUCUCGGGUGAACAUUUCAGAAACUUUACCAUGGUUGCCUAGGCUUGUUUCAUAAGCAAGGUUCCUUUGGGCAUUCCACACUGCUGCUGUUUUGGGGAUGGAUUCAGUCGCAGCAAACCUGCUCACCCCAAAUAUCAGACUCGCGAUGAGGAAAUGCCCAUGAAAGUGUAGGAUAACACUUGCCCUGGUGCCAUAGCUGUCAACUUUUCCCUUUUCUUGCGAGAAAUCCUAUUCGGAAUAAGGGAAUUUCCCUUAAAAAAGGGAAACGUUGACAGCUAUGCCUGAUGCAACACUCUCUAACUACCCUGCAAGCAAAGCAGGAUGAAUCCUCAUUAAUCGAUUGGUAGAUAGGUAUCGUGGAAUUAAUAGAAUCACAGAAUUGUAGAGUUGGUAGAUGGGAAGAACCCUUUAUCUUCCCUAGGAUUUCUCCUCCUUCUUAGCUAAAAAUGUUCGCAACUAAUAAUCCUACUGCAAAAGAGCCCUGAGAUACUUUCUAGAUGAACUGCAAUAUGGCAUAAACAUUUCUUGGCCAGAGUCUUCUUUUGCUUGUGUUUCUUAUCCUAAGUGGGCAGAUACCUUAUAUAUUGGGGUAACAGAUGGAAUAGUGGGGCAGGGGGAAGAAUUAUUAGCUCAGAGAAGCAGCAAUGCAAGAGAGGUAUUUCUGCCAUUGCAAUGUUACCACCAUAGGAGGUGGGGCCCACAGCCAACCAGUAAUGAGUUGGCAAAACGUGUUCUCCCUAGCAGAGAGCACGUGUUGCGGUGGGGGAUACAAGCCACCCAUUGUUGCUGGGCGGAUUUGUGGAGAGACCCAGGCAGUGAAUUGGUUAAUUGGGUUUCUGGGGAGAAUUGCUUGUUGCCAAUUGAGAAGGAGGGGUCAGAGGUUUAAAAUGCUGGACGCCCAGCUUUGGGCGUCCUCUUGGCUGCUUGCACUGGAUCACCCGCCCACCCUCCCUGUAUUGGGGGGGGGGUUGUUUGCUUGACCUUGCUAUGCCUGUCAUGGGGUCAUCUGCUUUGAGGCAGGGGCCUGGUAGGAAUUUUGUCCAUCUGGCUGAUUGGCUGGUGCCAUUUGGUUUUUGCCUACUGCGUAGCAAAUCGUCACAACUUGUAAGGUUGCUGUUAGGCAUUGGUUAAAAUUGGUUGGUGGAGGGGUAAGUGCCUACCCCUCCAAUGGUGGUGCGGAAAGGGAAAUCUGUUAAAGGAAUCCAGGGGCUUGCCAUUCUUUUCAUCCUUGUCCCUGGCAUCGGACUUGGGCCGUGCAAGCCACCAGGAGCAUGAGGGUGAGAAGUGAGGGUCUGGUGCCCAGCUUCAUUUCUCCCCAAAAUUGUUUCCUUGGCUGGCUUCCGCUGGAAUCCGGAAGUCAUUUCUGUCCCUGGGCAAGGACAGAAAGUCGGAACCAAUGCCUAAGCAACCACUCACAUGUGUGUAUUUAAAUAAAGUUGUGGCCAAAAUCAUGCCAAAAACCUAAACAAAAAUUGAUGUGUGCAUUAUUGGGGGGUGGCUUGGGGACCUCGACACGCAAAGCAAGACGCAUAAACUCCGAGGGAAGGGCAAUUGCUCUCUCCAGAGGGACCAUCCUCUCCCAAUUUCUACUCAGCCCAAGUCCGAUCACAUGAAUUCUAACUCAGCAGUUUCAUGCUGACAUCUCCAUUUGAAAUUUCGUAGCUGAAAUCUGUUGCUGAAGGCCGAACUGGACGUGUGUUUAUUAAAUGCACAUCGUCCCAUUCGACUGUAUAAAGCAGGGGCUUUUAUAUUAGAAAAAGGGCACAGGGGGAGGGAGUGAAACCCUCAACUGCUUUACCUCAGUGCACUCUUUGUUCUCUCUCAGCCUAGCUCUAAUAUUGGAAGUAAGCUAGCGGGGAUUAUAUGGUUUAAGCAGGGGUGUGUAAACAGCGGUUGGAAUCUUUUUUGAUUCUCUCUCCCAUUUAGUCCUUUUGGAAUAAAGGAUUGCCCCUCUCCAUAUCCCUGCCUUGCAGCUGAAUGAACAAGCAUGCCCUGUGUCCAUGCACUUCUGAUUUCUCCCUGCUCAGAGAUACUGGAAUAUUGUUCCUGGAUGCUACCAUUUUUCAUUCCUAAUUUGUGUCCGUCUAUUAUUCUCUUGUAUAGAGACUUGUCUGAUUUGGCCAGGCUAGGUAGCAAAAGGGGUUUGUUGGUGCAUGGUGGCAUAUAUCAUAUUAGAAUGGGGGUCGCCAACCUUUUAGGGCCAGAGGGCACAUUUGGCAUUUUCAGAAAGCGCCACAGGUGCCAGUCACAAAAUGGCUGCCCUGAGGUUGUGGCAUAACACAAAAUGGCUACCGUUAAGGCAUGUCAUGACAGAAAAUGGCUGCCACAUCCAAACAGAGAAAGCAAAAAAGAGAAAGGAUCAGCUGCUCCAUCAAUUGGGGGGGGGCACCCACAUUGGUUAAUGCCACAGUUACAGAGAGCAACUAUUUGCACCUCUCCCCUGUUCGAAACAGAUGGGAAGAUGGUUGUCCAAUGCUGGCAUCCAUUGAAAUGUGGGCAUAUUUAAAGGGAUCAAUGAGAGGCUGAGGCAGUGCCGACAGGAGCCGAGAAGGAAAAGCAAUUAGUGUCUCAUGCAUUGUAGAUUUUGAGGGAAUCUUUGAUUUAUUUUUAUUUAACAAAAUUCAACAAACACAAAGCUUGAUGGGGAAGGACUUUUUGUGGGGACCAUGGGUGGUAGUGGCAGAAACACGGGCUCCUGCAGGCGCCCCAUUGCCAACUGCCACAUUAUGUGCCAGGUAUAAGCUCUUAGUGGCAGGACCCAUGUUUAAUCAGGGGAUAGUGUUGUUUGAGUAGACAUGGUGACAGAAUUGGCAUCAGGAUUGUAGCAUCGGCUGCUGUGCGUGCUGACUAUUUGCUUUUAAGACUGGGACCUGCCUGUAAAGAUGGGCAGGCCUUUACUUCAGAGUGAAGAGUCAUCUUCUAUGAAAAGUCGAAGACCCUGGAUGAUGUGCUAAGGAGGCUUUAGCUGAGCACUGCCCUGAUACCUUCGUUGCAGGAUCUGUCCUGUAACAGGUACCUGUCUGGCAUUCUUGGUAGGCAUCUUCUCUUGCCCAGAAAGAGGAGACAUUGCAGUUCUAAAUAUGCAACUACGGUGUAUGUUUGCAAAGGAAUGCCUUUAAAAGCUGACAGCAGAAAUUAAGCAAACUGAACCGUUUCACGUUUUCACUCUGGGAUUAAGUGUAUUUGUAAAAAUUCUGUCUGUUGAGAAAAAGUAAAGGUGACAACCCCGUCCAUUUGAAGUCAAAGAAAAUAAUUCAUAAGCCUCCGUUAUUUCAUCAGUGGAAAAGCUCAAUUUCCCUUUUUAACACCCUUUCAAACUUACAUUAGCCAUGCCCUUUCCCAACUUUGAAGAAUAUGGCAUUUAUUACCGUAAUUGUUUAGCUUAUUGUGUCAUUGGCAACACCGGAUCUUGUCUCUUUACACUGUCCGUCAUACAUUCUUCUCAGAGUAAAUGCAGGAAUUCUCUUCUAAAGACACAAAAGUAAAUAAGGUUAUAGCAUAGGGCUUGGCUAUAGAUAACCUUUUGCUAAAAUAGAGAGAGGUAGUGUUAAAUGAAUGAUAUAAGAUUUGUAAGGCCAAAUAAAGUUACUUUCCUUAAAAUUAGGUAAUUCAAAGAUCGGCAGGUAAAUUUCAAACACAUUCCCAAACGUACACAGUGUACAUUUGUGGCAUGACAAAACGGAUGCUUUGAUGGGUGGUCGUUGAUGCCUUAUAUCAUUAGUAUCAUUAUUAAUCAUUGAACUAAUUAUAGCCACCUGUCAGUAAAUAUGCCCUGGGCAGCUUAUGAAAAAGCACAAAAAUAAAAAUAGGACAUUGAGGCUGUAAUCCUAUUCACACUUACCUGGGAGUAAGUCCAACUGAACACGGUGGUGAUUACUUCCAAGUUAGAGUUGUGAUGUGUGAUUAAUAUAUUUUAUUCAAUUACUUUCACGGUCAGUGCCAUUGAUGGUAACUUUAUUUUCUGUUCGUGUUGUACCAGUUAUAUUGUAAUAAUAGGAAAACUCCUUGGGAAUUGCCUGUAUAAAUAUAGCCGCCAUUCAGAAUUUCUCAGGUGAAAUCCUAAUCAAUUAGCAAACCUCUGGGAAGCCUGCCCCUGCUCCCUGAUGUCUGAAAUUAAAAUUUCCCCAACUCAGCAAAGUGGGAGCAACUGAAAAUAUAAAGCUCAGUCUUGAUCUCUGUUGGUACCAAAUGGCAGCUAGGGUGGGACUGUAAAAAAAUAACCUAAGCACCACCUCAUAUUUCCAAAAUAAACAUGUGACAGGCCAGCAGUAAUGGAUAUUGCCCCAAGUUCUUUGCUACAGUGGAAGUGCUCUGAGGAAGUGCUCUGAGGUAAUUUCACUGUGAAAUUAUUUCUGAAGCCAGCUUCCUGGAAAUCUUUAAACGCCAGACGCUAUUAUUAGAACAUUACUCAGUUGGUGAAUAUGUUGACUGCAAAUUUCAAAAGCAAGUGAUGUGCCGAGGGAGACAAUUUAGUUUGUUCAGACCUGGCAUGACCUUUAACCUGCCAAAUUGGUAGCAUUCAAUCCCUUCUUCUUCUUAUCCUGCUUCUCUCACAGCUUCUAAUUGGGGAGCUUGAGGAGAGAUGAUAAUAAUUCCUGUAUAGGAGAAAAAGAAAUGCCAUUCUGACAGGAAUAAGUCUUCACAAACCAAAGUUGUUGUUGUUGUUUUAAAAAAUAGCUUCUAGAGUCCUGGGAAUGGUAGUUUGUUAUGGGUGCUGGGAAUUGUAGCUCCGUGAGAGGAUUUUUUUUGGCGGGAGCCAUGUGCUUUAAAUGAAUGGUAGUGAAUGUGCAUAGUACCCAAGGCCAAAAUCCCACACGUUCUACUCCUUCUCCCUAGCAGUAAAAUUACAAUAACUUAAGUAACUAAUCAUUUUUUGCCCUUUCAAGACUCUUUCAAUCAGCUACCUGAGGCAGUCACCUCACUAAGUAUUAUGCUGGGGCCGGCCCUACCACUUUUCACCAUACGUUGCUUUUUUGCAAAGUGGCCCCACAAAAUAUACCUUCCAGCACAUAGAAAGCGAUCCUACCCAGCCUACAGACUUCCUCCCUGAUUUGUCAACUUUACUUGGGUGCCCUUUUAGAUUUCCAUAACCUUCACAUGAAAAAACAUAUCCUAGUGGCAAACAAUAGAAAAGAUCACAAUGCCCUUAGAGUUCAGAUAAAUCGAGAGGAAACAUGUUCCAGGGUUUAUUUAUUAGAAAUAAUAUUUCAAAACCAAAGCUAAUGUAUUGUAUUGUCGUGCUCUUUUAGAUAACAUUUUAAUGCCAACAUAUCCUCUGAGUUACACCAAUUAUUUCCAAACAGAUACAUUACAUUCCCAUAAGAAUUCAGCUGUGAGGCUUUUUAAGAAUGGUCAAAUGCAGGAGACACUGUUUGCAGGAAGAAUUUAUCAAAAAAAUUCCUCUUUGACAUUCCCUCAUCUCCUUGUUUCUGGCUAGUAGCCUAUAGAUUUACUCCUUCUAUGGUUUCAGUUAUUUUUCUUCGCCCUCUAUUGUACUUUUGCAAAUUAUUCUAUAGCCUUUGUUCUGCCCAGUUUUGCAAAGCGUACCGAAAGCUCUACACUGAGGCUACAUUUCAAGGAAAGAAAGCUCUAUUCUGGCAACAUCAGACGUAAAUUCCAGGUCUACUAAAUUCUGCUCUGCUUCAGCGGAACCAUCUGGAAUAUGUGCCAGAUGUUGGUUACUUUAUUGGGAAGCUUCAGGGGGAUCCAUUUGAGAGACCAUCUAAGGCGUAAUUAGACGAAGGAACAUUUGUUUCUCCAGCUGUCCUACUUUUAAAGUCUUCUCUUGGACUAUUCUGUUAAUUCAAAAUCAAGUUCACCUUAGAUGCUCCAGCCUAAUGAACUUGGGAAAGGAACUGUUUUAAAAGUUAAGCCCACCUUGCAAGCAGUUUUCUUGUAAUUGUUCGACCCUACAUGCUGUUUCCUCAGGCAGAAUAUAGCCUUGCCUUAGGUUACACCCGAUGUUUACAAGCUCAAGGAUGCAGUUACGUAACUGAAUCUAUAACAGGAUUAUGUAUGGGUCACACUGCCUAGAGAAGGACUCCUAUAGCCCAAACCAGGAUGCUCCUAAAGGCAUGCUAAUGCGGAUGAAAAGUCUAGGUUACUAAAGGACGCACCCUUGAGCUCUAACAUCAAUAUCAACUCAGUACCUAGUUGGUGAAAAGGUGCUGUAGAGGUCUGUCUUGUAGAAAAAAGAAACUGUAUCAUGUAGAAUGGCAGACCUUCCACGUGUACCUAUUUUUCAGAGACAGCCCCAGAUUUACAGAAGCUGUCCCAGUUUCUGAUUUGAACCCAGAAUGUCUCGGUUUUCUUUAGGAUGUCCCUAUUUGCGUCAUAGAAAUGGAGGGUAUGGAGUUAUGUGGCCCCCAAGCCAAGGAGAUAAGUAACUAUGCACCCUUUAGAAGACAUCUGAAGGCAGCCCUGUAUAAGGAAAUUUUUUAAUGUUUAAUGUUUCAUUGAGCUUUUUCAUAUGUUGGAAGCCGCCCAGAGUGACUGGGGCAAUCCAGUCAGAUGGGUGGGGUAUAAAUAUCAUCAUCAUGGAAUAGGAUCAGGGCUGUCUUAAGCGUAUGUGGCGCCGGGGUGCAAAGAUCCGACCAGUGCCCCCCCCAGUUGCCCAGUCCCAGGUGUGGAGGAGGGCAGAGCCGGCCGGCCAGCCCCCUCAGCAUCUCACUGGCUCGGUUGCCCCUGAACUUGCUGCGCUGAGCCGCCCGCAGCAGAAGAGCCACAGCGCUCUGACGAACGGGUGGGCUCUUCUCCGGACUCAACUCUCGGGCCCUGGGCUCUUGGCCUGGCGCCUCCGAGAGCCCAGCACCCGGGCGCCCCACACCCCUAGUACCUAUGGGUAAGAUGGCCCUGAAUAGGACAUUCCUAUUUUCAUUGGAGAAAUGUUGGAGAGUAUGGAAUGGUGGCUUUAAAUCCUGUCCUACCUUGAUAUCUAUUUUAAAGAUGCCAUUCAGAAUCCAUAAAGUUCCGUGAUAGAUUUGUUAGUAGUCCCUCUACCAUGCAAUGUGGCAAAACUGCUUUUAAAAUGGAGGAGAGUUGUCUUUUAUUAUAAAAAAGCCAACCACCCAGUUUGUGGUAUGACAUGGAGAUCACACGUUCAAAGAAAAAUGAUUCUACUGGGUCAGAGAAGCGUGUGUGUGUUUAAGCAGCUUUUUAGACCCCAGUUCUCAUAUGGAACCAGUUUGUGUACCUCAUCUACUUUGUGUACUUCAUCGUCUUGGUUCCUUUCCAUUUAAUUAAGUAAAGUUAAGCCUGAUAUAUGGCUGACCAUUUGCUGAUAGAAGUAUAGGAAUCUGUCCCACAUGUCCCAUGUGCUGUAUCUGGCACUGAGCUCAAUAUUUCAAAGCUUUGAACCUAAUAUAUAGCUUGAGGUAGAGAACCUACCCAGUGACGUGGGUGGUGCUGUGGUCUAAACCACUGAGGCUAGGUUUUGCCGAUCGGAAGGUCGGCGGUUCGAAUCCCUGCGAUGAAGUGAGCUCCCAUUGCUCUGUCCUAGCUCCUGCCAACCUAGCAGUUCGAAAGCACAUCAAAGUGCAAGUAGAUAAAUAGGUACCACUCCAGCGGGAAGGUAAACAGCGUUUUCGUGCACUGCUCUGGUUUCGCCAGAAGCGGCUCAGUCAUGCUGGCCACAUGACCCAGAAAAACUGUCUGUGGACAAACGUCGGCUCCCUUGGCCAGUAAAGUGAGAUGAGCACCGCAACUCCAGAGUCAUUCACAACUGGACUUAACUGUCAGGGGUCCUUUACCUUUAGACAACCUACCCACCCAAUAGGCGAAUAAUGUUUCUUCCACAUUGGAAAUUUCCAGUCUUAUUAUGCAGGGUUGGCAAGUACAUUUGUGGGCUCUGUGGAACAUAUUGUUGCCCUGUGGUGGCAUCAGCAAGAGAAUCGUGUUGUCCAUGGUUUCCAAACCAACCUGAUGCUCUGAAUUUAGGUCACUUCUGCACGCACUUAAAGCGUGUGGCUUUCGCCCCAAAAUCCUAGGAAGGGUGCUGGGAAUUGCAACUCUGUGAAACGUAAGCUACAGUUUUUCAGGACUCUUUGGCGGAAGCUAUGUGCUUUAAAUAUAUGGUGUUGAUGUGACCUAAGAUAAUGUCAUGCAAGGGUGGUACUUACUGUUUGGGAACACAUACCCUCAAAUAUUAAGCAGCAGGGUACCGGUACAUUGAGGCCCUUCAGUUAUUGAGAGGAAGCAUUAAUGCUGUGAGAAAGACUUUCAGUGCUGGAGUCUUGCUCUGAACUCCUGCUGAACUCUUUCACCUGCAGAAGUAUUACUGAGAAGCUUAGUUUGAUCAUGCCCUGAGACGAUGCAUGCAUUUUGCCAUUGCUCUUGCCAGGAACCUGAGAAAGCCAGGGUUCAAGCCAAAUAUCCUCCCAAUACCAGCUGCUGCAACGGGUAGGGGGAGGAGUCCCAGCUCUGACAUAUAUAUUUAACAAAUUGCAUGGGUGCAAGCCUAAUUAGUCCCCGUAACUUCUCCCAAAUCUAAAGCAAGCAGACACAUCCUUUGCAUUACCCGUAUUUUUCGCUCUGUAAGAUGCACCAGACCACAAGACGCACCUAGUUUUUGGAGGAGGAAAACAAGAAAAAAAUAAUAUUCUGAAUCUCAGAAGCCAGAACAGCAAGAGGGAUCGCUGAGCAGUGAAAGCAGCAAUCCCUCUUGCUGUUCUGGCUUCUGGGAUAGCCGCGCAGUCUGCAUUCGCUCCACAAGACGCACAUGCAUUUCCCCUUACUUUUUAGGAGGGAAAAAGUGAGUCUUAUAGAGCAAAAAAAUGUGGUACUUCAUUCUGGAGUCUGGAUGGUAAUGGAAGUGGCUUUUACCAAGCCUCUUCUCCUGGGAAUUCCAGCAAGCCUCUUCCCCACCUUUCCCCAUGAAGGAUGUCUCAGUCACCUGGCUGUGAGUUCUGCCACUAUGUGGUGGGAAUCUUAUACUGACAGGUCUGUAACAACCCAGUACUUGAUUAUUAUUUUUAAGUUCACUAAGAGCCAAGUAGCACACCAUGGUAGAAGCAUAAGUUGCAGCUAUACUGUUGUUUUUCCUUUAAUGAAUUAUAGGUGAAGGGUGUCUUUAUUGGGACCGCAGCAUACAUGAAGGAGGUUGAUACCUUCCUUCUCCAAACAUGAUUGGGACCAAAGACACCCUCUUCUUGUACACCUGUGAUGCUUAGAAAAUAAGUUCCCAUUAGUGCCAAAAAGUAAAUCUAUUUCUGUCUUCCAGCUUUCCGGCCAAUGAGUGCAAAAGCACUGAACUAAUUAAAAAGCACUAGGCAGAUUUUAAACGACAUAAUUUCAUUUUUUGUUCAUAUUCCCUACAAUAAACUCACAACAUUUUUGAUCACAACAUUUUUGGCUAAGGGACAGUGCCGGAUUUAUGUAUAAGCAAAACAAGCUAUAGCUUAGGGCCCUACUCUCCCCCCCCCCCAAAAAAAAAUUUAAAGGAAAAAAAACCCCUGGAUGUACAUUUCCAAAAUAUAAAAUAAAAAAACAAAUAAAAUAAAACCUACAUACAGCAACAGUGUUUUGUGUUGUGUAAUGGGCCCCGCCUGCUAGCCUGCUCCCUAAAAUAUCACUGGUUUGCUCAUUUCUAUAUACAGUGGUACCUUAGUUCUCAAACUUAAUCCGUUCCAGAAGUCUGUUUGUUGUUGACAGAGGACAGCUGGACAUAUAAUGGGCCCCAUUACCUUCAGUAGCUUAGGGCCUCAACAAACCUAAAUCCGGUCUGCUAAGGGACAGUAGACCUUUGAGUCAUAACUUACUGUGUACAUAGAUGGGAGGUUACUUGUUAGCUUUCAGUAUCAGCAGCCAGGUGAAAAGUGCAUUCAAUGCUGAAAACCUCUAUAACUGGUUCCUCCCCGCUCCUCCCAAAAAACCACAUAGCUUUCAAAACUCUUCUUACUAAUUCUUUCCUUUAAAAAAAAAAAAAAAUAUUAAUUUUUCAACCGUUUAAACACAACAAAACAGAAAAAACAACAACAAACAAAAAAAGCAUAACAAAAUAAGACACAAACCAUUUAAAACACAAAACAAUUUCAAUAUCUUAUCUUUCAUUCCCUUAUUUCCACGACCUCCUCACACCUCCCUUUUUGUAUUCCACUUCUGUUAAUUGUUUCAGCAAUUCCUUUCCAUCUUCCUCUGUUUUCUAUCCUAUAAUUAUCUUAACAUAUUCUAACCUUAUUUUUCCCUUUAAUACUCUAUUAAUCUAUUUAUACUUGAUUCCUUAUAGCAUUUCUACGAGAGCCAUAUAACUUCAUUCCAAUCAAUGAACAUUCCAAAAGACGUCAGUCCUACUAGCAGCCCGUUUCCAGGGUCAGAGCGGCGGUGUUUUAAAUCUCUUCACUCUCUCCCACAGGCAUACUCAAUCCGCAACUUCCCCCUCUCUUUUCCUGCCUCCAAGAGGGGGUUUAAUGUUUUUUACUGAUGGAAAUUUAAUCUUUUACAAAAGGCUUUCCAGGACUCCAGCUUGCAACUUCAUUGCCUCAGUCUAUUUACAAAAGGGGAAGGCGGACUUCCUGUUUUGAACCUCCCCGUUACGGUACCAAAUUAAACAUUUAGAAAUCCAAUUCUUCCGCUUCAGCUCUACUCACGGGUAAUUACUUUAAAGUCAAAUUGUCCACAGGAAAAGGUCAGCGCUCUCCGGCAACAGCUAUGCAGCUUCGCUCCGUGGAAGAAGCAGACGAUUCGAUGCACCGCGCCGCUCACCCCACGUUGCUCCGGAGCCCCAAAACCGGGGUUCCCCGCGAGUGGGGGAGGCGCAAAAGGUGCCCGCCGAAUCCCACGCUCACAGGCUUCUCCCGCCUGUGAUUUUAACGGGUCUCCGCCUUCGCCGUGGCGGCCAGACCCAGAUUCCCACGGAGCAGAUUCCUUCCGGUCAGAGGAAUUCCGCCAUUACCGGAGGCACCUCCCCGGAAGUCCUUACUAAUUCUUUCCAUGACAAGCCAACUCCUCAUUUCUUUUCUUGAGUUAUUCUGAUUAGUUGCUGAACACCUGUACAAUGCUAGGAUUUUGAUAAAGCUGCAAGAGCUCAGUUUUAUAGUAUCCAGUUGCACUUGCAAUGUAAGAUUAUAAGAUUAUAUACUAUAUAUAAUAAGGUUACCAGAUGUCCCCAUUUCCCGGGGACGGUCCCCAGAUUUCCAAAUCAGUCCCCUGACAAAAUCCUAUCAUUUCCUACUGAAGUUGAAAAGUGUCCCCGGAUUCACUGAAAAACAUCUGGUAACCUUAAUAUAUAAGACAGCAAUCUUAAAAGUGCUUUGACAUUUGGAGAAACUUGCGGUUGUCUGCAGCUCAUCCCUGUGGGUGGCAAAGCCAUUUUGUGUGAUGGUUUCAAGGAGUGCACAAUUGUUAUUUUGCCAUUCGACAAUUUGCAAAUGCUUAGCUAUACCAAAUCAAGUGCCUGAACUAUGAGUAGUCGAUUGCAAUUAGCUGAGCUUGGUGUGUGUGAUUGACCUGAGGAGGUGAAUGCAAAUAAUUAAAACUCAGAGAGCUCAGAAUAAACACCAACCUUUUGAUCAGGUAGCUUAGCAGACUGUGGCAUUAAAAAUAGUAUCAUUCUGGGCUGGGAAGUUCAAAAUGUUGUAUUGAUUUAAUUAAAGGCUUGCUAAUUGGCAAUGGCUAUAAAGAAACUGGGGAUUGGACGGAGCCAGUAUGUGGAAGAAAACUCAGGCUAUUUUUCCCAACAUUUAAUUAGCGGAACAGUAUUGCUAUACAAAUGCAUGGAACAGCCACCUGUCAAUGGGAACAGCUAAAUAUGGUCUCUUCAAUGUGCCAUUUAGACUUGAACUUUAGAUGGGGGUAAAUUGAAACAACUAGGGUACGGACUAUAGCAGGAGCAAGAAGGUAGUUUUAGUAAAUUCCAGGCACAGCUGAGGCGUGUAUUGGAAAGAAAGAGGCAGACACCAGUCACUGGGUGAAAUUAGGACACAAUUUUGUUUCUUUGUGGGCCUGAAAAGGGGUCUGCAGGAUCUGUCUUCCCCACCACAAAACACCCACUGCUGAAGUGAUCUGUGAAGUUUAUACCCCAAGAUGAAAAUCCAUGUGUUUCCCACCAUCUGACAAAAGGCUGAACAAAUAUGCAUUGGGUGAAGAAAAUAAGAAGGGAAUGCUUUCCCUCCCCGUUUGUCCUAUUUAUCACAGAUCUCCUCAACAGCCUCUCAUUCAAGGCUACGAAAGUAGCAAGGACUGCAAAAUCAGGAUAUUAUAAGGCUGUUUUAUAUCUGAGGUGGAAAAUCUGUCAGAAGGUGACCUUAACUCCUGUAUACAGUUCUAUUACAAUAUUCUCAUCUGGUGGAAUUACUAAUUACUAGGAUGGCAAAAUGUUGAGAGGCAAAAUCAGCUCAUGGUGGCUGUUCCACAAUGCUGGCUUUGAGACAUUUUGGCACCUCUGUUGAAAACGAUACUUGAUCUGAUCUCCACCCACCCUACUCGGUAAUGAUAGAUUAAGAGGAAGGAAAGUGCUCUCCUUCGGGGUGGAAUCUUCUACUCGACAAAACUGCUUCUUGAUAAUGCUGGUUGUGUUCCUGCUCUUCAAAAGAGCUAUUGUGUGAAUAUUCCUUGUGGUACUUUAACUACAAAAGUUUGUCGGCAUCUUCGUGACAUCUUACUUGUUUAAAAGGCCUCUAAUCAGCUUCCCUAGCUAUCUUGCCUGCUCAAAGUGCAGAGAAAAACUAACACACAACUAAAAUAGAUUUGAAAAGUAUUUCCUCCCCUACAGAAACAAGGUUUGCAAUCCUGUGUACACUACCUGGGAUCAAGUCCCCUUGAACUCACUACUUCUGAGAAGAAAUAUAUGCUCACUCUCCACAGAUCGUGACACUAGCCUCCUGCUUUGUUGCCUGAUAAAGUGAUAAUUUUCCCACAGUUCCAAGGUCUACACUACAAAGAAUAGAAUUACAGCGGAACCUCAGUUUUUGAGCAUCUCAGAAGCCGAACGUUUCAGAAGUCGAACUCUUCCGUUUUCGAACGCUUCCGUUUUCGAACGCGCCUCGGAAAUCGAAUGGCUUCCGCCAUGUGUUUUUCUUUUUUCUCAAUGGAUUUUGCCAACUGCCCAUUGCGCCUUGGUUUUCGAAUGCCUCAGAAGUCAAACUGUCUUCUGGAACAGAUUACGUUUGAAAACCGAGGUUCCACUGUAGCACUUUGCUACAGUGAGAUUCUGCAGGACACUUAAAAAAACCAAAAAACUAAAAAUGUUCUGGUUCUGUUUUUUGCUUUUAAGGCUAUUGGACGGCCACAUCUUCCUCCCUACUGGUCUCUGGGGUACCAGCUCUCACGAUGGGGAUAUCCUGACAUUGGUGCAGUAGAACAAGUUGUGAAGCGCAUGACAGAGUAUGGCAUCCCCUACGUAAGUGGGCAUUCUGCAAUGUGCAUUUAAAUUGGUUCCCCGGGGAAACCAAUGAACAAGAACAGAUUGUAUCCCUAAAAGAAUAGUAUUGAUAAUGUUUGUUGGUAUUAUAUUAAUUAUAUAAUUGAAAGGCCAUGGGGUAAUUUCUGUGGCAGCUUUUAUUAUGGUAUCAGCCUGAGCAAAAAGGUAAAACUUAACCUUUGUGCUUUAUUCUUCUUAAACGCAACAUAUUUCUGUUGCAAUUGCCAGGAUGUCCAGUACGGAGACAUUGACUAUAUGGACCGUAAGCUGGAUUUCACAUAUGACAAAGAAAAGUAUGCUGGCCUACCGGAAUUCAUGCAAGAGUUGAAGAAGGAUGGAUUGCAUUAUGUCAUUAUUCUGGUAAAUGAGCUUAAGUACUAACCUCGUUUACAUUGCUUUCAUUCACAUGACUUGCUAUAUGAAUUGUGGCAUUGAAGCAAAGAUUCUCUCCUCUACUUUCUUUUAUAACAGGAUGCUCCCCCCCCCAUGGGUAAUGUACAUUGUACUCUCAGUAUGCUCUGUUCAGUUUUUUUCUUUUCUUUUUGGGGGGUCCCUAGUGAAAAUAUGAGAAUGGGAGGGGUGGGAAGUGAGUGAGUACUGUGUGGGAGAGGAAGAAAACACAAACACCAUUAUGGAUUGGGGGGGGGGUGCUGUACAGCAGGGAUGGAGGGACAUCAGGCCUAGAGGCUACAUGAGGUCCUUUAAGCCUCUCUCUUUCUCUGGCUCUCAGGACUUACCCCUCUCUGUGCCUUCCUCAAGUGCCUCGCUGGAAGGUAUCCUCUUGCAUCCGGUGCCCUGCCUACAUUUGCUUUUGGCCCCACCCAGUCGCCAAGACCACAUAACACCGGUCUUAAAAGACCCACAUUGGCUCCCAGUACGUUUCCGAGCACAAGUUGGUGCUCACCUUUAAAGCCCUAAACGGCCUUGGUCCAGUAUACCUGAAGGAGCGUCUCCACCCCCAUCAUUCUGCCCGGACACUGAGGUCCAGUGCCGAGGGCCUUCUGGCGGUUCCCUUGCUGUGAGAAGCCAAGUAACAGGGAACCAGGCAGAGGGCCUUCUUGGUAGUGGCACCCACCCUGUGGAACGGCCUCCCAUCAGAUGUCAAGGAAAUAAACAACUAUCUGACUUUUAGAAGACAUCUGAAGGCAGCCCUGUUUAGGGAAGCUUUUAAUGUUUACUAGACUAUUGUAUUUUAAUAUUUUGUUGGAAGCCGCCCAGAGUGGCUGGGGAAACCCAGCCAGAUGGGCGGGAUAUAAAUAAUAAAUUAUUAUUAUUAUUAUUAUUAUUAUUAUUAUUAUUAUUGGCAUGGCACCCCCAGAAUGCUCCCCACAGGGGAAUGCGAUCCUUUGGUUUGAAAAAACCUCCCCAUCCCUGCUAUGUAAAAAUUCUGUUAUACAUCCAGCUCAAUGUAUCUCUCUGUGAGGGUCUGCAUGAAUAUGGAAAAAGGAAUUUUCUGACUACCUUGAACCCACUAAAACCACUGCUUUGGAUUUUGUAAGGGGGGGGGAGGAGUACAUUGGUUGUCAUGAUCAUAAUCUGUUCAUAAGGCAGAAGGAAUUUCUUAGGCCAUCUUGUGCCCUUUAAAGCCAACUCAAGUUACCAGAAUGGUGUGGGAGCUACUUCUGUGAAGCUAGAUUCCUUACUGCUCUGGAAAUAUCUGUUGGGAGGAGCCACUGAGACUGGCCAAGUGACAUAGUUCCUGUUCAUGUCAGCCUCAGGGGAACCACAUCCCUCUGACUGUCAUGGAUGCUCAGAUGAAAUGUGCAGCAUAGGUGCACAAAGCAUUGUUAUAAUGCAAGCCUAAUAGUUUUCCUCUAAAUGCUAGCCUAAUAUUUCAUCUCUAAUUCAGAAUCCAUAAGCAUGCCAGAAAACACAGUUCUUCAGUUUAGUAAAUCCAUCACCAAAGGAAGCACAUUAAGAAUUCUUAAUGCAUCCUGCAGACUAAUAGGACCUGGUGUUAUAAUUGCAAGAAUACCGAUUAAAGCUGAAGAGCACUUUUUGCUUUCUCCCAAGAGCUGUGCUGAUGAAAACAUGUCAAAAAUGGGUCUUUACUUAGAAUGGAAGGGGGCAUAAUCUAGGGAGAAAUGCAAAUGUUCUCAGCCACAGCUGCCUCUGUGAGCUGCUAGGAGGAGGGAGACGGUCUGCUCCUCUGUUCUAGAGACCAAUACAUGCAGAAUAAACUCAUUCCCUUAUUAGGAGGUGAACGUGUGAAUGGCAAACGCAUUUCAGUGUGAAGUGCAAGCUAGUAAUGACUGACCAGGAGAGGGAUGUGGUGGUUUUAAUGAACAGCUCAGUGAAGACAGGGUUAUAGUGUAGCUACUGUGAAAAUGGCAAAUGCCCUGCUAGGGAUCAUUAGUAAAGCAAUCAAGAACGAAACCGCCAUCUGAAAAAUGAAUUGCUGGAAAAGGUGAGGCAUAGGACAAUCAAAAUUAUCGCGAGUCUGGAGCAACUCUCCUAUGAAGAAAGUUCAUCAUUUUUGAAGCUUUUUAGCCUAGAUACAGUGUUUCGCAAACUUGGGUCUCCAGCUGUUUUGGGACUACAACUGCCAUCAUCCCUAGCUAGCAAGACCAGGGAUGAUGGGAAUUGUAGUCCUAAAACAGCUAGGGACCCAAGUUUGAGGAACACUGGCUUAGAAGAAAUGUAAAUUAAGGGGGAGGGACUUGAUAGAGGUGGCUUUAAAGGAGAAUUGGACAAUUUCAUGGAGGAUAAGACUGUUAAUGGCUACUAGCCAUGAUGGCUGUGUUCUACCAGUUGCUUGAAAUCACGAGUGGUGAGGGUACAAUUGCACUGAUGUCUUGCUUGGGGGGCUUUCCAUGGGCAUCUGGUUCUCAAUUUUGAGAACAGUGUCCUGGACUAAAUGGGCCUUUCGCCUGACCCGGUAAGGCACUUGCUAUGUUCUGCCUACGCAUCUAUGAUAAUUAAGUCAAUGUAUAAAGCCAAAUAGGGACGCGGGUGGUGCUGUGGGUUAAACCACAGAGCCUAGGGCUUGCCGAUCAGAAGGUCGGCGGUUCAAAUCCCCGCGAUGGGGUGAGCUCCCGUUGCUCGGUCCCAGCUCUUGCCAUCCUAGCAGUUCGAAAUCACGUCAAAGUACAAGUAGAUAAAUAGGUACCGCUCCGGCGGGAAGGUAAACGGUGUUUCUGUGUGCUGCUUUGGUUCGCCAGAAGCGGCUUAGUCAUGCUGGCCACAUGACCCAGAAGCUGUAUGCCGGCUCCCUCGUCCAAUAAAGCGAGAUGAGCGCCGCAACCCCAGAGUUGGUCACAACUGGACCUAAUGGUCAGGGGUCCCUUUACCUUUACCUUUAUAAAGCCAAAUUAGCUAUGUAGUUUUACCCAUAAUGCUAUCAAAGAUUUUGAGUUUCCCUUUAAGGUCAGGUUCCUCUAUUUAUCUUUGAACGUGGGGAACUCCCAAUGAGCAGUGACUAUCUACCGGUUUGUGUUGUCCUUCUGAAUGAGCCUCCACAUUGUGAAAUGUACCAGCUUCUUCUGGACAUUGGAUUUAGGAGAACAGGGAUAUUUCUUGGAGCGGAUGGGGGCGGUGGCCGUGUUCUUCUGACUUCCUGACAGCUGAGUUACUGCUGCUUAAUGGAGGGAGAUGGGCGAGGCGAUGGAGAAGCAGCACAAAGCAAACACGUGAGCGGAACCAAUCUGGUGCCUGCUCUGCUCAUUCAUUUGCACCAUGCCAGCCUCCCAUCACUUUGCUCCUCCCAGUUAGAAGCUAUAACUCAUCUGUUGGGAAGUCAGGUAAGCACUAUGCUAUCCACUACUGACAUCUCGGGUUUCAAUGCAUGGAGAAGUGGAGGCAAAUUUGGAUGUAGCAUUCACCUCAUAAAAAUCACUGUUGUGUUGUUGUUUUUUAAGUGAGUGUAUCAUGUGAAAAAUAUAUGAGGCAAUUUCAGUCUCUCUACCACCCCUUUGCCUCCUGGCAAUUUCCCCCCUAAGAAUGUCAGGGCUUACUCAUCAUCCUCUGCUGCCUGCCUUGAACAAUGGCCCCAUUUUCGCCUCUGACUUAUUCUGAGUCAGAGCAAAUGCAUUGUUUCCAUACAAAGGUUGAUGCUCUAAAAGUAACAAUGGUUAUCAAGCAGAACGAUCAACAUCUAUUCCAGCAGAAUAACUUUAAUGAGGAAGGUUGCCUGCUCUUCAUCAACCCCCACAGAAAAGAGAAUUCAUUGCAACAGCAAAUGGAAACAAUUUAGAAUUCACUAAACAAUUAAAAACAAUAUUCAGGAACUUUGGCAUACAAAAAACUAGGGGUGGGAUUAAUUCUGAAAUGGUAUGUUGCAAGCCUGGGUGUAUGAGCUUGAGGACUAGGACAUUAAGGGUUUAAGAUCAGCCCCACUGAGGUUGAAUAUGGUGGGAUUUACUUCUGAGUAAACAUGCUCAGGUUUGGGCUGUUUGCUCCCAGUAUGAAUGUGAUCUGGUUUUGUCAAAUGUUGCUUAUUUACAGUAGCCCCCACUGCAUGCACUGGGGGGGGGGAUGUGCAUUAUUCUUGAAUAUCUGUUUAUCAAAAUUAUAUCCUACUCUUCUGCCAAAGAAAUCAGGCCAGCUUACGCAUCCAGGGCCGGACCUUUAACUCCAGCAAAAGAACUGCGUUGUUGGUGUGCCAUUCAGACAAUUCUCUGGACCCUUUCCUAAGCUAUUCUGUCAGUCUCUAAUAUGGCACUCAUUCCCUGAGGAAUAGGUAGGAGCAUGUGAAAAAGGCACGGAGUUUAUUUGGAAUGCAAAAUCAGUCACCAGAGCCUUUUGUUCUCCUUGGUGUGAGGCAGGAGCUGCAUAAUGUAUUAGAUUUAUGCACUACAACAACACUUUUGGCUACGAGAUAUCAGAGGUUCAGAUUAGGUGUAGAUAAUUAAACUGAGUUGUUUUAGAGUGUUAAUGUCCCCUGAGUAUCACCUGCCUGGGUUUUAAUUACUACGUAAGGGCAGCACUUAAAAAAAACACCACAUCUGAGGGGGUUUGCGUAAGUUAAAACUGCACACCUACUGAAUGCUUGGACUCCUCAAGUCUGUAGGUGCCAUGCCUCCCCCCCACUUGAAAGUAUUGUACAGUCUGCCAGAAAUAAGAGUAUUGUGCCCAAAAGCACAGUAUUUAUCAUAAAAGAUUGUUUUUUUCAAAAAACGAGACAAACUGAGCCGUUAUUUAGUUAUUAGGGAAGGAAUGGAAUGAGAUUAAAGGCUCAAUUCUAUGAGCCGCUCUUAGCACUUACAUGUUUAGGAGUGCGCCUGCUGUGUUGGAACGAUCUCAUGUGUUGACAUUGUGCUGGUACAAUAAGCCACGCCAGGACGUCACACUGGUGCAACAGUGUGGCUCAGAGCUCCCGUGCCACCACCGUUGGAGUGGUAUUGUGCAAUGCUCUUAACGUGGCAAUUAAUUGGAUGGAAAGGAAAUUGAGGGCAGAUGAAAGAAAGUGCUUCUGCACACAGUGCUGUGGAAUUUUCUCCUACAAGACACAGCAAUGGCAGUAUACUUGGAUGGCUUUAAAAGAAGAUUAGACAAAUUUGUGGAGGGUAAGGCUUAUGAAAUGGCUACUAACGGCUGUGUUUUACAUUCCUGGUUUUCAACAUCACUAUAUAUUGCUGAUAUAUCAUUAUGUCUGAAAUAAGGAUGGAACUAUGUAGAGGCGAACAGUAGGACUGUCUGAUUUUUGACUUCAUGAUAUAUCACCUGCUGAACAUCACGAUAUACUGAUAUAUCACAAUGUCUGAAAUAAUAAUAAUGAUAAUAAUAAUAAUAAUAAUAAUUUAUUAUUUAUACCCCGCCCAUCUGGCUGGGUUUCCUCAGCCACUCUAGGCGGCUUCCAACAAAACACUAAAAUACAGUAACCUAUUAAACAUUAAAAGCUUCCCUAGACAUAAGGAUGAAAUAAGGAUGGAGCUAUGUACUGUAGAGGCACUGGCUGGCUUCAGGUUUUCCCCCACAUUGUUAUUUGUGCAUAGCACACACGUAAGCACACAUCAUGAUUCACAAUAUAUUGCCAGGUCAAAAAUGAUGAAACCAAUAUCAUGAAAUGGACUUGAAACCAGUUCUACACAGAUAUGAAAAAUGCUAUAAAAAGAGGGCUAUAAAAAAAUAUAGCUCCCAAUGCAAUUUAGCAGUGGUGCAGUUAGAUGUUUUCUUGCUUGCUUACUUUCCAAACCCCUUGGUCCCUUGGAAACAAGAUCAUCUGAAUAGUUUGUCACUAGAAGAUUAAUCGUAAAGGACCCCAACGUGGCUCAUGCCAAAUCACAAUUCGUGCUUGGAAGCCUUGGUGAGCUAUUUUAUGAAUAUGUUUUUUCUUUUAAUAUCAGAAACCUGUUGGGAAGACAAUAAUCAAUUAGAUUGAUUAUCUAAUUAGAUCAAUUAGAUAAUCAAUAAUCAAAUAUAUAAAAGGAUGUCACAUAGAGGAGGGAGAAAGGUUGUUUUCUGCUGCUCCAGAGAAGCGGACACGGAGCAAUGGAUCCAAACUACAAGAAAGAAGAUUCCACCUAAACAUUAGGAAGAACUUCCUGACAGUAAGAGCUGUUUGACAGUGGAAUUUGCUGCCAAGGAGUGUGGUGGAGUCUCCUUCUUUGGAGGUCUUUAAGCAGAGGCUUGACAACCAUAUGUCAGGAGUGCUCUGAUGGUGUUUCCUGCUUGGCAGGGGGUUGGACUCGAUGGCCCUAGUGGUCUCUUCCAACUCUAUGAUUCUAUGAUUCUCAUCGCAAACCAUUCAGGCAGCGUGUGUUACAUUUGCAAAGUGCAGCCAUACCCAGUGCACAGUUUGAAGGUGCACAAUGUGACAACUUCCUAAGUUUUGGCUUCAUUUGGUGAUCGAGUUUUUAAGCUUCUUGGAAAUUCUCUAUUCAAGAAGUUUAAAUUCCAAUAAAUACUCCGAUGUUCUAAGAGUCGGUAGUUCAGUGCCAACAGGAUUUUUCUGGAUCCACACUUUGACUGAUAAGCUUCUUCUCUUUCCCUUUUCAUGGCCACUUCUGUAAUAAUGUUCUCUGACAGCAACCUGGUAGCUUCCAUUCAGAAGUGGCCCAAGCAAUUUCAUACGUGAUGGGAAUAAUCCAAAUGGCACCUCCAUGGUGGUUAAUAAUAUGGUAACAACAUGUGGUAAUAUUUAAUUAAUUGGACAUUUGCCACCAUUUAAUGGUACCCCCAAAACCUGCUGCAUGUUGAGAUUGGCUAUUUCAUCUUGCCUAAUGGUAGGGUUGGUCCUGCUUCCAUCUUUGGCAUUCUGCUAGCCUACCAAUAGCUUCUUCCAUGCCAUCGUUUGGAAAUAAUGUUACAUAGCCCAUGUCUAUGUAGGGAUGGGUUUAUGUUGUGCUCUGUUAAUAUACUAUAUUUGCAUUUCUGUCACCUUAAAUUUUAACUUUAAGGCUAAUAGGUUUCUAGUGGAUGAUUUCCAGGUUAUUGUCAUACCCAAACAGUAGUUCCAUUUUGUUCAGUAUAAUCAGGCAUCUCAGACCCAUUUUUCAAAACCGGUAUUGUUGCAGUGUUUCUAUUUCCUAUCCUUUACUUUUGUUCGGUUUUGUUCCCUCAUCAGGAUCCUUUCCUAAGUAAAGAUCAAGCUAGAGGGGCUUACCAACCCUACGAACUUGGAGAACAAUUGGGAAUUUGGGUGAAAAAUUCAGAUGGAGUGACUCCAGCUGUUGGGCAGGUAGGUAUCUAUGGGGCAAUCCUUUGGAUUGGAUAAGAUAGUUGUUGUUGUGGAAGAGUUUACAUUACACAGUUUCCCAAACUUGGGUCUCAAAGUGGGGUUUUUUUGACUACAAUUCCCAUCAUCCCUGACUACUGCUCCUGCUAGCUAUGGCUGAUGGGAGUUGUAGUCCCCAAACAGCUGGGAAACCCUGGUGUAUCAUGUUGAUAGUUAUGUUCUCAUGGCAGCAAUGUCCAAUCACAGUAACAGUAAAGGAAGUGAGAGCAACAUCCAUUCUCACAAUACCAUUGCCACACACUAAUUAUGACACUGCUCUUGAUGAUUUCAUAUGAACAUAGGACAACAAGUCAAACAUUGGUCCAUGUAACCUAGUAUUGUUGACAGUGAUUGGCAGCAGCCCUCUACAAUCAAUUGAACAUAAGCAAUAGUAUUCCAAGAAGAAGUAUUUCCUUACCUUCUGCCUUGCAGGACAUAUCUGGGAGAAGAAAAGUCUAAAGAGUAAACCCUACACAAAUCCAGAGUAGAAUUCCUAAAUCCCUGGCACCUUGUACACCUCCUUCUGGUACCUCCUGCACCCACGCUGGUGCCAAAUGUAUUGUUCUGCUUUCUUCUGGACCACAUCAGUGAGGCCAAGAGGGAAGCAAAAACAACAUGGGAGGCAGCAGUUUCGAGUUACCUGUCCCAGCAGCCACAGCAGGUGCUGUGAUUCUCCAGCGGUUUUACUUCACCCCUGGAGGCAUACUCCAUUGUCUCCCAAGACAGACAGAUGCCAACAAUUGGUACACUCUGAGCUUGCAUUCCACGCAAUCUCUGAAAUUUUCCAUGUCCAUUAGCAGGCUGAAAUGUCCUUAUCUUAAUAUAUUUCAUUCUCACUUCCAGGCCUUGGCUCCAGGAAAUUCAGUGUACCCUGACUACUUCAACCCCAAAACAGCUGAUUGGUGGACCCAGAUGUGUGUUCAGUUCCACAAUGUCCUUCCUUAUGAUGGUAUUUGGCUUGUACGUUUGAUAAUAUUUCCCUUUAUAUUUUAUCUCUCUCUCUCUUCCCCCACCCAAAGUAUACCAUAAAACCUAACCUGUUUCUUGUUUUUUUAUUUGGUUAGGAUAUGAAUGAACCCUCAAAUUUUCUCGAUGGCCAGAUCCCAGGCUGUGCUCACAACAACCUCAACAACCCACCUUACAUUCCCAGUAAGUGACUUCUGAAAAACAAAUAUCCUUUGCCUGAUUCCUAUAGCCACUUACAGCAUCAAUGUUUCUAAAAGUUUAGUAGACAAUUAUUUUAAAAAACCAGAAUCAAUCCUUCUAGGACAUCCCUGGUAUUUCACUAUUGAUCUUGAGCUAUAUAGAAGUCAAGGCUUGAUAGUACCUAAGGGAGAAGAUAAAAAGGGGCUUGUAUAAGUGAUACAGUUGUUAAUGAUUCCGACAGUAAGUUCUCUUCCAAGGUAGCUACAGUCUCUAUCAUGAUGUUGUUAAUCACAUUUGUCUCUUGGCAUUGUACUACACUGUGGACAAAUCCAUGAUGCCCUCUGUGGAGAAAAUGUGUGGAAUUCCCCUUCAAAAAUUCAAGGCCUGUACAGGACAGACAGGGAAAUGGCUACUUGUGUUGGACAGUGCCCCUGAAAAACACCUAAGCCCAAGGAUGGGGAUGAGCCCCAGCCAGCAUGACCAAAGGCCAUGGAUGAUGAAAGCUGUAGUCCAGUAACAUCUGGAGAGCAUAAGCUCUCCUCCUUCUCUUCAUCACUUUUUCCUCUUCCCCCAUCUUUGCGACCACAACUGUUUCAGCAGGAUGAAGAGUGUUGGAGGGUGGAGGGGAGUUGCGGGGCGGUAGCAGGAUCAUAGAGUUCACUUGCAUUCUUUAUAACUACAUCUCCAAUGCAAUGGUGUCAGGACCCACCAGGGUUAGAAAUAGAUGUCCAUUGUCCAUGUGAUGAGACACCAGAGCUGCUUUGGGAGCAGUUUCCCCAGGCUCUGAAUUGGCUUUGUCCACUCAGGCUGACCAUUGAAUCCUCAUACCCAGGUUAGUCUAUAAAGGGCCUCCUGCCUGGGGUGGGAUUAGAACAAAAGGCCUUCCUGACGCUUCAAAAAAGUUGCUUGUUCCUUAGCUCUGUCUCCUAGUUUUUUCUGGCCCUCUGUCACAACUGGUUCCAGGUUCCUCGCUCCCCUCUGACAGCUACCUACAGCUGAGCACUGACAGAUGGGUGAAACACAGAGAAAGUGAAAUGCUUUUUAAGUCUUAUUGAUUUCACUCACCCUAAUUGUGUUUCUAGAAACCACAUAAAUCACAAAGAGCAAGAAUAUGAGAACACCGGUAUUCAAAAUUCCAGGCAUGACUGUGGAUCUGAACAUUACAAUGCCUUGCUUAUUGCAAGGAUAGACAACCUGGUGCACUUCAAGUGUUCUUAACUACAGCAUCUAUCAUCCCUACUGGAUAGAGCUGAGGGGAGCUGUGGUCCAGAACAUCUGGAGGACACCUUCUUUAUUGAUUUUGACAGUUGCUCAAUAUUUCACAUUCAGUGUCAGCUGGAAGAGGCAAUGGUACAGGUACUUAUUUGAGAGAGGAAUCAUGUCUAUCCUAGUAACCUGGGUGCAGAGUUCAGUGUCCCUAUGCAGGCUGCAGUAGUCUCUCUAUAUGAAAGAAUUUGGAAGGUUAAAACCCUGUUCUGGGAAGCCCGAAGCCCUACAGCUCCUGUCAGCCAUCCAGCAAUUAGUCUGGUCAACAUCCUUCUAACAAACCCUGGCUGUUUUCAGGAGCCUAAUUGGCAGCAAGCAGUUGAUAUCUAUUAUGUGCUGCUGACAAUGAAAUAUCAGGGGGGGAAUCCAAAACGGUAAACAUCAUUAUGGAACUGCCUGUCACUGAAGGCUUAGUUGUGGUGAACUGUGAGUGAGGAAUCUCUUCCCUUUAUUUGAGGAAGGGAGCCUAAUUCAUGGCUGGGAAUUUUAUUCUGAUAAUAUUCUCACCCAUGAAUUUUGCCACAGUGAAUAGUAUUGAAAAAAUUGGACAGUUUGUGGAAAUAGUGAUUUAUGUGAUUACUGUGAGACAAGUUCGUGUACAACAAAAAGAACGUUCCUAGUUUAUACUCUAGAUGCAACUACAUCCUGAAUGCCUUAUUGUUCCACAGCUAGACAGCAGGAAUAAUCAUGGGAAUAAAUGUAAUUAUUGGUGAAUGUAUAAAGCAACCCAACAAAAACUUUCAAGUUUAUUUCUUAUGAAUCAACUUUACUUUUAAAAAAUGACUAUGAAUGUGAAGGGACUUGUUACUCAACAAUAAUUCUUAAUAUUUUGUAUUCCACUUUCAGGAAUUUCUGAUUCUUCUCUGUUUCAAAGCACACUGUGUCCAGAUUCUAAAACUUUUCUGGGAGAUCUUUAUGACACACAUUCCCUCUUUGGAUGGUCUGAAGCCCCACCUACGUUCCAGUAAGUUCUUUAAAUGUCUUCCACUAAACGCUCUGAAAAUCUUUAAAGAUACGUUACUCAGUUUUCAUUUAAGUUUUUUUGUUCAGGAAGAAUUGGCACCACCUGGAAACUUGAAAUGGGCUGUACUUAGGGUCUCAUGUUGCAAAUGCAGAGGGUGGACUUGAGAGCAGGGCAAACCACUCCCAGUCCGUAUAAAAUGGGCUGCCUGGGUACUUUAUGUACUUCAGUAUAAUUUACUUCAGUAUAAAGUAAUUUCAGAUGUUCUUGCAGAAACUAUUGCCAAAGUUAUUCCAGUAGUGGUAGUUAGGAGGGAAUUUAUCACAAAUUGGCUAGAUAAGUGCUGUCAGCGCCAAGGAUUUCGGGCGCAUGUUCUCAAGGAUGAAAGUAAAAGAUGAGAGGGAGAAGCAGCGGUGUGGUGGAAAUUAAUUCGGAAAAUGGCUAGUAAGGAAAGUGUUUUACACACACACAUACACAUACACACACACACACACACACACACACCCCAUAGCACUGCUCUAAGCCAUACUCUCCGUUUUUAUAAAAUUGCUAUCAAGGCUUCCUUCCACACAUUUGCAAUUAUUGUAUUGCCUGCCUUAGUUCAUUUGGGAGAUUGCAGGGUCUAGCUAUUGCCUUGCAUGAACUGUGGGUACACUCUGGACCCCAUACCCAAGGCUACCUGAAGUUGCGAGGAAGAUCAGUAGAGAGCCAGUGUAGUAUAAUAUCAGAGGGGAUCCGGGUUAAGUUUCAACAAUCAGCCAUGGGAAGAACCAUAUACACCACACUGAGUUUCCCGGAGGAAAGCCAGGUUGCAAAUGUGAUAGUGAAUAGCAAACUGUUUUUAGGAAAUCUUAUCUACAAUUACAGAUCUUUUCACUCAAGAACUGCUAACGAGCUUCCACAGAACACUACAGUUCCCUGGACAAUAGUUUGAAAACCUUACAGCCUUAAAAAAAGAAAAAGAAAACCUCUGUUAAGCAAGUGUUUCUCCAUGAGUUUCUGCAAAAGUUUAAAAAAAAAAUCAUAGGAAGUGAUUGCAUGGUUGCAAAUUUGAGCUGGUUCUCAAUUGGGGCUAUAGAAAGCUCCAGAGAUUGCCUAAAUCAGGCUUCUGCAACCUAAGAUCCUGCCUGUAUUUUGGACUUUUAAGUUUCAGCCAUCUUAGGAAAGGCUGGUCUAAAUUACCAUUUUACACUGGACCGUAUGAGGCAGUGGAAUGUCUGUUGCUAAUAUUGCUACUGUAAACCACUUAUUAAGGGAUGUGGGUGGCGCUGUGGGUUAAACCACAGAGCCUAGGACUUGCCGAUCAGAAGGUCGGCGGUUCGAAUCCCAACGACGGGGUGAGCUCCUGUUGCUCAGUCCCUGCUCCUGCCAACCUAGCAGUUCGAAAGCACAUCAAAGUGCAGUAGAUAAAUAGGUACCGCUCCAGCGGGAAGAUAAACGGCGCUUCCGUGCGCUGCUCUGGUUCGCCAGAAGCGGCUUCGUCAUGCUGGCCACAUGACCCGAAAGCUGUCUGCGGACAAACGCCGGCUCCCUCAGCCAAUAAAGCGACAUGAGCGCCGCAACCCCAGAGUCAGCCACGACUGGACCUAAUGGUCAGGGGUCCCUUUACCUUUACCUUUACACUACUUAUUGCAAUCUUUUUUAUAAAUAUUAAGUAGUCCAGAAGUUGACUAAAUAAAUAAAUAAAUGUUCUUUGAGCAAAGUGCCAUACAAACAUUCCCAAUUUCAUAUGAUGAGUCCAUGACAGAGGUGGGAUUGAAACACAAGUUGCUGGCCAGCCUUAAAGCAAGCAAGCAAGCAAGCACAUUUUUGCAGAGCAGUGGACUCUCGGUGCUGCUGUAGAUUAAAGGCACCUGUUGCUCUGAAACUAGAGUGGUUGAAAAAGGGAAGCUAGACUCUUUUAAGGUCUGGAAAAAAGGAGAAACCACACAGAAGCAUCAUGCUGUUUUCAAUACAAAAUUGAAACUGGAUAAAGUAACUUUAAGCUGCAUUAUGAGAAGAAUGAACCCAGAGGGGCUUACGCUAUGACUCUUCAGUUCCUAUUAUUGAACGUCCACCUACCCCAGAGAGAUUUAAAAGAGGCUAUAGGUGAGCAGUCUCUAUAACGAAUAGAGUAGGAAUCAACUGGAGUUCAUUCUAACAAAGAGCAUUCAGAGCCAAAUCAGGACUCUCCCCUCAUUUCAUAUAAUGGCUAACUAAGGGCUUUAUAGCAUCAGAAGAUUCCUGGGGAUGAGCCCGGCUCCACUUUUGAAUUAUUCCCCAGGGGUCUGUAACCAACCAUUUUACUUCCCAGGAGGAAGUCUGAUUUAAACUGCGCACCCGCUGUGUCUGUUGUACAGAACAAAGCCAGCAACUAAAGGUCAAUUUUGACCUUCUCUCGCGUGUAUGUCGUUUCAGCUCCACACAAAACAUACUAUACAAAAGCAUCUCUCAGUGAUCCUCUUGCCCCUCGGGGGCAGAACAGUUGCACUCAUAUGCAAAUGCUUUAUUUGGCUAAACAAAUAAAAGGUUGGAAGACAGAAAGGUGUUCAAAACUGAAUCUAAAAGUCGAAGCCAAUGGUGUACGGUAAUAGAAUUUGGCAGCAUGUGUUCCAAGUAGGAAGUAAAAUUCUUUAAACAAACUUGCCACAAAGAUGGGUGUGGGUGUAUAUAUAAACAGUAUAUAUGUAUAUAUGCAUUACAUACCAUAUUUUUCUGUGUAUAAGACUAUAUUUUUUCCUAAAUUUUUGAAGUUUUAAAUAAGGGGUCGUCUUAUACACGGAUAGUGCAUAGUGCAUUGUCUUAAUUUGGGGUUAAAAAAAAUAGGGGUCAUCUUAUACAUGGGGGCAUCUUAUACAUGGAAAAAUACGGUACGUAUUAUACACAGAAUAUACACAUGCAACUGGAAUACAUACGCAGACACCUUAUUCUGUGGCAAGACCAAGUCUAAUCAUUAUUAUUCUCCUGCCCCCUUCAGAGUGUCUAAGAAUCUAGUUUAGAUACAAGAUUAAUAGGUUAUCAGCAAUAGUACAUGAACCCUCCUUUGCCCCCUCUAGUAGCAUUUCAAGGAACUGGAAAGAGUCAGUGACACAUUAACUUCUCAUGCCAAGAUCCAAGUAACUUGGCAAUGCUACUCAGUGCAAUGACCUGAAACCUAGGUUCCUGGCAUUAAGCCUCUACACUUUGUACCACACUCGCUCCUUAAUGUUGGGACAGUUGUCAAAACACAUGUGCAACAUCAGUGUCCCCCAAAUUUGUGUGCAGAAUCCAUGCUCUCCAGCUUUCAUACUUUGGAUAGGAGGAGGGAUUUUGGCAGGCACCGCAUUUCUCACCUUAUCGGGUGACUUGCUGCACCGACCAAAAUUCCUUCUUCCAUACAAGUAUUAAAGGUGAAGGAGUCUUCCUCUCUUGUGCAGCCGGUCACUUUCCCCAGCUGCACUGAUUUCAUGCUCCCAAAACCCACAAAGGAUCAUUGUGGAGUCAACAUGACAUUAACAACACUGCACCUUCUUUCCCCUUGGCCGUGUUUAAUUAUUAUUAAUUACUGAUCAGUACUUGCUUCUAGGCAAUAUGGCACUGUGUUGGGAAGCAUAGAGUGCUCAAGUGUUGUGAAUAAUGAUCAAGAUUUAUCAUGUGUAAUCCUUUCCAUGUUGCAAUUUUGGGAAACGGCAAAAGAUGUGGUGAUAGCCACUCUCUUAGAUGGCUUUUGUUAAGAAGGGACGUGGGUGGCGCUGUGGUCUAAACCACCGAGCCUCUUGGGCUUGGAAGGUCGCCGGUUCAAAUCCCUACAAUGGAGUGAGUUCCCGUUGCUCUGUCCCAGCUCCUGCCAACCUAGCAGUUUGAAAGCACGCCAGUGCAAGUAGGUAAAUAAGUACCGCUGCAGCGGGAAGGUAAACGGCAUUUCCAUGUGCUCUGGCUUCCGUCACGGUGUCCCAUUGCACCCGAAGCGGUUUAGUCAUGCUGGCCACAUGAUGUUGAAUUUGAAUAGGGAUAAGGGAACUACAGCUCCCAUUUGCCCCAACCAGCAUGGCCAACUCAGGGCACUGUAGCCCAACAACAGCUGGAGGACCACAAGUUCCCCAUCUUGUUCUUAAGUUCACACAAGAUUCUGCUUCCGAUAUCAGGUAAGCAACACAUUUAGAUCAGUAGAGAAAAAUAUGCAUCAGUGUUAAUCCCUGAUCCACAUCUGUUCAAGCAGCCGGUGCAGCUACUUCACAAUCUAACCUCCAGCCAUGUUUACUGUUAAUUAAACCCACCAUUGGAAGUUCUUUGCUGGCAUGGUAGUGGUAGGUUGAACUGCAAGCAGUGUUUACUGUGGUGAUUUCAGAAGGUGCCAACCUCCACAUGGAUCCAUUCAGUAAACACUUGGUUGAAAGGCUUGGCUGCAAGUGGGAGCGUGAUCCAGUCAGGAUUAGAGGCAGUUGGAGUCAGUAAGAAUGAAACCUGAAUGAAACCUGACAUAUGUAGCAAGCUGGUGCAAUACAUCGCUGUGAAUUGUCAGGACUUGGGAGAUAGCUAGUCUCCAUGGUUGGGAAUGAGGGGCAACAAGAGAUGGGAAGUGGGAAGUAUUUCUGGCAGUACUAACAACGUCAGGGUUAAAUUUGAUCCAUUCACAAGGUGUCCAAGUGUAUAAUAUAGUUAGGAUGUUGUCUCCUGCUUGAAAGCUGUGUUGCCACAAUAUUUUAUACGAGUUCCAGUUUGGUUAUGUAGAUGCAAGAGCUCAUGAAUAGACUCCACUGGAGUAGAAUGAAUCUAAUCAUGGAUAUAAAUGACUGAUGCUCACUAGCUGGCAGUUUUAAAAAGCUUGAAGCAACCAGCUGCCCAAAUCCUCCUGGAAAUUCAAUAGAAGUUGGGUUUCUGCAAUCUUCUACAUUCUGAAAACUCCUUUGUUAGUUAUUAAUACAGGAUAUUCUGUUAAAUAAAAUGACAUCUAAAAGCGAAAGCACAUUUCAACGCAUAGAGAGAGAGGGUUGGCCAGUUUGUUUUCUUGUUCAGCAAGCAGUAGCCCCUAAAUUACUUGAUUUUUUUUGCAACUGUGAGAUACUAUAUACUCUUUGAAGUUCAAAAGAGAAGGGAAGCAUUCAUCUGGGAAAGAAGCCUUUAUCGAGAAAUUACUAUGUCGCGCCAAGAUAGGAAAUCCAACGUCAAAUAAGGAUUACAUUAGAAAUAGCUGCGGACAUUUCAAAGUUGCAUUUGAAGUUUUGCCUCUGCUCUGGUUUUAUUUUUGACUUCCAAGCUAAAGGAAAAUGAAUUCCCAGGGCUUUGCUGAUGUGGGUGCAAUUUUUCAUUCUCAGGGCCAUCAAGGAAGCCACAGGAAAGAGGCCAUUUGUGUUGAGUCGCUCUACAUUUGUUGGAAAUGGGAAAUAUACAGCCCACUGGCUAGGGGACAACCAUGCUCUUUGGGAAGAUAUGCACACAUCCAUAAUUGGAAUUUUGGAGUUUAAUCUUUUUGGAAUUCCACAAGUAAGUGGUUUUGAAGGCACGAUAGGCAACCAUUUGCGUACAACGUUGUACCAUUUCAAAAUGGCCACAAAAGUUGGCAAUAACAACAGAAGCAAAGGAAUAUAAAGUGUCAGUUCAGGGGUUGGUGGUUAUGUUGUGGCAUGGUUCAUAUUAUACAAUGGGAUGGAUCCACAAAAGCAUGACCACAAAGAGGCAAUUUUUCCAUUCCCUAUAUCCUGUAGCAGUCCUGCAACCCUCCCCGACUUUUCCUGAAUGUCCCUCUGGAAUGGCUUGGAGCCCAGGAGAUUUCAUUGGGAAGGUGAAUCAGAAACCGAGCAAGAUAUAUACUUGCAUAGUUUCAAAAAACUAUGCCGGAUUUUGAAGCCUGGAAGAGAGGCAAACAAGUAGCCUCCAUGUUAGUAGACCAUACAGGAGUGUCUAUACCUCUGGUGAUUCAAUGAAUACUUCGCAAAAAGAGCAAAAGGACAGACUUUGUUACCAGUUAGGGUAGCGUAUGCUAAUAAGUUUACAUUUCAGUGCUACAUAACUACUUUUCUUGCAUGGAAACAAACUUAAUUACAAAUUUCUGCAGGGUUCUGUUGGCAUACGUGAGAAUAAUCUGGAAGAGGAAGUUUGAGCAUUGUGGCCUCAGUGGUUUGCACAAGGAAGUGUCUCUGACAAAACAAUUGGCCUUCACAAGCCACAAGCGCUAAUUCACCCUACUUAAACUGAUAUAUUAUUCAGAGCCCAGCAAUCAAACACCAUUUAGCGUAACAGAGUUCUACGUACACAGAAAUAUCCAUACCUUGAUCUAUAUACAAGGUCUUUUGCUGGCCCAUUCAUUCCAAAAGAGGGAGCCAAGCUGUCCUCAUGAAGGGAUUUGCAUACAUAUCAGUUGCCUCUUUUGCAAUGAAUGAAUCAAAUACCUGUUACAGACAUACGGACUUAAGUAGCAAGGCCUUAUGAAAUCCAGUAUAAAGAGCAUUGUGGUUUAUUUUGUAUGUAUAUUGAAAAGGUCUGAUGGGCUUCACCUCCUUAGCAUUGAGAAAUCAAUGGACAAUUGCAGCACUGCAGCUGCUGCAUACAGCUGCUGCUUACCUUUUGCAGUAGGCAACUGGUAUCCAAGUGAAUUGUGGCCAGUUUACAGCAUGAAUGGCAGGAAGCACUGAUUUUCUGUCUGUCUUCACAGGUGGGUGCUGAUAUCUGUGGCUUUUACUAUGAUACUACUUUUGAACUCUGCCUGCGUUGGACACAGCUUGGUGCAUUCUAUCCAUUGUCCAGAAACCAUAAUGCAUUUGGUCAGAAGGUAAGUAGGUGCCACUUAGAAAUAUUGCAGUUUGGACAUUAUAUAUAUAUGACAAAUGCUCACUUUUCUGGGCUUGGUACAAAUUUGGAAUGUUCUCCCCAUUUGUUUUGACAUUCAGUAUUGUAAGACUGAUGCAAUUCUGAUGGUUGGCCUGGAAAGGCGUUUUUAAAUUAUGAGCAACUUUGAUCAUUUGGUUUCUCAGUUUGAUUAAUCCCCUUAAUCUUUUUACAAAAGUUUUCAAAAGUAUCAGCCAAGUCACUAGCCUUGUGGAACAAACACCUUUCCUACUCAAAAGAAAUCAUUUUGGCUCCGGUAUGUGUAAAAGAAAUACAGGGCCAAGGCUGAGGUAAUUUGCUAUCUGGUCACAUCAGGGUCUUAUGAAAGCUUGUCAAGCACUGCUGCUGUUGUGAACAAACCAGCGCCCAUUGAAUGUCUAUUGACCCAGCUACUGUAAAUAAGCAGUGUUGACAGAAAAAGGGGGGACAUUAAAAUUAUGUCUCUGGAAACCAGCUGAUUCAGAGAACAGCAUAAUGUUGGUCAACAGCCUCAGAGACCACCAGUCUGAAACAUAAAAUGUAGAGGAUCAGAGUUUUGCUUUCUUUGCAAAUGUAAUUAAAAGGAAGAGGAUGCUUUGGUUAUACCUGAACAAUAAACUUUUAAAUAACAUUUUUGGGAUGCAUUUAUUUGUAACACUUUAAUCCCAUUCUACUUUUGAGAUGCUCAGAAAAUAUUGGUUCUCUGCCUUCUUUAAUCCUUACGUGUGGGGGGGGGGGUUUCCUAAUUGGGGGGGUAUCAGAUGACCACAACAGAUAUUGAAAGUACCUCAGGGGUGAGGAGAUGAAAAGAACAGCCAUGCUCCCAACAACAUAUGCAGCAGUCGAAUACAUAAAUAUAGUGUACGAAGGGAUUCUACAUGCAUAUUAUAGCUGGUCAAACUGGGGAGGGGGGAGUCAUUAGCAACCUUCAUGCAUUGUUCCAAUGGGGGGGCAUCUGAACCCUCCUCUAUAUCAUGAGAUGAAUUGUGUUGAGAUGUUGUGGUUGGCCCAAAGUUACCCAGCAAACUUCCAUGUAUGAGCAGGAACUUAGAUCUCCCUGAUCCGUACCACGACAUCUCACUGGUUCCUGCUCCCAGGACCUUCACAUAAACAUCUUUUAAAAAAUAUAUUGUGAUUAGAUUAGCUCAUCCCUGACCACUGAUCCUGCUAGCUAGGGAUGAUGGGAGUUGUAGUCCAAAAAACCCAAGUUUGGGAAACCCUGGCUUAGUUAAAAGCCAAGCAGUUGACGAAAGAAGUCUUUAAUAGGUUUACAUGCCAAAGCCUGUUGUUCCCUUAGCUUUCAGGAUGGGGCAGGGGGUCCAAUAAGCUUGAAUGCGCAAAUAUAAAUAAAUGCAAAUCAAACUGAAAUUCUGCUUUUUCACAGGAACAAGACCCUGGAGUGUUUGGGCUUGAAUUUGCCACAAUUGCACGAUCAACACUGCAGAUUCGAUACUCCCUCCUGCCAUACUUGUACACCCUAUUCUUUGAAGCUCAUGCCUUUGGAAAUACAGUGGCCCGAGGUUUAAUGCACGAGUAAGUUACCCAUUCAUUUUCCUCCUUGUCAUGGGUUUUUAAUCAAAGAUAUGUUAUUAGGUAUAUCAGGUCCUCCCUUAAAGAGGGCACAAGUUGCGGCGAGACCUGGCAACCAAACCCUGUGUUGUGGGUGGGUAUGAUUGGAUAGCCACAACACCCAAUUGGUAGGUCCCUUGAUGCAGGGUUUAAUCAGGCCAAUGGGACACAGUCCAACAGAUCAAGGGACCUAUGUAUACCUAUGCACGUGACCCAGAGCUUCCUCUUUUGGCGCGUGCAUUUGGAACACCUGCCCACCUUCUCCCUAUUUUUAGGGCUUGUGUGCUUGACCUUGCUAAGCCGCCGUGUAUUGUCUGUCGUUGGGACAGGGGCACAGCAGGAAUUUUCCCCACUUGGCUGAUUGGCUGUUGCCAUUUGGAUUUCGCCUGCCUCAUGGCAAAUCAUCACAACUUGUAAGGUUGUGGAUAGGCUCUGGUUCAGGUGAUAGGGAUGGCAGAACGCUCUCGCCAUCCCUAUGUGAAGGGUAUUCCGUUAAAGGAAUCCAGGGACUCAGUGUUUUGGUCAACCCUGUGAGGGGGUUGUGCCCAUGCCAGAGUCCAAGGGGACAUCUGGGUGGUGGACAUAGCCUGUUCCCGGCUUUCCGUCUAUCCAUGUGUUCACCCUAGGCUGACCUAUGCUGGUGCCCUGGGUCAGCACUACCUGCAACAGUGCAGAGAGCUUGUUGAACCAGAGCCUAUGCAACCACUCACGUGCUGUAAUCAAUAAAGUUGUGGCCUAAAUUCUGCCAAAAACCAAACCAAAAUUUGAGUAUUGUCUGAAUUUAUUUAAGGGGGAGGUUUAAAGGUCUGAACACGCAAUUAUUUUGUUGAUCGUAAUGAUGGUGAAGAAAACAGGGCUAAGUGUUCUCCACAGGCACAGCAACAGCAGGUUACAAUGGAAAUAUAAUAUUUACAGGCAUAUUUUAAAAGUCUAUUGCUUGCCAUUCAGAAUUCUUUGGAAGGUUUGUGGCUACGUCAAUGAUAAACUGUUUGAAGGUCUCCAAACGAAAUUCAGUUACAAAACAAAGACAGCAUUGCUCAGUUUCACCCAGGGUGUGAUGACGGGAAUUAAAAAUGAUAGUGUAAAGGCAAAAAUCAUGUAUAAGCCUGGCCCUACCAUGAGGCAGUGGGAUGAAGCUGCCUCAGGUGGCAGAUGCUGAAGGGGCAGAAGCAGACAAACCUGUAUGUACCACAUGAUCUGUCCAAUGCCCCUUAAGUUGGCCUUCUGUCCUCAGGUGCAGCAGAAGAUGCUAGCAUCAAAGUAAGAUUCAGCUGCCAGUCUGGUUGACUUUUGUAUGUGGAAUACGCAGAGGCACAAUCUUCUCUGCCUCAGGCAGCAAAAUGUUUCUAGCUAGUCCUAGUCAUUAGAUUGAUAGGAUGUUCUAAAUACCUUUUGGUAAGCCCUCCUUCAGUCGAAAGAACUCCUGCAAUUAUAUACCCUGCCCACAGGUUGAGUACACCAAACAGUGAGCCAUUCAUGCACCACAGUUUUCAUGCAAACCAGUCCCCACCACAUAUUUUUCUCUUCCGUGCUUCAAGCAGCCAACAAGAAAUAUUUUGUAGCACAUGACAACGGCCAGUCUACACAGAGAGACAAGUUUGUGCCAGGUUUCCGUGCCUGCUUAGUGUCAUCGAAGCAGCUGUCUGCUGGAAACCAGAAAUAGCUGUAUGAUGAGGAAAGAUAAGAUGGCUGCCUCUGGGAGCAGAUUUUGGUUACUUUUAAGAGCAGCCCGUUUUGUUGGGAAACAGAGGAAGCUAAUGGGGUUAGAAACCUGGAUUUUUUUACCUCAGGUAGAAAAAAGGCCUGCUCUUAGUAGUUCUAGGUUUUUAGUGCCACAAUUAGGUGUGCCUCUUUUACCCCCUGAAAUGAUAUAUAAUGCCAUGCAGAUACCCCAUGGAGCCUGCUAAUGCUAUGUUGUGUUUUUAAAGGGACUCAUGACGUAGACAUGCAGGUCUGAGUUUGAUCGAUUUCCUUUUUAUAUUGGAUGGUUUCCUUUUUAUGUUGUGGCAGCAUUGAAACCAUUUAAUCAUGCUCAUUGUGCUUGCAUUAAGAGCAGUGUUUCUUAGUCACCUUUCCUUUUAUCAUUUAAAUCACAUUAUGAACGUAUGGUCUUGCCUCACUGAGGAGAAAGGGAGAGCAAUAGCCCAGUUUCUUUUCCAUUGAAAGAGCAAAACAUAAGGUGUCUCUGUGAAGUUUGUUUUGCCACACAGCUAAAUAGAGGAGGAAGCCCUGAAGGAAGCCCGGGAGCAUAUUUACCCUUGCACAUUGUGACCUCACAAAGUGUCAAUUGCUUCAGAAAAACGAAUAGCUCAGAUACCUGUGGGCUCCUUUUUCCUUCAGAACAUUAAUGGCGCAACCAUCCCUUUUCCAAACCCUCUGUGUGCACAUAUGACAAGCUAUGUCAAUGAUAUCAGUUACAGGUAGGUAGCCAUGCUGGUCUGCCGUAGUCGAAACAAAAUAAAAAAAAUUCCUUUUAGUAGCACCUUAAAGGUAAAGGGACCCCUGACCAUUAUGUCCAGUCAUGACCGACUCUGGAGUUGUGAUGCUCCUCUCGCUUUAUUGGCCGAGGGAGCCAGCGUACAGCUUCUGGGUCAUGUGGCCAGCAUGACUAAGCCGCUUCUGGCGAACCAGAGCAGUGCACAGAAACGCCGUUUACCUUCCCGCUGGAGCGGUACCUAUUUAUCUACUUGCACUUUGACGUGCUUUCGAACUGCUUGGUUGGCAGGAGCAGGGACUGAGCAAUGGGAGCUCACCCCGUUGCGGGGAUUUGAACCACCAACCUUCUGAUCGGCAAAUCCUAGGCUCUGUUGUUUAACCCACAGCACCACCCGCAUCCCUAUACACACGAAAGCUCAUACCAAUAACAAACUUAGUUGGUCUCUAAGGUGCUACUGGAAGGAUUUUUUUUACAGUGGUACCUCUGGUUACGUACUUAAUUCGUUCUGGAGGUCUGUUCUUAACUUGAAACUGUUCUUAACCUGAAGCACCACUUUAGCUAAUGGGGCCUCCUGGUGCCGCUGCUCCGCCACUGCACGAUUUCUGUUCUCAUCCUGAAGCAAAUUUCUUAACCCGAGGUACUAUUUCUGGGUUAGCGGAGUCUGUAACCUGAAGUGUAUGUAACCCGAGGUACCACUGUAUUUUGUUUCAGUGAUAUCAGAUUGGUAUUUUCUUUUUUGGAACAUAGGUAGGCUGACUUCAAUACACAGUGAAACCAUUUAACCCACAAAUAUCUACAAAAACUGGCAGUGGCUUUCCAUAGACCCUGACAGAAGUAUUGCCAAACGUUGCCUGGAGAUGCUGGGAACUGAAUCGUAGAAUUGUAGAAUUGUUGAGUGGGAGGUGACCCUGAGGGUCAUCUAGUCCAACCUUCUGCAAUGCAGAAAUCCUUCCCACAGCUGUCCCUGGGUGGGCUCGAACCGCCAACUCCUGGAUAACAGCCAGGUGCACGGACCCAUUGCGCCACCUGACUCUGGAACCUUUUGCAUGCCAAGCAUGGGCUCUGAACUAUGGCCCUUCCCCUUUCAGAAAAGGAAGCGUAACAUUUCCUAUAUUGCUGUACCUUUGGCUUCUACGGCACACAAACUGGUAACCAGCAGGGGUGUAGGUGGGGGAAAUUAAAACAGACAUGCGGAGCUCCGAAGUGCUGCAGAGCUUUACAUAGGCAGGGGCUUCUUAAUUUUUCCUCGUGGAGGAAUGCUUUGCAGUCAUGGGGCAUUUCCUGGCAUUAAAAAGAAUAAAGUACGGCAUGUUUAUACUGUGUUCCAUGUUGUACCCUAUUGAUCUUUGCAGUGUGACCCAGAGGCUUAUGCCGUUCACAUUCUAUGUACAAUAAACUGAAUCCUAGUCUAUAGAAAUAAAUACUCAUCUUAUUGAAAUAACUUAAAAUAAAGGAAUCUGUGGUUCGGCAGCUGCUGAGCUAGAACAACCUAACCAAGCCUGAGGUGCCUACAAAAAGGCUGUUGAACAUGAACCAAGGCAGUUGCAUGGCAAGGCAAGGCUUAGAGAAAUUUGUAUUACUGCCAAGUAAUCAAAGUACUGAGCCGAAUAUUAUUGGGGAAAUUGGCUUCAAGUAUGAAGAACUGUUUCAGCUAUCUUUUAUUAUCUCUGAAGUUUUAAUCUCAGAAGGUUGUACUGAUUACCGAAUGGAAUUUUAAGAUAAAGUUUAAGAUAGCACAUGGGGAAUAAUGCAAGUAAUUUUAUUAAUUAUAAUUGGCACUGCACUUGCCAGCAUGCUGAGUGUUUUAGAGCAAUUUCAUUUAUCCUGUCAGCACAAUACAAUUUACUGAAUGUUGGAUAUGCAAAUAUCAGUCUGGAAGAAAGUUUUGUUAAUAUUGAAGGGAAAGCCUAAAAAAGAAUGACAAAAACAUAGGCUCUGAUGCAUUUGACUAGGGUUAAUAUUACUUUGCCAUACCACGGACAGCAUAACUGAAAAGGAGGACAACUGGGUACAAAAGUACCAUAAUUCCUCAGCCAGCCAGGCAAACAGGCUAGACUUCUGAGACCUCUGUAGGUUUCACUAUCAAAUACAAACAACAGAAAGGAAAGUGAAACUAAAGUAACUGCUUUGCCCUAAAGGCACUAUGUCAAAAAAUUAAGUCAUGUUGAUAGGGAACACCCCCAAAUUUUCACAAGAAAUAUAUCAUAAUAUAAAAUAACACAAGGUUAUGUUAUGUUUGGGUCCUAAUGAUUCAGCAAAACUGCUUCGAGUCAAAACAUCUCUUUAUGUGCGUGUGUGUUUAAGAUUAGACUUUAUCACAAGGAACACACAUAUUGGUUAAUCAUGAGUUAUUCUUAAGGUGGGGACGCAGCUGUCGGAGACAGCAAGGAUACACAAGCUUUGAAAAUAGACAUUUGACAUGUUCUGGAAUGUUGGAGGGUAUGUACUGUACAGUGGUACCUUGGAUUACAACCAUAAUCCGUUCCGGAGGUCCGUUUGUAAACCAAAACAGGUUGUAACCCAAGGCACGCUUUUGCCAAUGGGGCCUUCCCCCCCAAAAUUUGUUCAUAAUCCCAAAAAAAUGGGUUGUAAUCCAAAAAAAUGUUGCAAACCAGGACAUGCACUUCCGGGUUUGACAUGUUUGUAAUCCAAAACGUAUGCAAACCAAGGUACCAUUGUAUAGGGCAGGAGCUCUCUGCCAGGGUAUAAAUUAUGGACAAUUUGGAACUUUUACAUCUGCAUUUAUUAUGAAUUAUUAUUUCUAAUACGAAUGUUGGUAGUUCCAUCCUAUUUGGCAAAUGCAGACAGGGAGCCUUUGCAAGCCGACAGAAACAUUCUGCAGUUUCCACAUAUUGAGCAAAUUAUACAAUUCUUGUUCUAGGUUUCCAGCUGACCCUCAGACCCAUGAAAUAGACACAGCUUUUCUUUGGGGAUCUGCGUUUAUGAUUGCUCCAGUUCUUCAAGAGGCAAGUACUGGAAACACAAUGGUACUGGGAGGAAGUGAAGAUGGGCAUAUCAUUCAUAGUUUUCAAACAGAUACAGGAUGAACUUCUGUUUGCUCAUGCCCUUGCUGCUGGUGCAUGAUCACAGUCAAUUAUAGGAAAUGAUUGAAUCUCAGAGAUAGUCAUUAUAAAUUGAUCCUAGUCAAUUUUUGGAAGAAAUUGGAUCCAAGUAAAACUGAAGCAGUGAAUACUAGCUCUCACCCAGCUGCUCCCAAAUUUUCCUGCAUCUCUUGCCUCCCUUCAGAGACGUGUGUUUGCACUCAUAGUAAAUCAAAUUGCUAGAAAUUAGCAAAAGGAGGAAAGAGAGGGGAAACCACAGUUGUAAAGCAGAUUGAAUAUUUUGAUACUAUUUAAAAAAAAUAAAAAAUAAAUCUGUAACAUGCGGCCAGGCACUGAGAAAAGGUUUUAAACCACCACGAAUACUGAUUCAUGCACCAGUUAUUCUAUGUAUAUAAAUCUAUUACCUUAAGAGUGCUGCAGUGUGUACAGAGCACAGUAAUGAACUCAUUGUACUGGCACAACGAGCCUUGCAUUUACUUUCUACCCUUGUACAGCAGGCCAAAAAAUUAGAUCAUAAAUCUGCCUUGCUUAAAAUGCAGAUGCCUAAUUGUCAGGGUUGGCAACCUGGAGGAAAGCCAAAGAGCAGGAAGGUAGCAAGAGGCAGUCUUCUGUGCGCAGUCUGCGCUGAGCAAUGAGUUGCUUAGACUGAGGAGCCAUGCCUGAAUCAUUAGCUGCACAAAGCUAGGUGAAACCCUUUUGGUCAUUAGUGCCAUGUAACUUGGGUACGUGGGUGGCACCGUGGGUUAAACCACAGAGCCUAGGACGUGCCGAUCAGAAGGUCGGCGGUUCGAAUCCCCGUGACGGGGUGAGCUCCCGUUGCUCGGUCCCUGCUCCUGCCAACCUAGCAGUUCGAAAGCACGUCAAAGUGCAAGUAGAUAAAUAGGUACCGCUCUGGCGGGAAGGUAAACGGCGUUUCCGUGUGCUGCUCUGGUUCGCCAGAGGCGGCUUAGUCAUGCUGGCCACAUGACCCGGAAGCUGUACACCGGCUCCCUCGGCCAAUAAAGCGAGAUGAGUGCCGCAACCCCAGAGUCGGUCACGACUGGACCUAAUGGUCAGGGGUCCCUUUACCUUUACCUUUACCUUUAUGGUAACUGCAGUACUGUGUCCUAGUUAUGGUGGUGCCUGCAAUGGUGGUACUGAAACAUAGGCGAGAGCAAGUGAACCACUUCCUCCUCCAGCUUGUGACCAUCUUACACUAAUUAAAUCAAGCCACAGUUGUGAUCGUAGUGAAGCCGAAACAAAAAACCUAAGAAGAUGGUGGUCAUCGCACUUUUGAAAUUUGACUGGAUAGCAUCACAAUUUGUUUACCAGUGGUAUAGUUGUAUCUGUACAAAUAUCAAACCAAAACUGAGGAUAUCAACACCGAUAUAGCAGAAAUGUAUAAAGCUGAUCUAACUCUUUCAUGUUGGUUACAGGGAGCAAGAUCAGUAGACGUAUAUUUCCCAGAAGCACCCUGGUUUGAUUACUAUACGGUAUGUAUUUGUAAAGAUUACAUUAUGUUACGUAUCAUCGAGUGUCUUGCAUAAAAUCUCACUGAUCUCCUGUCAGCUGGCAUUUCCAUUGUUUUUCUUCAUGUGCCCUUUACUAAACUUACUAAUUUCCAUUUUCAAAAUCAUCAUAGAGUCCAUCUUUGUUCUGUGCUGAACUAAAUCUGAAAAUGUUGAAAUUUCAAGGAGCCUAUGGAAUUGCGACUUAGCUGAGCAAUGUUUUCUUCCACUUUAUGCAUUGAUUUCCCCCCUUUGCAUUUUAUAUAUAAAGGUGUGUCUUUCUAUACUCUUGUGUGUAAUAUACCCCACACAGCCUUGGCAAUAGGCUCAGGACUGAAAAUAGAAAAUACUACUUUAGACAAAACAAACACAUGCUUAAAUUCAUCACCACAAGCUAGUUGAGACAAAAGCUACCUAGAUGGCUUUAAGAAUUCAUUUAAUUCACAGAGGAAAGGUCUACAAAACCUACUAGCUAAAUGCACCCUAUAAGUGCCUAGGAAUGUUUACCAGAUGUUGAGGAUAAGAAGCAAGAGAUGAACAUCUCCAUCUUGCUUUGUUUAUAAGUUCCUCAAGAAAAUCUGGUUUUCCAUUGUUGAAGAUACAAUGCUGGACCAGGUGAACCAUUGAUCUGAUCAAGGAGAAGCAGGAUACUGCCUUAGGUUCCUUGGCGGGAAAGAGGUAGAUAAAUGUAGUAAAACAAAGGAAAUAAAAUCUUAUUUUUCAGACUAGUUACAAAUAUGUUUAUUUGCAUAUAUGAGAAGCUAUAGGUCCCAGGAGGUAAUUUGCAUUUUUAUUUCAGUAAACAUUGUAGUAUAAACAAUAUGCACUUUUGAGUUCAGAUUAAAAUCCUGUUUACAUGCCAACUGUGGAAAUGGCUUUAUGUAUUAUUUUUUAAAACUAUAUACCGCAAUUUCAUUUUAAAAAGCAGUUUACAAUAGUUGCAAUACAGUAAAAGCCACAAAAAUAAUCAAAACAGAUCACCAGCUAUUUAUAUAGCCAGAGAUGCUGCUACGAUUGCUUUUGAAAUAAUUUUACAGCUGUGUCCAAUUUUUUGGUAGGGAGAUAAAGUGCCAGAGUCAUCGCACCGUAAGCACGUCAACAUUAACGCCCCACUGGAAAAGAUUCCACUCUUUAUCCGAGGAGGAUAUAUUUUGCCAACGCAAACACCAGCCGUAAGAACUGCUAAGAGGUAACUAACAUAAUUACCUUUUAAAAAAUGAUCAAAUUAGAAAACUGGCCUGAACUUGGUACCAUGCUGAAAUUUGUCUGUGUUGUGCACCAAGUGUCAAUUUCUUGUAAAUUACUAUGGUAAUGAGCGUAAUCUCACUUAAAACCUUCCUGUUUGUUUUUUUCAAAUGAAGUUAGAUUGCUUUUUGCUCCUUGACAUGGCAGAAAUGAAAUAUGGGGCUGUGAGCACGCAUGGCAUUUGGGAGGUGGGUUUCCGAGUAGCCCAUGCCUCAAUCUAUGUCUAUCCAAUCUCUAUCCCUGUGGGAUGUAAACACAGGAGCAGUCAAUGACAACAUUCCUAGAGUGUACAUGUUAGAACAUGGGGAGGGAUGUCUGUCCAGCAAGCAGGUAAACUUCCUGGAACAGACUUCCUCCGCAUGUGACCAGAGGUGGGUGUGGCCUCACCUGUGCAGGUAAUGAUAAAAGCACAGGGCAGGCAGCCAUCUCUCUCUCUCAUCUUCAUCUUUCAAAGAAGCAGGAUGCCCUCUUGGCUCUCAGCCAAGAGAGGAGAGGACUAUCUUCCUAUAAGAUAGAUUCUGAAGUGUAUUUUACCUUUUUAAGCCUGUCUGCGUUUUGGGAUCAUAUUGUGAUACAGAACGUGAGUAAACUCUUUUAUACUUUUAUAAAGACUGUGUCGUGUCUUGUAUUUUAAGAGGGAACAAAGGGGAAAUUACCAGAGUAAUUAUUAUAGAGGUUCUAGCGAACCUGUGCACACGUUAUCGUUGCGAACUUAAAAGGGGAAUGUUUAUAAACUCUGCUGAUAUUUUGGAAACUUGUUAGCACAAGUUGGAUUAGGAUAUAAUCCCACAAUAUAUCCUCUCCUGCACCCCUGAACAUUCCCACAAUCCCUAGUGCUUAUUUCAGGGUUGUUUUUAGCAUUGGAGAUUCAGCCUUUCCCGCAACUAACAUGUCCAGCUGUCCCUUCUUGGAUUUUUGUGGAUUGUGGGAGCAGGUUUGCCUCAAUGCUUUUGUUUUUCGGGGGGGGGUGCGCGCACCUAAAUGUGCAAAAAAGGUGCACCUAUGGCAAACCUGUAUGUUCCUGAUGAGUACAUUAAUGUUGCACCACAACCAACUUUGCAAAUUUUCUAUUAGUGUAUGGGUAAGAAAAUUUCUAUUAGUGUAUGGGUAAAUAAAUGCUAAACAGCUACCAAUGAAUUUAAUAGCCUUCUCAGUUAUUCAGGUACACCUCCAGGUCACAUUUUUGCUAUAAUGAUAUGACCAGGGAGACUGAAAAUUUUGGAUUUGAACUGUAGCCGUUGAAUUCAGUCUCAUGCUCUGCAUAUUCUUUGGUCUCCCAUCGCUAUUUAUGUCAGAUGCUCAUAGGGCACUUUCUUCUCCAUUACUGGAUAGCUCUCACUUGUUCACAGGACCAUAUUACCGGGUCAUGCUUUCUUGUGUUUCAUAAUUGUUUUGUUGUUGUUGUUGUGUGUUUUAAUACUGUAAGCCGCCCUCUGAUCUCUGGAUGAAGGGUGGUAUAUAAAUUUUAUAAAUAAUAAUAACACUAAUGAUAAUGAAAUGUCUAUGGUUAAUUGUCAUUGUGUUGCAUUUUGAUGUACCUUGAUAUCUAUUGAUGUUUAAUACAUGAUUUGUGCAUGGUUUGGUUUUGAAUGUGGAAUUUGUAUUUUAGUUCUUUUAUUGAUUCCUUUUAGUUUGGAUUGGCAAACUGCUUAGAGAUUUCUGAUGAAAUCUGAAGCCGGAUAGGAGUUAAUCAAAUAAAUAAAAAGACUGUAUCACCCACAUUUCAUAAUUAGUUUUAAUUUAAUAACCCAUCAGCCGACUGAAUCCAUUUGGACUCAUUGUUGCCCUGGAUGAACAAGGCCAAGCCACUGGUUCUCUCUUCUGGGAUGAUGGCGACUCUGCCGGUGAGUGUUCAGAAAUGCUGGUAUUGUAUCUAAAACACAUUUUAUAAAGCGUAAAAGUGGCAGGGAAGGGUCUGACCUACUAACUGUCCCUUUAACUUGUGAGGAGGGGAGGGGGGAAGGUUAUUAUUGAAUAGGCGAGCACAUGUUGUCUCAACGUGUGUCCUUUGUUAUGUUUUAGUCUAAAAGGAAGCUGUUCCUUUUCCUUGUUAGAUGACCUAAUACUAACAUCAGUCUUGUGAUUUGUGUUUUGGCAGACACGGUCGAGAAUGGAAAUUAUUUCUAUGCCAGAUAUACAUACAGAGAAGUAAGUAGAAAAAAAGCACUUGGACAAAUAAGGUGUGUAUGCAGCAGAUGUGGGUGGGGAUGGAGAAGACAGGUUCAGGAAGCAAAAGCUAAGUAAGGAGUAGAAAUGAGUAAAAAUUAGGCUGGGGAAGUGGUAGCCUCUAUUUAGGGAAGACAUGUAUCAGUUUUUGUUGUUGUUGUUUAGUCGUGUCCGACUCUUCAUGACCCCAUGGACCAGAGCACGCCAGGCACUCCUGUCUUCCACUGCCUCCCGCAGUUUGGUCAAACUCAUGCUGGUAGCUUCGAGAACACUGUCCAACCAUCUCGUCCUCUGUUGUCCCCUUCUCCUUGUGCUUUCAUCUUUCCCAACAUUAGGGUCUUUUCCAGGGAGUCUUCUCUUCUCCAAAGUAUUGGAGCCUCAGCUUCAGGAUCUGUCCUUCCAGUGAGCACUCAGGGCUGAUUUUCUUAAGAAUGGAGAGGUUUGAUCUUCUUGCAGUCCAUGGGACUCUCAAGAGUCUCCUCCAACACCAUAAUUCAAAAGCAUCAAUUCUUCGGCGAUCAGCCUUCUUUAUGGUCCAGCUCACUUCCAUACAUCACUACUGGGAAAAUCAUAGCUUUAACUAUACGGACCUUUGUUGGCAAGGUGAUGUCUCUGCUUUUUAAGAUGCUGUCUAGGUUUGUCAUUGCUUUUCUCCCAAGAAGCAGGCAUCUUUUAAUUUUGUGACUGCAGUCACCAUCUGUAGUGAUCAUGGAGCCCAAGAAAGUAAAAUCUCUCACUGCCUCCCUUUCUUCCCCUUCUAUUUGCCAGGAAGUUAUGGGACCAGUGACCAUGAUCUUAGUUUUUUUGAUGAGGCAAAAACAAGGGACACACAUUUGGAGGGGAUCCAGUGAAUCCUCUUCCUGAUUCCUGAUAUCUCUUUGAAAAUCUUCAAGGAUGGAGAUGCCAUAACCUGUAGAAGCUGCUCCUUCUCUUCUUUCUAAUAUCCUGGCAAAUGUUUGAACACUGCAGCCAUCUUUAUCCUCCCUUAAUGCCCCUUCCAAGUCAGCUUCAUGCUGUUAGUAAUAUUGGCAAACAUAAUGUAACAGGCUAUUGGCUGACCAUCUCUUUGUUAGGGAGAUUGCUUGUUGAUAGCCCAAAAUGGUUGAUUUACUCAGUGGAGAUAUUGGUUGAGAGAUCACUCUGAAAUGAAAAGCCAUGAGUACAGAUUGGGGGGGGAGUAAUGUGGCAUAGCUGAUCUGCUGCCGAAUAAGAGUUUUCCCCACUUAGGUUCUACCUAUAUAUUUGUAAACCAAGCAGUUCUUACAAACAUGUCACAAAUCCUCUAUGUUCUCUCACCCGAAAGGAAGCCAAAUCAAGGUAGAGUUUUCGUUGCUUGUGGGAAACACACAAAAUAUCAAACAUUAGUGCUGCUGUAAGUCAGCAUGCAUAUCUCUCUAUGAAGAAAAAAUCAGAACGUUAGGGAGGACUGAAUUACCGCUACUCUCUGAUUGCUGCAGCCGAGAAAGGUUCCUUUCCCUCCAGUUCUCCUCUACAGAGCUGCCUAUUGAUGAUGAUAUUACUCAGGUCUGCAGUCCCAGAAAGAUGCAAUUGGCAUUCAGUCCCAGAAGUAUGCAAUUAAUAGGAGCCAUUUAGAAGAACAAAAUGACAUUAAUAUUCCUGUGGUGUUGUUCCCAGACCUCCUGCUUACAGCACUGACAGUGAAUUGGAGAAGAGUGAUGACUAUUUUUUCUGCAUGAUUAUCUCUGCAGAGACUGGCAUCGGAUAUUUCGUCUUAAUACAGCAGAUGCUUUUCCAGCAUUAAGGCUCUUCCUUUGCUCUUUUCUUCAGAGUGCUUUUAUCUUGUUGUCUUGCACAAAACUGGCAUAGGCUGAAUGGCAAAGGAAGGAAAAGAUUAGACUAGGCUUCUGUCUUUGGCGUGGCGGGCAAAAUGUGCCGAAGGCAAUUGAGAGGCGAUAGCCACUUUUAUAUUCUGCAGGAAAUCGCUUUGCAUUUGAUUGCUGGCUCUGUGGCACUUCCAUUUCUCAUUGCUUAAAUUGGAUUCUUCUCUGUAGUACCUGAAAUUACAACCUGCAUUUAAGCCAACCCAAACCGCCAAGUUAACAUUGCAAAUGUGAGGUAGUUAAAUCGGCAUUCUAAUACAGAAGAGGCAGGCAAUGCAGUGAUAUAUAAGAGAGGCCUUAGAGAAAUGUGUGUGUGAGUGAACAGACAGGCAAACACAGAGACACACAGUAUUGAACUUUCUUAAAACAACAUUCAUAAACCUGCAGUAGUGAGAGAGGUGGGAAGCAGGGGCUAUUCCAUCAGCUCUGUUGAAAGGUGCUCUGGAAGCCUUUGCUGCUGAAGAGUGAAGUAAACACACAUUCUUUAUUACGGUCCAAAGACCCACAGAAACACCCCCGAAAGCAAAAUAUAGCAGGUAUAGAGAGAAACCAUUUUAUUAAGAAGAGUGAAGUGAGCUUAAUAAAACCCCAAUAUGAUAAACCAAGAGAAAUGUAAAUUUCCAAGAGCAGUGAUCAUACUCAAAACUGCAUUACAAAGUCGGGGGGUGGGGAGCUUCAGCCCAAAUUCAUGAGGUCGGGGAAUCUGGCGGAGGGCCCUCAAUGCCAACCAGAGCAGGCAGGGAGAAAUAUGUGGCCAAAGAUGCUCAGGUCCCAGGCUAUUUAUAUGUAAAAUAAGUAAGUAAGUAAAUACUGUAAAUAUUCAUAUGCUGUAAGUUUCUUACAGUCUAUUUAGUCAAUUUUUCACUAAAACUGUUCUUACACAUGUCUUAAUUUUAUUCUGAUUGAAUAGCUGACCCUGUUUAAGACUGUUUUAAGUAAGAAACAGUUAACAUCUAUUCAUUUCCCGUUUUCUUUUUCAAAAGAGAAAGAAACAAGGCACCGAUCCAUAACUUGAAAACUUAUUUAUUUAUUAUUGCAUAAACUUUAUAUGCCGCUGAAAUUGUAGAAAAGUUAAAAUACCCAAACACAUUAAAGUUAAAUUAAAGUUAAAUUAAUUAAAGUUAAAUUGUAGAAAACCUUAAAGCGGUUUGUUGUUGUUUAGUCGUUUAGUCAUGUCCGACUCUUCAUGACCCCAACUAAACGACUAAACAACAAAGCGGUUUACAAAAAGAUAAAACAAUAAAACUUGGGGGGGGGGGAUAUCACAAGCAUACUUUAAAACUUGUAUGUUAAAGUUAAAAUACCCAAACACAUUAAAGUUAACUCAGCUUUCUAAGCAUCUUGUUAGGCUUGUCUAAACAAGGUGCUGAAAAUAGUACAGUGAAUAGCCUGCUUGAUCUCAAUAGGCAGGGAAUCCCCAAGUGCAGGUGCUGUCACACCAAACAAUCAAGUUCCUAGAAAUGUGGAAUGGGUAUUAUGGGGCACCUAUACCAGUGCCAUGGAACACAGGUGGCACUGUGGGUUAAAACACAGAGCCUAGGGCUUGCCGAUCCUUCAGCUUUUAGUGCUAAAGGUUAUCUCUUUGAGAGCAGGUGUAAUAAAGCACAGCACUCAGAAGUUGUAUCCUGUGCCAGCACAGGGCUGUGCUGAUUGAGUUUUGACGUGGUUUUCAAUGUACAGUGGUACCUUGGUUCCCAAACUUAACCCGUUCCGGAAGUCUGUUCCAAAACCAAAGCGUUCUAAAACCAAGGCGUGCUUUCCCAUAGAAAAUAAUGCAAAAUGGAUUAAUCCGUUCCAGACUUUUAAAAACAACCCCUAAAACAGCCAUUUAACAUGAUUUUUACUAUCUAAUGAGACCAUUGAUCCAUAAAAUGAAAGCAAUAAUCAGUGUACUGUACUAUAAAAUAAAUAAGACAGUAUUGUAGGUGAUAAAAAUUAAAAUUAUUUUUUUUUUCUUAUGUGCACUGCUGAUAGUCAUUGUUUGGAUGGGGGGGCUUUUAUCCAUUUCUGCAGUUACACAAUCAAUCAAUCAAUCAAUCAAUCAGUAGCUGAACUGGGUUCCACACAGUCACAAAAAACAAGUCACAGAAACGAAGUCACAAGCCACAGUCACAAGUCAGUCCCAUAAAACGAAGAACAAGUCCCUGUCAAAAACACGAAAAAGCCACACAAACAAAAACACACAAAAAAGCAAAAGCAAAAGCUCCAAAUAUCACCUCUGUGUUGCAUGGGUGCUCGGGACUCAACAGCCAACACACUCAACAGGAAGCCUCUGAUUAGCAGUGGGGGACCCAAUUUACAAACGGAACACACUCAACAUGUUCUGCUUCCAAGGCAAAGUUCACAAACUGGAACACCUAUUUCUGGGUUUGCAGCGUUCUAUUUCCAAGUUGUUCAUAAACUAAGCUGUUCUAAAACCAAGGUAUGACUAUCACUCUGCCUACAGUGCACAGGAGACGGGGGCUGGAAUCAUGUGUUGUUAAAAGGGUGUCUGAAUGGCCUCUCAGGGGUUUUUUAUUUUAUUUUAUUCUUUGAACAAUUCUGAAAAAACGCACCAUGUUUCUUGCCUCGUUUAUCAGAGCUUUCCCAGACCUUAUCAGCCUCUUCAGUAUCUUUAAAAAGAGGGCAUAUGGAAACUACGGUAACUAGCUUAGGAGAACCUGUAGAGAGGUGAAUAACUAAGCCAUUAAAUUGCAGCUGUGGUAGCUAGUGGCUUGUGAAAGACAAAGUCUCUCUUGUGUAAAUGCGCUAUGAUGUAUGUAGCAGCUGGUCCUUUGUGUUCCAAUUUAGCUGAAUGUUUGUUCAUCUGUACUUCUGACACCAAACUGGAAUUCUGACAGCAGCACAAGACAGUUCUGUGUAGGACUUUUAAAAGUAAAAAAAUAGUGAUGCCUGCAUCGUUUGCCAUUGCACUGUGUGUCAAAUGAAUGCCUAAAGUAUUCUCCUCCUGAAUUAUUCUAGGGGCACUUGAAGACAAGUAUUGUUAACAACAACUACCGUGGGGUCGAUUCUCUGAUAUAUGAUACAGUUCAGAUCCUUGGUGUGACCUCAAGACCUAAUGCUGUCGUUAUGAAUGGAAAAGCCAUCCGCAGAAGUGACAUACAUUACCAGGAAAAUGGGGUAGGCAUUCUGCUUGUGAAUUACUUAAAAUAUUUAUUGUUGUUGUUGUUGUUGUUGUUGUUAUUCCUGUAUUAUAUAUAUACCAUAUUUUUCGCCCCAUAGGACGCACCGGCCCAUAGGACGCACCUAGUUUUUUUGGGGGGAAAUAAAGAAAAAAAAAUUAUUUCCCCCCCCCCCAGGUGCGGGGCUGGGGCGGGGGAAGCCCGAGCUUCCCCCGACCCCAGCCCCCAGAACAGGCUGCUAUCCGCAAGCCGUGGGAGAGCUGUGCGAAGUCGCGCGGCUCUCCCAUGGCUAGCGUAGAGCUGCGCGAAGCCCGAAGCUUGGGGCGUGCUGAGCUCAGCGCACCCCAAGCUUCUGGGUGCCGGCAAGCUCUCCGCUAGCCGUGGGAGAGCUGCGUCUCCCACGGCUAGCGGAUAGCUUCCUGAAGCCUGGAGAGCGAGAGGGGUCGGUGCGCACCGAUCCCCCUCGCUCUCCAGGCUUCAGCGAAAGCCUGCAAUUCGCCCCAUAUACCGAAAAAGACGGUAUAUAUAGCACUGUUUCCGUUUUGCUGCAGUUAAUCUUCAGACAAAAACUAUGUUAUUUAUCUCGCUGUCCGUAAUGCGCUUUAUGUAAUCAAUUAAGCACAUUGCAUUGUCAUUACACGAUUCCACUCUGUUCAACUGUGUGGCAUUCACCAUUGGCAGUAGUACACUGUGUGGUGGUUCACUGCAACAUACCAGAAAGGGCAGGGGGUAGCCUGAGGUGAGUGUGGUGCAAACACAUGGGCAGGAGCGCCGGAUUGGUUCUGGCACAUUUGUGUCACGCCAUCAGUGGCGUCUCCUUCCUCUUCCCCAUCUAUGUCCCAAUUUGCUGUAGUUCAGGGGUUGGCAAUGUUUUUUGUUUCCACCUCCAUUGUUCUGCCCGGACACCGAGGUCCAGCGCCGAGGGCCUUCUGGCAGUUCCCUCACUGCGAGAAACCAAUAUACAGGGAACCAGGCAGAGGGCCUUCUCGGUAGUGGCACCCACCCUGUGGAACGCCCUCCCACCAGAUGUCAAACAGAAAAAAAACUACCAAAUUUUUAGAAGACAUCUGAAAGCAGCCCUGUUUAGGGAAGCUUUUAAUGUUUAAUAGGUUAUUGUAUUUUAGUGUUUUGUUGGAAGUGGCUGGGGAAACCCAGCCAGAUGGGCAGGAUAUAAAUAAUAAAUUAUUAUUAUUAUUAUUUUGAGGCCGGUCCGGUCCAUUCCCCAGCAGACCUCUCGGUGAGCCAGAGCAUGCACGCCCAUGCACGCACUCAAGCUAUUUCCAGGACUCUUCUGGGUUGGAAGAGCACCGGAAAUAGUGUGUGCGCAUACACACGGGUGCGCCUCCACCCCGGAAGUGCGCCAGAAAUAGCUUGUACGGACGUGUACAGGCGCUCCUCCGGGUGAGAAGUGCCUGUGCGCAUACACUGAAUCCCCACAUUGAUCCACAGAACGGCCGUGGGCCGGUUCCAGGAAGCUCAUGGGCCAGAACCGGCCGAUGGGCCUUAGGUUGCCAACCUCUGCUGUAGUUACUUAGACUGGAUCUAGACACGUCAAACCAGCGUUUCAGUUAAACAUGUUGCAAACUUUGUACGAGAAAUCAGAUUGGCAAAAGCAGAACUCCACAGUUUUAGAAUGCAUACACAACGCAUAUGAAGCGCUUAUUCCUUGCCGAUGUAGCUGAGUCCUCAGUCAGACGGAGGUCAGGUGAGCCAUCCCAUCCCAUUUGCUGUUGACUACUAGCAGAUGGGUGUCUGCUGGUGUGUGCAAAUCUAGAUCAUGUUGAAAGUGCUCAUGUUGAAGGUGGUUUGCUGCUAAAGGGAAAGCCACAAAUAAUUUUUUUUGAACCAUCACUAUAUACUUGCAGCCAUGACCUAUGGACAUGAGGAAUGAAGAAGGAAAUGGAGGGGGGGGGCUUUCUAGGGGAAAGUGCCCCCAUUGCCUAUUAAUCAAGCUGAACAGUUUGGUCGCUCCCCAUAGUGUUAAUAUUUAUCCAGCAUGGGCAUGUGAAUAGUUCUUUCUGUUCCAUUUGGCAGAAUGUGCAGUUAGCAUUUCAAAAACAGCCGCCGCAGUAAGAAUGGGAAACUUUUCUGUGCGCAUAUGUGGGAAGGCUGCCUGUCUUGUUUUGUGACUGCUAUUUACAUAAGCUCACAAUUACAUGUUUUCCAAGCAGCUACAAAAUGGCAGCUGUCAGCAGAUCAUUAGGGCAUUGUGUCACAACACUGUUAGGGCCACAGUGAAACAUAAUCAUCAUCAUCAUCAUCAUCAUCCAGGGCUGGGUAAGGGGCUCAGUUAUAAUUCCUAAACCAAUAUGUGAUAAAAUCAAUUCAGCCAGAAUUUUGCUUACAGUGGAGAAGCUCCAUAAAGUCCCUCACAUCUGGGGCAGUUUCUAGGCAGGCUUGAUCAAAGUUGGUCCCAAAUCCAUUUCCUCACCCCAGAGUUCUUGAAAGCAUCCUCUUUCUUCAGAAAAGGGACCUGGUUUUCUGCUGCUUUCUUGGCAGUGGUGGGGGAGGGGUGAGAAAUUUCUCCAAAAUUUCUGAAAGCAGCUGCUGCUUACCUUUACUGGAUCUUGCCAGAAAGUAUGGCCAGUGAGAAACUCUGGUAAGAACCUCAGGAUGCCUUCUUCUUGAAACGCCUUGGUCGCGGCAUGAAAUUGUGUUUUUCCCAAGUCUUUCCAGGUAGCACAGCCAGUGGGAAGUUGUGGAGUGAGCAUUGUGCUACUGAGAGUGAUGUAGGGUGCUUAUUUCUAAGUUUAAAAAGGAUGGGGGGAAAUGGGAAGCCCUUGCCCACCUCAUAAUAUGAAGUAAGGUAAGGAGCAACUCCUUCCCGAAAAUUUCAGAGAAAUGCCUCCCCCCACCCUGUGAUAUUUGGAGAGGAUUUCAUCCCAUCACCACCCUGCCAUCCACCCAACAAUUCAUCAAAAACUGGGAAAAAAUGAAAUUCUUAGCAUAGCUCUUGGCUUGAGCCUAGUGCCUUUCAUUUCAGAAAUUAAUGUCAGGUGUAGAGUAGGAAGAUUGAAUUUCCCCUAAUAGAGAUUUUUCCACUCCAAAUACCUUGUAGUUGGCUAUUUCACUCCAAAUAUUUUCCGUUAUAGAUGCUUUACAAUUGCACUGCCCUCAAAUGGCCCUUAAAGCCAGUAAAAGUCAGAAAUCGCUUCUGAACACACCAUCAUAUUUUUCUGGAAAUAAAUCACUAAGGACGCAAGCAAAAAAAAUAAUAGUUUUUGCUGUGCUCUCUAGCUGGGAAAUGGAGUCAGGAUAAGAAGCCCCAUUGCUUAAUGCUGUUUCUGUAACUUGCAAUACUGAACAAAUUGGUUGAACAAAGAACUAGAGAAAGAGGCUUUGCGUGGAAGCAAUGGGGAGGCUGACACUUUCUAUUUUAAAAGUGUCAGACUUCAUAAUUAUAAUUACUUUAGAAUAUUUUUCCCCCUGCCUGCAUUAAAAAUAUACUGGAAUUACGAAAGGUGCCUGUCAGGGGUUCAGGGAGAGAGGCACAGGGUAGGCAGGAGAUGGAGAGCGAUGGGGAGGAAUUCCAAGCCAGCGAGGAAGAGGAUGACAAUGACUCAAGAGAUUCCAUGAGUCUUUCCAGCGAAUCAGAGGAUUCACAGAAUUGGGCGCCGGUGGUCAAGGCCAGGGGAGCCCCAGGGGGGAAGUGUCAGGAGCAGGGUGCCAGCGGAGGAUCCCAAAGUGGCAGCUGGGCAUCAGGACCAGCCUCCCCACCAGAGUGCAGCGAAGGGGGUGGAGUUUCCAGUGUGUCAGAGGAAGCAGCUCCAGCAGCAGAGAAAGGAGGGGGGUCAGAGCAAGCCACCCUCCCGGAGGGGAGGGGAGCAGUGAAGGGAGUAGUGUAACUGUCAAAAGGAAAGUUAGAGGUUUGGCGCGCGCGCCUAGUUCAAAUGUAGAGGCGCGCGGAAGUGCAGGGAGCCCGGAGGAGGGGCCAGGUCCCAAAGCCCGCAGGCGGGGGGAAGAGCAGUCUGAUUCCGCGUCAGAGGAAUCCAGGAGGGGCGAAACCCCAGUGGGCAGAAGGACCCUGCGGAAAAGGAAGGAGAGAAAGAGGUGGAGCAGCGCAAGUCUCUUAAAUUGGUGGAGGGGAGGGUCUGACUCAGAGGUGACUUCAGCGGUCUUGGGUAUGAGUCGUUAGGCUGCGCGCCUAGGAUGUCAAGCAAACCAUGAACUGCAAUAAACACCUUUGUAUAUAAGAAGACAUAGGCGUUGGUCUUUUGUGAGCUAAGACUUGAGGCAGCCUUGACAGUGCCUAUCAGAUUACAUAUCAAAACCAAUACUUUUUGAUGGGGGAGGGGACUGUUCAAGAAAAUACAGGUGGCAGGUGAUGGGAAUGACCUCUGAAUGAAAUGCUGGAGACCUGUUGCCAGUCAGAGUGGGGCAAUAUUGGACUAUAGGGACAAAUAGUCAACACAGCUUCUUACAUUCCUAAAGCAUAAUAUUGUUUUGCCAAUAGAAAAGAGAAAUUGUGUAUCCUUGGGAAAUAGUUUCUGGAAUAAGGCAGUUGAUCAGAAUAAGAUAAGCCCAGGUAAUCAGUAUUUGUCCAGAGCAGGCAUAGGCAAACUCGGCCCUCCAGAUGUUUUGAGACAAUUCCCAUCAUCCCUGACCACUGGUCCUGUUAGCUAGGGAUGAUGGGAGUUGUAGCCCCAAAACAUCUGGAGGGCCGAGUUUGCCUAUGCCUGGUCCAGAGGAUAUUGGUUUAGUAUGGCUACAACAGGGCUAGCCUCUUUUCUUAUUAAGAUCCCUCAUUCUUAUAGUAAAUAGUGAGACUCUAGGGGCCUGAAUUCACCAACCUCUCUGUGUGAUUUGCUGUUCUUAACAGGAUAGGCUUGUGCUUUGGCACACAUCUCCUUUAAAACUGUAGACAAAUAGUUUGCAAAUGGAUAAUAGAGAGAACUUUAGUUAGACUGAAUCAUAAAAAGAUGUAGCCUAUUUAUUUUUCAUGUUGAAAUCAGUAAUGUUGCAUUUUACAGUGGUGCCUCGCAAGACGAAAUUAAUUCAUUCUGCGAGUUUUUUCGUCUUGCGAAUUUUUUGUCUUGCGAAGCACGGUUUCCCAUAGGAAUGCAUUGAAAAGGAAACAAAUUUGCAAGACGUUUUCGUUUUUCGUCUUGCGAAGCAAGCCCAUAGGGAAAUUCGUCUUGCGAAGCAACUCAAAAAACGAAAAACUCUUUCGUCUUGCGAGUUUUUCGUCUUGCGAGGCAUUCGUCUUGUGAGGUACCACUGUAGUUGUUUUGGAAGUGCUGGAGAGUUCUCAACCAUUAUCUGCAAAAAAGACAGUGUCUGGAUAGUGACCUUUAUCCUGCCUUAGACUUCAGGUGUCUAGACUAGGUAUCUUAGCUUAUUUCUACAUGAGAGGUAUGUUAUACCAGUCAAAAUACAGUGGUAUGAUUCCAACAAAAUGAAGCACUUUUAUGUUUCAUUGUUUCAUAAAGUAAUUAAGCAUGUAUUUAAACCUUCCCCUAAGGGCUUCCCAAAUGUUUAGCUUUGGAUGGAUUGUUCCUGUUCUGGUAAUUCCUAAUACUGGAGGUGGUUUUCUUUAAACCCUUUUAACAUUAAUUUUGUUUCUUUCUCACUAGAAACUUGUUGUGCACCUUUCUGUACCACUUGGUGAAGAGUUGGACCUCAUACUUCAAUAGGCUGCUGAAGAAAUCAAAUAAUUUGCUUUGUGAUUAAAUCUGUAAUUUGAAUGUCUUCAUGAAUUCUCUUCUGAAUUAAUAAACAUCAGUAGCUUGCAUAUCUU